Molecule: messenger RNA, 95232 nt
Organism: Podarcis lilfordi (Lilford's wall lizard)
Lineage: Eukaryota; Metazoa; Chordata; Lepidosauria; Squamata; Lacertidae
Source: the annotation of a GenBank genome assembly
AUGGCACGUUUUGUCAAAGUGAGAAUUGUGCGCACCAAAAAACGGGAAGGGCUCAUUCGCACCAGACUACUUGGAGCCUCAAUAGCUAAAGGAGAAGUCUUGACCUUCCUCGACUCUCAUUGUGAAGUCAACGUGAACUGGCUGCCUCCUUUACUUAGUAAGUUAUACUGGAACUUACAACAUUAGGAUUUUCAUGGUACUGAAACAUAUACUUUAUCUCAUGAAUACAUUCAGGAUGCACAUUUCAUUUAGUACAACCCGCCAACAGCAUCUAUAACUCACCUGUAUAUUUGGACCUGUAUAUUUGGACCUGGAAGUGAAACUUUCUAGACUGUAAUGCAAAAUAGAAUUAGCAGAAGAAACAUGAUGAGAAUUAAAAUUUUUAGGAUGGAACUCUUAUUCAUUUGGGUUGAAUUCAGCACUGGUAGCUUGAGUUGCCCACUAGUGGAUCUUGAGGAGGCAUGUUUUGAAACAGCCUUCCCCAAUCUGGUGUCGCCCAGAUGUUUCGGACUACAACUCUCAUCAGCCCCAGCCAGCACAACUGUUGUAUUCUGAAACAUUUGGAAAGCACCAUGUUGGGGGACAGCUGUUUUAGAACAUCUGACCAUAUACUGUGCCUUUUAUAGAAUUAUUUGUUUAUGUUGUCCAACCUAGUAAGGCUGGAUGAGCAACAAUGGAAAACACAGCAUUUGAACCAGGAGGACAACAUGUCCACUUGGAUGAUUCUGACACAUCUGCCUGGAAAAUAAUUCAGAACUGUUAUAUUUGGGGGUGACUUCAUUGGAACUUGUGAUCUGAGCCUGUUGACCUUUUACUAUCUUAAUCAAUAGCCAUUUACCAUCUUCAUCAGUGGCUCCCACCAAGAGAGGCUAUCAUAGCUAUGCAUCUAAUGUGUUCUUCAGGCUCUCUGUUUUCUUUCGUUGGUGCUGGUCAUUGGCCAUAACAGAAAAGAUUUGAUUUGAUUUGACCUAAGCUCCAGAUUUUGCAUUUUUCAUGAAUGUUGUAAUACAUCUCUCAGCAACUUAACUAUACAUCAGAAUAUACAUGCUGAGAGAAUUUUUUUUUUUUAAUAUUUGAGAUGGGUCUGUUGAGCAGAUUAAAACAUUAACAGAACAGAAUUCUGUGUCAAAGUGACACAGUCAAGAAUUAAAUAGAUAUGCUCCUCCCUUGCAUCUCCCCUCCGCUGCUAUCAGAGAAGAAGCUGAGUUGCAGAAGUCUGAUGUUCAUAUUUUUGGAGCCAGAAUGAGCAGCAUUUUCUCAGUGCAUUCUUGCUGUACAUACUCAAAGCUAAAAUGACAAUUCUUUUGCUUUCUGGUUUUUAUUUUUUAUUUUUUGCUUGCUCGCUGACUCCUUAGGUGACAGAUUGGGGACAGCUUAGAGCAGCAAAGUGACAGAGAUAUAGAUGACUUGACUUCUGUGGGUCUCGCUGGGAUGUGACUCUCUUUGAAGAACUAUAAUGGCUUCUAAUAACAGGCCGAGUGCGUCAAGCCCGUUGCAGAUAGAGGCCGGAUGCAGAUUUGAAAACUGAAAUGAUUUUAGGGCCAUGGGGAGAUGCUGAGGCAAUUUUCAAAACUUUGAGGGGCGGGGGAAGAGGAGAAGUAAAAGCCUAAGGGAUUUACUUUGCGGUAAAUGUGAUAGAUGGCUUGGCUAGACGUACCCUCUUUUUUGUAUUUUUAUGCUUUCGUCUUUCAGAUCAGAUUGCGCUAAACCAUAAGACCAUUGUGUGUCCCAUGAUUGAUGUCAUUGACCACAAUCACUUUGGGUACGAGGCGCAAGCGGGAGAUGCCAUGCGUGGAGCCUUCGACUGGGAGAUGUACUACAAAAGAAUACCAAUUCCGCCAGAGCUCCUGAGGGCUGAUCCCAGUGACCCUUUUGAGUAAGUAGUAGCGAUACCAAGCAUUAGAAUGAGACAUCGCAGGCAGCAGUUGCAAGAACUGUGGCUGCAGCAAUAGAGGUAGGGCCUUCUGGGCAAAUUAACCUCAAAUUAAAGAUGGCAAAUGGGAAGCAGCAACAAGCAAGAGAAUGGUGGGAAAGGUCAGGAUGUGGAAUCGCAAAAAGGGGGCAGAUCACUCUCUAGAGUUCCACUGCCUCCGCUGCUCUCAUUUGAGCAAGGAAGAAUCCAGCCAGCAAAAGAUUCCUGUUCUUUACUGUUAGCAGGGGGGAAUAUUGGGAGUGAUUGGGGAAUAAAUGCAUCUGUGCUGAUUUUCUUUACUAUUCCAUGGAGUAGCCUUUGAAGAGACAUUAGUUUAUUAUUUCUUUGCUAGAGAUUGAUGCAACAGAUGAAUCAAAAGUAAGCUUGUUUUCAGCUAGCAAAGCCCCUAUGUAUGAUUGAUGGUGUUGCUACCAUAUACAUCCUGCUAUAAUUUAAACACAGGGGUAUAAGGCAGCUGACUUGUGAAUAAUCUCAGAUAAGCCAUCGUCUUAUCCCUGGUAUUGGGUGGAUGAGAUAAUUCACAGUAACAAUCUCCCAAGGCACCACAAAGUUGAGUCCAUUUUUGCUUUGAUUUUAUUUUUGCCUGUCAUGCAAAGGGGGAUUUAUCCUCAUCAGCCAAGAAAGUGAGAGGAGAGGGCACCAAGGGAGAGGAAGUGGAGUUAUGGCCGGUGAUCAAAACCACAAGCCAGUUAAAGUGAAGUGCUUAGUAUUCAGAAGCUGAUUCGGUUCUUUUCACGUUAGAGGGACUAAAUCAGGAGACGUUCAAGAUGCUGCACUUAAAUGGAGUCCCAUGUAUGCAACCAAAUGACACUAACGUCAUCAAACACCAUUAUUUUGUGCAUAGAUGCUGGUUACUCUUAUUAAAGUACCAAGUAGCAUUCAGACAUGAUAGCUGCCUACUUUCCUAGUUCCAUUCCAUUUUACGACUAUGAACAGGCAAGAAAGGGUAUAUGAUUACUGUGGUCAAGCCCUCUUGGACAGUGGAUUUGCAUUCCUGAAAUAACCACAGCAAGAAGACUAAGGCUGUGGGAAAGCAGGGAAUCCCUAGCCCAAUGACCCAUUGACCCACACCAGCUUAACAAAGCACAGCGAGGUCGGAACAAGAGAGAACAUGGUAAGAUAAAGCUGAAUGUAAGGCAAAUCAGGACAAUCUGGGAGCUUAUUGGUCCAGCAAAUGCCUGGAGCCAGCUGUGAUGUUAAGUAGAUUUAUGGCAAAGACAGUGUCCCAGUCUCUUCCUCCUUGUAGGAACACUGUGGGUUUAAAGGAACAGUAUUUUAUUCUGAAGUUUUGUACUGAAGCCUUCUGCUGCUUCUGGUCAUUGCAUGGCAGUAGAGGAAUAGCCUUCCCAGCUGCAUGUGCUCCUGGAAUUCAGUCCGGAGUCACAGGUUUGAGGUUUGCCUAACUUCCAGGCACCAGGGAUGGAGGGAUUGUCUUCCCCUACAUAGAAAUUUGAAUCAGCCUCUCCCAGGUCCUAAUCCAAACAGUCUCUAGCCAUUACGCUACUUUGCUGAAGUUCAGUUCCAGGACAUCAACAAAAUUUCACCACCAGUAUUGAAGCUUUACACUUUUCCAAAAAGUGUGCUCAAUUGCUUUAAGCACAAUUGAUCAGCCCAUUUGUUUGGGAUUAUCAAGGCUUGCUCUUUUCUUAGAGGAAGCAACGCAAACUGGUUUCAGAUUUACAUUAUGUUUCUAAAGUUUGGUAGUACAUAACUCCCAGCGGAGGGACAUGUGCAACUUUAAAGGGAGAUUAAAAUCUGUUUGUUCUGUUUAAAAGUCUAAGAACUAUUAAUGCCUCCCCUGGUACUUCUAGCUUUUAACUGCAUUUCACUCCUCAAUAAAUCUACCUGCUGCAAUAAAAUAGGGAGCACACGAUUGCAGGCCAUGUAAACAGCACCAACAGGCCAUACCUAGAGGUUUGCAUAUCCAUUUGCUUUACAAAAAGUCAUAGAGCUGAAUGGAACCUCAGGGAUCAUCCAGCUCAACCUCCAGGGCAAUAAAGCAAAGUAAACUUCACUCUUCCAAAAAUGAUCAAGUGAUAGUUCUGUCUUAAAAUGACUUCCUUUGCUUUGGUUAAAUGCACCAGUGAAAUUAUAUGCAGCUUCAGCAUGCAACAUGCCCCCUUCUCCCUAUACGCAUAACUCCCUUUUUAUUGAAAAUAAAAAAAUGUUACAAUCUGAUGUGUAAAUGUGGAGAAGUGAAUGGAAUAAUGAGAAACUGAGGGAAACCAACAACUUUGCCCAUCCCUAGACUGGAUGCAAAACAAGGCUCUGACAGUCUGGCUGGAUGCAAGGCAGGCCAAGCAGCUUCAAGCUAGAGGUAAGGCAGGGCUUUGGUUGGAUGCAAGGCAACUUCCAUGUUAUCUCAACUCUGGGUUCUGAAAUGGCAUUUUAGGCCUGUCCUUGUAAUCAAUCAAAUGGUAAACUAAAAAACUUAAGACUUCACUGGACAAAGUUAUUACGGAAAACAAUGCAGAGGAAAUAAGUUGAGGAUCGCUGGGGUGGGGAGGGGAGAGAUACUUUGGGUUGGCCCUGUGUGUCCUGCUGUUUUAAAACAAUAUAUCAGCAACAGUCCCUUGUUUAAUAUCAGCAUCAGCCAUCUUUACCUCACAAGAGGGCGGAGGGCAGUUGCUUGUGAAGCAAACAAAUCACUGGGGUCAAGGAGACCCAAGACAAGAGGAUGUGGAGGAUAAACUGGGGUGGGGUGAGGUAAUAGGUCUUGCCCUCUUUUAUGUAUUUGGAGAGUGCAGGCAAGAUGAUAGUAAGCCAGUUCCCAUAGUCUUUUGAGACAAAAUGCUGAAUUCCAAACAGCUGAAAGAAAACUCCCACUCAUGGAUUUGAGGGAAAGUGUGUGAAGUGAGGACCAUUUCCUUAACUUUCCGUGUGCUUUGGGAUAGUGGAGUCCAGAAACAGCACGCUAGGUGGGGAGGAACCAGUGCACUAGCUUCCUGGCAGGUGGGUCACCUUUGCUUACUGGGAAGACAGGGGGAAAGAGGGGAGAUUGGUGCGCUGCAAACGCACUAGUGGAGCCAGUCUGGUGCUCCUGCCAUUGUGUCUGCACUACACCGACCUUCUCAUCACCUUGCCCUCUUCUUCAUCAGAAGCAACAGCAACCCCACCUGCUGAGAAGGUAGGAUAGCAGCUCCGCCCCACUGUCUGAGCCACUUCCAAUUGCUCGGCAUUCCCUUGCCUGCUGAAUCCUGAAACACCAGGCUUGACUCUGAAAUGAAGCUCUCAGAACAAAACCUGCCACCACAAACUAUUCUACCCUGUCCUUAUUACUGACAUAAAACACAGGAAGUAAUUAGCUGGUAUAGAGUGAAAGUCACUGUUUUGUACGUUUAAUUUGAUUUUAUGCUAAAGACUGCAUUUGGUUCUAUUUAAUUAAAACUCCUUUGGUUAAUAAGUUUCCUAUGGAUUCAAGGAUUUCAAACGGUUGCCCCUACCUUUUGAGAAAAUGCUUGAAGAUGCUAAUGAGGUUAGUAUAAGUAGGGUAUAAAAAGAAUAAACAAGGGGGGGCAGAUACUGCCUAAUGACUGCACACACUUUUUAAAUUGAAUUUUGUUCUUUAAAAAAAAAAAAAGAGGCUUCAGCUUGCAAAGGUAAUCUAUAAAAGUAUCCAAAAGUAAAAUGGAGCAGGUUAGAAAACAGUUAUCGGCUUUAAAGAUAAAGAGAAAAGGCAUAUAGCUCCAGGCUCAGUUAAGCAGAAAAUGAACAUCUGAUGCCUUUCUUAGUGUUGCCCCUCUAUGAGUGGUCUGGUGGGUGGCAACCCAAGAACAGGGUUUUUCUGCGGUGACUUCCUGUUUAUGGAAUGCUCUCCCCACGGAGGCUCGCUUGGCACCUUCACUACAUAUCAUAAUAAGAACAAAAACCCCACAAAUACAUUUAAAAGGCCAUAGAUUGUUUACUCAGUGCCUCAAGAUUUUGAUGGCAAUGAUAUUACUGGGCACUGGAAAAAACUGCACUCAUGAAGAGUGCUACAUCUGCAAUAAAUUGCCAAGUACAGUGGUACCUCAGGUUAAGUACUUAAUUCGUUCCGGAGGUCCGUUCUUAACCUGAAACUGUUCUUAUCCUGAAGCACCACUUUAGCUAAUGGGGCCUCCUGCUGCUGCUGCUGCUGCUGCUGCGCCGCCGGAGCCUGAUUUCUGUUCUUAUCCUGAAGCAAAGUUCUUAACCUGAAGCACUAUUUCUGGGUUAGCGGAGUGUGUAACCUGAAGCGUAUGUAACCCGAGGUACCACUGUAGAGGAACACUGAUAUGGUUUCCUUGGUUCUAAUAACCAUAUUAUCUUACUAUGGUUCAAACCAAGUGAAAACCUAGCCUUUGGAGAGGCGGGUGGAAUAGUGCUGGUUAUGUCAUGUUUUUAAAAUAGAAACUAAAGGCAAUGCAUUCCUCAACACAAGAAGAAGGUCACACCAUCUGCUUCAGAUGUGUCACGCAUCUGAAAAGAAACAACAAUCAGUGUCUGGUCACUUAAAAAAAAGAAAAAAGAUAACUGUCUGCCCAACUAUUACAGCAGAGGAUGCAAGCAGAGAAAAUUGUAUGACUAUGUCUUGCCCCUACACAGACAAUCAAAGCUAUUCUGCCAGAUAAACUUUUGCUGUGACAGUGCUAGGCAGCUUGCUGAACAACCAUCGGCAGCCUUAGCAGGUAACAUUUGGAAUUAAAUUACCUCUUUUGACCAUCAUCUUGUUUUGCAACGGGAGCAGAGGCUUCCUACAGGACACUUUAUUGCUGUGCAGCAAUGCUUGAUUGUGGAGAAUUGGGACACUCUUACACCCUUGAAAUACGAAUUGUUAGUUUAUAUUGCACUUACAUCCACAUUGUCGCUCACAUAGCAGAUUGCUUCCUGAUUACAAAGCAAACAAGAGCCCAGCUGCAGAAAAUGCAAUCUUUGUUUUGGUCCUGGGAUUUUUUUAUCCAUCUUUUUUGUUUUUUAAAAAUAGUAAUAAUAAUCAUUAUGUCCUUGUUCCAUGCACAUGCAAUUAUAGAGAAGAUAAAAGAAGAAUUUUGUCUGAAUAUUUGUAGUCCAAGUUAUGUGGUCUCCCAUUCCAGAAUGUAUGAUUCUGCAUUCAGCUCAUGGUAGGAGGCAGAUGAUGCAUAGAAAACUUUAUGCAGCAGACUUGGAGACACAAGCAGGGUCUUCUUGGGGCUGCUAGGCCACAGUUGCCCAGACAAACCAAAAGGGAAUCAGGCACUCCUCUACAAAGUCUACCUUAGGCCUAAGAAGUUACGUUUGAGCUAUUUCCCCUGUCAUUUCCUCUGCUUACUGUGCCUUGUAUAGGUUGUGUUCUAUAUUGCAAUAGGUCAAUCAACAAUUCUGAGUAUGCAGCUUUAUGAUCACUUUUCGAAGACUAUGCAAUGUUAUGCUUUUUGGGCAUAGCAGGACAGCAUGCUAUGCCUUUUGGUUUGCUGCAGUAUUUUUUUCUUCCGCAGUGGGCAUACCAGUUACUGGUGUGCAUCAAAGUUGUAGGGCAGCAUUCCCCAACCUGGUGCCAUCCGGAUGUUGUUGGAACACCAGUCCUGAUGGGAGUCACAGUCCAACAACAUCUAGAUGGACCAGGUUGCUGAAGGCUGUUGUAGGGGAUGCUGGGACAUCUGGGACACAUGCACCUCAAUAUCAGUUUCCUCACCAGUGUGCUAAAUUGCAGGGGGGGAGAGUGUUGCUUUUCAGAAUGCAAUUCUAUACCAAUAAACCUGGGAAGGUGCCUCAUUAAAGCCAGUGGGGCUUUUUCAGAUUAGGCAUGUAGUACUGGAGUGCCUUGCUGCUGAGUAAGUUUGGAGAGUCUGGACAUAACGUUUGAUGGGAUAUAGUUUGAUAAGUUAUAUAACAAAUAUAUAUAUAUGUUUCCUAGGCAAGAGGGAAAUGUACACUCCGAAGCUAAGGUUUCCAAAAUUCUGCACUGGUAGCAUGCCCUUUGGAUAAAAAGUUGAUGGUUUGGGGAAAAGCACUGAAGUUUCCCUGGUUUCUGCUCUCCAUGGUUCCAUGGCUCUGCUUUCUCCCUUUCUAAGUAAAAAUAAAUUGCUUCUUUCCAGAGCUGUCAAUUUCCCGCUACAUUCCAUUAACUUGAAAGGAUAUUUGGGGGUGCUUUCAUAUGUCAUGCAAUUGGUAUCAAAUCAGGUCAGCACAUGCGCUCCAGUGGCCAAUUUCGGUGCGUGUCAAAGCAGUAAAGUGGCUGCUGUGCUGUAUGCGGUGGCUCCCGUGAUAAGCAUUGUGUUUGUUUGGCUAGCAAUGUGACUCCAAUGUGCCCUGCAUUAGCUACCUCUGCCCUGAGAGAUAGAAACCACUGAGAGCCUAGCCAGCAGCACUGCAUAUUAGUGGGCAGUUGCUCCACUGAAUUUUGAAACUUGGUUGUCAAGGGACAAAGUUUCAGUCACUGUGGGACUCGCCUGUAUCAAGGCCCCAUAUCACAAGAUUUGCCUCAUACGGAAAUUGACUUUCCUUAUGUCAUUGUGGUUCCUAAACCUUGCCUCAUAAAUUGAAGUAGCCCAAGGUUCGUUUUCCUAAACUGUCACGAAUGCCUUUUAAAUUGAAGAAUCCCAGGGUAAUUACUGGAGCCAAACACAUCAACAGGAGAAGGACAGGUGACCUGUUGCCCUGGGCAAACUGCUUGAGUCUGACAAUAACAUUUGCAAUCUCCUUAAGAAGAAAGGUAAAGUAUACUGCUUUGAAAAAAUAAUAAUAAUAACUCUAUUGAAAACCUUGGUCCAGAGCAUGAGCCAAAUUUGGGGCUAAAUUAACAGUUUGCAAAGUGGCAUGGAUUAGAAGCUUUUCCCUACAUAAAAUUAGUUAAAUUCACAGCAGGGGAGUUUUCCAUCCCUAAGUAGCCACCUGUGAUGCCCUGGGAUAAGAAGGGGCAGGAAAGUUUCCUUCCAUGAACUUCCUUAGGUUGCCUAAGGAUACAGGCCGUUACUACUAACUAAAUACUGAACAGCAGUCUAAGUCAAGUUUAGCUUUUUCCUGCUGUGCAAGCAUUCAGGUGUGACUCGUCUAGUGGGGCAGAGCUACAGCAAUAGUGUCCCAGCCACAGUGGUGCUGUCACUUUCUGGGAGGGGAAACAGCAAGUUUGUGUGGGCAAGUACAUCAGAUUGGCUUCAUGCAGAUCUUACCUCCUUGUCACCCCUCCCAGGAAGUGGCAGCAACACCAUUGCUGGAUGCUGUUGUUGAUGAUGCUGAUGGUAAAGGAGGCCCAAGACCCAUUUUUAAAUAAUCCUGGCUGUGUAGCAGGCACUGAAAAAGCAAACCAUAUAAGCCACCGAUGGCUAAUUUUGUGGAAUGCAGUACUCUCGGCAAUUUUAUCCACACCAGCAAAGUCUCCCAGAAAAGGUGUUUAAGAAGUCACCAUACAAACACUGAGAACAUACUCUGUGCUCUUGGAAGCAACUUUGGGUGGUACUCAGUGUCAUUCCUCCUAAGAGAAGACCCACUGAGGUUAAUAGGCAUGGCUAAUGUAGGUUCCUCAAUUUCAACUGGUUUCCAGCAAAAGGUGAGAACCAAACUUCUUCAGUCUCCCUGCUGGAAGAGCAGAUUUCUGUUUAUCCAUGUACAAAGGAAAGGGUGUAGGUCUAAGCACGAAAUUGUCAAUUGCGCCAACCACAUGCUAACUGAAAUGGCAAGAAUAAUCUUAAUAAGAAAAAGUACUGAUACUGGUCAGUAUAGUGAAUUGCUGUCGGUCAUGGCAUUUCAUGAAAAUUCUCUGAAACGUGAAUAUAAUAAGAAGCAAUUGGUAGCGUGGUGGGUGACAUUAUCAUCUGGAAUUGAAAGACAGAAACUUACUUAGGCACCCGCCACUGCAAUUACCAGUUUGAACUUGUGAAGACUGUCUUCUGUCUCUUCCCUUUGCAUGAAAAUAUGUUUAACUAUUUCUUCAAAUUCAUGGCUCAGAAUCUGAGGGUAAAAUGUCACCUUGAAGUGAGAACUUGUAAAUUGGUCAAGCCCUGCUGACUCUUAUACAUGCAUCCAAACCCUACAUGAUAAAAGGGAGAGACAAUCAUAGUAAGGGGGGAACGCAAUAAAAACAUUUCAUUUGGCUAUAGAUAUAUUUUGCCUUUUAUAAGAAAUUUACACAGAGACCAUGAUGUCAUGGUGGCAAAAAUUGACCAUGCGUAUUCAUCUCAGAUAGCGAAUUCCUAAAAGUACUAACUUACUUAUUUACUUCAUACACUCCAGCUCCAGGUUUUAGGGAAAACCCACCCAAGGUGACUAACUGUAAUGCCUGCAAUUGUAUAAACUUCAUUUCUAUUGAGCUCUUAAGGCAUGAUAUCCCAAUGCACUGAUGCCGUAUCAUGUUACAGUACUUCAUUGCUUCUGCCCGAAUGGAACUCCCUUACCUAGAUCUCUCCCUAUCCUGCUGUAAACCAUAGCAGUACAUUGUGCAGCAUAGUGGCUCAGAGGCUGAGCUAUGAAUCAGGAACUCCUCUACUCAUGAACACUUUAGGUGCCCUUAAGUAAGCUGCUUUCUCUCAGCCUUGUCUCCACCCCACAGCUACAAUCCUGGGAAAUGAUGCCACGGACUUAGCAUAGCAUUCUGGAGGGCUGGAUGUAGAGCCCAACACCAGUCUGUAAUAAUCACACUUAAGUAUUCCAAAAUAGAAGCAUUGCAAAUUGCAGUGGGGAACCUGAUUCUCCCCUCCAGCCUUCCAGGGCUGCUUAAGGAUUGUAACUAGGCAAUGUUUGAAAUCAGGCAUAGGCAAACUCGGCGCUCCAGAUGUUUUGGGACUACAAUUCCCAUCAUCCCUGACCACUGGUCCUGUUAGCUAGGGAUCAUGGGAGUUGUAGUCCCAAAACAUCUGGAGGGCUGAGUUUGCCUAUGCCUGUUUGAAAUCUUGAAACACUCUAGAAAUGGUAAGGUGAUGAUUGGGAAAGGCUCGUCCAUUAGCUUGAUGCUACAGCAAUAGGUAAAAGGUAAAGGAUCCCUGGAUGGUUAAGUCCAGUCAAAGGCAACUAUGGCACUCAACUCGCUUUAGGCCAAGGGAGCUGGCAUUUAUGCACAGACAGCUUUUUCGGAUCAUGUGGCCAGCAUGACUAAACCGCUUCUGGUGCAAUGGGACACCGUGACAAGUGCCAGAGAGCACGUAAACAUUGCUUACCUUCCCGCCGCAAUGGUACCUAUUUAUCUACUUGCACUGGUGUGCUUUCAAACUGCUAGGUUGACAGAAGCUGGGACAGAGCAACGGGAGCUCACCACCAUCGAGCCGAUUCGAACCAUCGACCUUCCACUUGGCAAACCCAAGAGGCUCAGUGGUUUAGACCACAGUGCCACCUGUGUACCCACAGCAAUAGCCUCCCAGUAGAAACAUGCUGUUAUUUUGCUGUAAAGGUGAGGGUGAUGUGGCAGCAAUUCUGGGGCCGCACAGACACGCUGGCAGAGCCAAUCCAGCAUUCCCACGUGCAGCCCCAACCUCACAGCUGCCUCGCCCUCCUCCUUCCUCCCAACAAGCGGUAGUGAUACUUCUACCUGGAAGCUUUUGGUCCUCCUCUGCCACAGAGGAUGAGCCUCUCCUGAUGAGGAGGAUGAUUAAUGCAGCUUAGAGCUCUUUCUUCUGUGUCUGCAACUUUCUCAUCCUCACUCUUCUUUGUUCCUUUUCUUUGUAGUGUGCUGUAAUUGCAUUCCCAAAAAUCCACAAUUUACUGUGAGGCGAACAAAAAGCUUGAGGCUCAGCACCUUUGGGUUGUCUCCAUUGUCUCUUAAUUUCUGUGUUUGUGUAUUCACAUUCUUCCUAGCAUUUGAAGCUAUUGUUUACUUUUAAUUACCCAUUGGUUCAGUUAGCCACCCAGAGAGCACAUUCCUCUCCAGGUAAUGAGAGGGAAAGCUCAUUGCCCACAUUGGUGGUUUUGCUUUUUGCUUUUCCUGCCUCCACAGAAAGGAAAAGAAAAGAAAAAGAUUGGCUGAUUCUGCAGAACUGCUCAAGUUUUUUGGUGGGUUUUUUGUGAAGGCCAUAAAGGGUUUUGUGUUCCCUUGGGCGUUUGCACGUGGCCGAGCUUUGAUUUGGAAGGGUGGGGAGGAAGCGCUCCAGAAACACAGAGAAUGUGAUAGUUGAUAUUUUAUAUUUUCUAAGCAACUAUGCAGAACAUUUGGAAAGAUGCACAGAUAACAGAAUGGUGAACAAUACCAGGAUAUAUUUUCUUAAGGGAAUUUCAUUAAAAUUAAGAGGCAUAGGGAUUGUUCCUCUCCGCACCAGGCCAAAAAAUAAUAUUAUUUGUACAGAACUCUCUGCUAUUUCUGCCUCUGUGUUUCCAGUGCUCAGCUGGCUGACCAAGGAUGAAAUGGAGCUCUUUCUUUCAGAUUUAGCUCUGCAGUUGUUACUGUCUCCUGAAAGGGAGUGAGGAAAGCCAAUGUCAACGAUGCCCCUCACAUCAACUGCUUCUUCUGAGUGUUUCUUUGCCUUAAGUUGUCAUGUAUGUAUCAAUACUGUUCCUAGCCAAUCAUUUUCAUUUUGUGAAGAAUUUCACUAUGGAAAUUAGACUUGAAAGAUUCAGGUUCAUGUGUUAUGUAUGGGCUGCAUCCAUUCCUUUGCUGGCUGGGUAAAUGCCCUAAGGGGCAUUUGAGUUUGGUUAGACCUGGCUGGAAGGCAGUGAGACAGGGGAAAUUCUGAUGUUGGAGUGGGAAUGUGGGCAUCAGUUACUACUAAUGUGGGUGAGGCUUGCAGCAUACAUCAAAACUUCAGCAUUGGGGGAUUCAGAAACUGGCUUGUCUGCAGCAGCAAAGCCCAUUUUUGGAUCUGCAGAUCCAAUGCACUAUAGAAGGGUACAAUUGCAUGUCUGGCCCAUGAUAUUUUGGAGAUGGAGAAAUGAAAUGGUCCCCACUGCAAAUCAAGGUGAACCAAACUCAUAUUAUGGCACCUGAGUCAAAAAAGCCCUAAAGCACCUCUCACUCUCGCUGGCAUAAAAAUGAAAUAAUCAAUUAAAUAACUUAUUUGCCACCUUUUCAUGACACCUAAGGCAACUGCCUAACUCUGCCUAAUGGUAGAGCCAACCCUAAGGCCUUUUCCAAGCUUGUGGAGCUGGCAUAGGCAAGCUCAGCCCUCCAGAUGUUUUGAGACUACAAUUCCCAUCAUCCCUGACCACUGGUCUUGUUAGCUAGGGAUGAUGGGAGUUGUAGUCCCAAAACAUCUGGAGGGCUGAGUUUGCCUAUGCCUGUGUGGAGUAAUUUGUUGGUGACCAGGAUGAGCCAUUUCAACUACCUUGCCUGGUCCUUAGACAACACCUCUUUUAUUUCAAGAUGACACUAAACUUGUUUUGCCACUUAUAAGGUCACUGAAUUGCCUGUAACACCUGACCAAAAGCUAACAGCUUAGCAUCUGACUUCGUUAAAAUUAGCUUAUUUGAUGUUAUUCCCUCCCCGAGUCAGAACAAUUACCUUAAAUUGGAAAAGUGAGGCUCAGUGAUGUGUCAGAAUAUUUGCCACGCAUGAUGCAAAUGCUCAAAUUGUAGGCGAAGCUCACCUUCCUCAUCUAUUUAUUGUAAGGAAAGCUGAACUCAAUUAUUUUUCACAUGUCCAAUUGCGGACACAAGACUGCCAGCGCCGCCAGACAGCUGGAAAAUGGCAGAUUACGGGCUUCUACCCCCACCUACUGGCAAAGAAAGGUAAACUUUACUUUAAAACUCUUCCAAAGGUCAGUCUGUUAUUUAAUAUCACAAAACUAAACUGAGAGUGCAUAUCUCAUUCAGAAAAGGUAGCCAGUGGCCUGUUGCUGUAAUAUAUUCAGACACAUUUUCUAAUAGGCUUGUGAAGUGAAACACAGAUCUGCUUCUUCCUCCACACUAAAAUGCCUCAUGCAGAGAAACUCUGAGGCCACAGGUACAUGGAGAAGUGAUGCUGGAGCCACUGGAACUACUCUGAGCAAUUAGGGAAGGGAUUUACCUGACAGAUGGAUGCCAACAAAAAAAAAGGACCUGGCAAUUGAGAAACUCCAGGGCCAACUACUCAUGGCAUUAGGCACAUGUUUAAACAAGCAUAUUUAGCCUGUCUGCUUCUGUUUUGGAGAGGAGAAAAUGCACCCAUGGAUCCCCAAUCUUAAAUGUGCUGCUGAUAUGGAUUGGUGUCCCACUAUUUUUCUGCUGGAAUUCACUUCCCUUGUGGCUAAUUUUUUUUAAAAAAACAAUAUUUAUUAAUUUUCAACCGUUUAAACACAACAAAAUAGAAAAAACAAAAAAAGCAUAACAAAAUAAGACACAAACCAUUUAAAACACAAAACAAUUUCAAUAUCUUAUCUUUCAUUCCCUUAUUUCCAUGCAACCUCCUCACACCUCCCUUUUUGUAUUCCACUUCUGUUAAUUGUUUCAGCAAUUCCUUUCCAUCUUCCUCUGUUUUCUAUCCUAUAAUUAUCUUAACAUGUUCUAACCUUAUUUUUCCCUUUAAUACUCUAUUAGUCUAUUUAUACUUAAUUCCUUAUAGCAUUUCUACUAGAGCCAUAUAACUUCAUUCCAACAUUUUUCUUACAUUCAUUAUUUUUACAGUAUUUCUAUAAAUAGUCUUAAACUUUUUCCAGUCUUCUUCCACCGACUCUUCUCCCUGGUCUUGGAUUUCUGCCAGUCGUUUCCGCCAAUUCCAUAUAGUCCAUCAACUUCAUCUGCCAUUCUUCCUGAAUAGAUAAAUCUUGUGUCUUCCAGUACUUCACAAUGAGUAUUCUUGCUGCUAUUGUUGCAUACAUGAAAAAAGUUCUAUCCUUCUUUAACACCAAUUGGCCGACCAUGCCCAGGAGAAAGGCCUCUGGCUUCUUCAGAAGGGUAUAUUUAAAUACCUUUUUCAUUUCAUUAUGAAUCAUCUCCCAAAGUGUCUUAAUCCUUGGGCAUGUCCACCAAAGGUGAACUCUAAUCCUCAAAUUCGUCUGUUUUUCUUUAAGUUCAGUCAUAGCAAGUGUCAACUUAUGUUCAUCAAAUUGCCUCUGUAGGGCUGGGGCUCUCUUUCUCUUUCUCUCCAGUUGUGUUACUUUACAUUCAGCAACAACAGCUUUUUCCCUGGCUUACUCCGCAGUUUGCCGUAUCAAAGUAGGUUCCUGUAUCAAUUUCUACAUCCACUUUCGCAUUUAUCAUGUCCAUUUUCCUGUUAAGCUGAUCCAAUGAGUCAUUUAUCUUGUAUAAUGCAGCCACUAAAGCCUCUUCUGUCGACAUUCCUCUUGGUUUUAAAUAUGCUGGUACAAAGGCAGCAACAGAAGGAGCAGGGGGCCUGAUGAUGGACCUCUUCUGGAUUAUUGCCAAGUCCUCCCAGACCUUAAUGUUUUGUCAGCAGUUGACUGGUCUGUUUUUCCUCUUCUAUUUGCCAUAACACUUAAAAGAUUCAAGGUCAGUCCCAGAGUCUCACGGUUUUUAACUUGCAGCUGGAAAUUCCCCUAGCCCAGCUCUUCUAAAACAACCGGUUUCAAAGGCUUCCACUAGGGGGAAACAGUUUCUAUUUGUAAUAGUCAAUAGUAUCCUCUUUUCAACAAUCCAAAAUUAGUUUCAAAUUAGUUUCAAUUUUCAGUUACUUUUACUCCUUUUUAAAGCAGCCGGAGACAGUAGAAACAAUGUAUUUCUCUUGUUUAACUAGCUGUCAAAGAACGUUCUAAACGCUGUCAAUGAACAUUCCAAAAGACGUCAGUCCUACUAGCAGCCCGUUUCCAGGGUCAGAGCGGCGGUGUUUUAAAUCUCUUCACUCUCUCCCACAGGCAUAUUCAAUCCGCAACUUCCCCCUCUCUUUUCCUGCCUCCAAGAGGGGGUUUAAUGUUCCUUACUGAUGGAAAUUUAAUCUUUUACAAAAGACUUUCCAGGACUCCAGCUUGCAACUUCAUUGCCUCAGUCUAUUUACAAAAGGGGAAGGCGGACUUCCUGUUUUGGACCUCCCGUUACGGUACCAAAUUAAACAUUUAGAAAUCCAAUUCUUCCGUUUCAGCUCUACUCACGGGUAAUUACUUUAAAGUCAAAUUGUCCACAGGAAAAGGUCAGCGCUCUCCGGCAACAGCUAUGCGGCUUCGCUCCGUGGAAGAAGCAGACGAUUCGAUGCACCGCGCCGCUCACCCCACAUCGCUCCGGAGCCCCAAAAACCGGGGUUCCCCGCUAGUAGGGGAGGCGCAAAAGGUGCCCACCGAAUCCCACGCUCACAGGCUUCUCCCGCCUGUGAUUUUAACGGGUCUCCGCCUUCGCCGUGGCGGCCAGACCCAGAUUCCCAUGGAGCAGAUUCCUCCUGGUCAGAGGAAUUCCGCCAUUACCGGAGGCACCUCCCCGGAAGUCCCCCUUGUGGCUAAUUUUUACCGCUGAAAGUGUGUUUUAAUAAAUUUUAUUUACAAUUUCCAUAACCACAUAAACAAAAUGUGUUUUACGGUAAAUAAACACUUUCAAGAGCAAAUAACAGGCAAACACCUGAAUAAAAUCCUGUAGAGUCCUAAUAAUGAUGAUGAUGAUUUCGUUAUACCCCGCCCAUCUGGCUGGGCCUCCCCAGCCACUCUGGGCGGCUUCCAACAAAAGAUUAAAAAUACAUUAAAACAUCAGUCAUUAAAAACUUCCCUAAACAGGGCUGCCUUGCAUGUUGAAUGAUUAAAGAAUGUUUGGCCAUAUGAAUGGUCUAAGUAAGUUAUACUCAAAAGAGUAUACCCACUGCAAUCAAUGGUCUUGAAUAACUCCAAAGUCCAUUGGUUUCAAUGGAUUUAUCCUGAGCAUGGCUUAGAACCCCUGCUCAACAUUUCUUCUUCUAUGACUGUGUUCAUUUCCAUUUAACAAAUAUAGCUAACCAACAGUUGCAAUCUGCAUGCAGAACCAGGUGAAUCAGAUAUAAAGAGCCUGAUUGUUAUACAAGGAAAAACCAAGCUGCAUCUUGUGACAAUGAGAUGCUUAUGGAAUUCCAUUCAUCUGCCUUUCAAGUGAGGAUUUCAGAUCACUGUGGCAUAUCCAGCAUGUACAGUGGUACCUCAGGUUACAUACGCUUCAGGUUACAGACUCCGCUAACCCAGAAAUAUUACCUCGGGUUAAGAACUUUGCUAUAGGAUGAGAACAGAAAUCGCGCAUAAGCGGCACGGAGGCAGCAGGAGGCCCCAUUAGCUAAAGUGGUGCUUCAGGUUAAUAACAGUUUCAGGUUAAGAACGGACCUCCAGAACGAAUUAAGCUCUUAACCCGAGGUACCACUGUACAUAGAUCCCAGAAUGAAUGAAAUAGCAUUAUCCAGAAGGGUUAAAAUUAGUGAGCGGUUUCUCAGUGACUUCAAGGUGUAUGUAAUUAGUCCAGUAGAUUUUCCCCUUGCUAAUAUAUCUAAUGAAGUAUGGGAUUAGCAAAUUUCGACCUAGUUCUUUGCAACAGAUUACUGAAAAUGUCAUCAGAGCUGGAUGAAUUGCAUUUAGCUUUGCAAUUCAUAAGAAUAGGUUGCAUUCUGUGAUUGGUUCCAGACAUUCAAUUUUUUUUAAAAAAGGAUUUAUAUAAAUUUUUCUAUGCAUUGGAUUAGCAUUUUUUUAAAGUAUAGCACUUAUUUUUUCAUGUUAAACCCCUUUGACUUAUUGGCUGUAUUUUUAGACCACUUUUUUUUAAAAAAAAAACCCUAUCUCAAGUUAGCAUUGUGCAGUUAUUUGAAGAAAGAAUUAUGGCCAUUCAUCUUGCUGAAGGCUCUAAAGGUGGUGAAAACUUUAACACAUUACACCAAUGGCUCAGUGAAGAUAUUAUCUUGCCAGCUGGAAAUGUGCAAGGGAGCAUACUAUUAGACGAGAGCGGUUUUGAUAAUGAAACAUGCAAUGAGACUCUGGCGCUCUUUGUACGUUUUCCAUGUGCUCGAGUCAAGUGGGGUGUUAACCAGAAGGUCAUGAUAUUUCUUUACUCACCGGAAUUAUUUUACAUUUGCCUGAGUCUGCACAUAGGAGGAAGUCAGCACAGAAUCGACCAAACUAGAGGAGAUCCUGCCAUGAGUCUGAGCUGUUUUGAAAUCAGCAAAUAUUAAGCCAGACAGCGUAUCAGUCAGAUGAAGGGCUAGGGCCUAAUCCUGUGGGCUAUUUUUAAGUGGUGAUGUAAGUCAUACUCAGAGAAGACCCCUGAAAUCGAUGAAUUUAAGUUUCUUGGGCCCUUAAAUUUCAAUGGGUCUGCUCUAAAUAUGAAUAUGACCAACACUGUUUAUCACCCAGUGGCGCUCUUUCCACAAACAGGAGGAGCCCUUUCAUUGCAGAAGAACCUUUCACCUUGCAAGGGCCUCUGCUAACGCAAGAAGAAGGAAGGUGUCUUUUAUGGAUUCCCCCAAUGCCACAUUUUACUCUGUUCUGGAGAUUCUCAAAUCCAGAUGAGCAAAAAUGAUUGUCGUUUUCUUCAGUUAGCAGAGGCCUCCACUGUAUCAAACGCUCUUCCUGAACAGAAGGGUGCCACUGAAUUCAGCCCCAUGGCUUUGAGCAGUACAAACAGUAACAUGAACCCCCUUGAUUAAAGUGUGAUCCAGCAUUGUACAGUACAGGGAACCCUGGCCCCAAUCAACAGCAAAGCAAAACUUCGUAUCAGCAGGGUCAAACUACAGAAUUAAUGACAUGGCUUAUCCUUCUUGCAUGCUUGCUUCUUGUUUCCUUUUACUAAAUAACAGUUGUGGGGAAGAGGAAGGAUCUGGGUAGGGACCACAGUCUAGCGGUGGGCAGAGCUGAACUUUAACUCUUUGCCCCUGCGCAGUCCUGAUCUGAAUAUGUCUUCUGCCACUCCCGCAAAAAACAACAACCACACUGCUCUUUGCCCUGGGAGCAUAGGUACCGGCUCCUAGGGGCUGGUGCAGUUUUGCACCCCCAAUGUCUUUUUUUAAGGGGCUGGUCACCCUCAAUGUUCAGAGGGUGUUCGGCUCUGCCCCCUGGCUUGCCAUGCAGGACAUUUUACAUCAGGCGUCCUCAUUCAACUUGAGAAGAUGGCACCUCUGUUUGGGAGGGAAGUUGCCAUUCAUUCUGUUGGUUAUUGGAAAUGUAGUGUCUGUAGCUUUCCUUGCCCAGGACAGAAUAGCAAAUGGAUCUCAUGGCAUCUUGCCUUUUCAUAGUCUAAUGCCCUUCUGCAUUGAAAUAAUUUAGUGCUGCGAUUGCUUCAAAUACAAAGAACCUCCCACGGUGAUGGGAACUAGAAAUCAGUAAAACUACAGAAGGCGAUGCCCAGUUCUCUUUGUGAAUGAAUGUGCUUACUAAAUCAACUGUGUAUUGAUUUAAACAUUUGUGGCACUACUGUUGAGCAAUAGAUAAUCCAGGAUUGCUAAAAACGCAAGUCGGCUCUUGAGAUUCUGGGAAUGAAACCUUCAACUGAAUCAUUGGACUGGCUCUACAACAGUGUUAACAAGAUGUGGAAUGGGCUGUCCAGUCCCCGCAAUGCUACUUCUGACUUGCUUGGCACAAAUCCACUCCAUUAAAGAUUCACUCCUUUAAAAUUCUGGCAUGCAGCACAGGAUAUGCAGUCAGUCAAGAGAAGAAAGUGCUCUCAGGAGAGUCGUCUGGCAUUUUUAAGGAAAUCGUUAUUCUGUCUUUAAGGCUGUGGACUUGUGUUGCUUUUCUUCCUGAGAUUUCAAAGAGAACUACUUGUUAGGGAAGAUCUUUGGCUUAUUAGCUCCAUACAUGUUUGUAUGCCUUUCAGUUUGACCUGUCAGAGGAGGCCUUCGAGGGCAGCCUUAUUUGAUCCAUCGGUUUUCCUUCAGUGCACCCGACAGUAGCUGAACACAGUCACAACAUACCAUUCAAAGUGAGGAAAUAUAACUAAGACAGAUUCACAAAUAUUCAAAGCAUAGGGUGUACAUAGGGUAAUGUGGUGCUGAAGGAUCAGUUUAGCUGCAGUACAUGAGUCCAAUAGAAAUGCUUCAAAUUUUAGAUUUUCUGUGACUUUUGAUACCAGUUCACCUGAUCUGCACCUCCACACCAAUAUACAAAUCAUAUAGUUAAUUCUUCUACUUUUGGCUGAAAAUAUGUGUCACUUCUGAUAUAAAAUACAUUUAGAAAUGCAUGUUUUUGCAGGAAAAUAUGACAAAAAUAUGUACUGUGUUUACUUGAAUCUAAUGCUCACCUUUUCGGCCAAAUUACAUUGCAAAAAUUAAGGUGAGCGUUAGAUUCGAUCGCACAUUUACAUUCACCAGCAAAUACUUUUUUUGGUUUCAAGGUUCUGAAAAUUGAGGUGCGCGUUAGAUUUGAUGGUGCAUUAGACUCGAGUAAAUACGGUAAUUAAUACCAUAGUUUCUUUUUAAGUACAGAUAAGGAAAACAGAUCACUUUUUUCCUAAUGAUCAUUAUAGCAUCUUAUUAUCAUACACAACUUUUUAAAUAUUAUUCAGAGUGGGUAUGGUGUACAAACUAGUAUCAUUAUGCAAUUCUAUGAAAACUCAGCCUUUUAAUUUUUAUUUUGAAAGCAGGCUUUCUAUAUUCCUUUGCUACCUCCAGAAAUCCCCCACCCCCAGUGCCAGCAUUUUGAUAUUGAAGGCAGCAUGGCUUAAAGUUUAUCUGGAUUUUUAAAAUGAGCGUGUUAAAGUUUAUUCUGCCUUUCCCAAAUAUAUGGGCAAGGGGUGUCCAUAGUUUCUUUCCUAUUUGUUAUGGAUGGUCCCAGAUUUAAAGUGGACCAUAAAAACAAUAGAAGAAUGGUAAGUCCAGCAGCAGCACAAAAAGUGUUUUCUUCUGCAGCUAACCCAGUGUCUUCUGCUAGGCAACUGAGGCAUAUGUGCCCUGUGAGCAAGCCUAUACAGUUCCAAUAUUUUCAGGCUGCCAUCCAAUAUUCAUUCGCUUAGGAGUAAGAUCCAUUUAAUGGGGCUAACAUCCAAGGAAAUAUGCAAAGGGAUGAACAUCAGUAAACAGGGCCCUGGGCUACCACUGAACCAGGCCACUGCCUCUGUGCCUAAUUUGACAGCUCCUGGGAUUCUGCAUGGGGUCUGACAGUGAUCUUGCCUCGCCUAAAUUCUGAGAGUGCCUUUUAAGCAUAUGAAACAUGUUUCCAGAUCAGGUCAAAGGCCCAACGAGUCUAGCAUUGCUGUUGUUGUUAGUGGUGGUGUUGUUAAUAUAUGUAUACCGCCCUAUACCCAUAGGUGUCAGGCUUCGUGGAAACGGCUUCCUCCCUCCCUUUGGCCAUGAAUAAGCAGAACAAAGCGAAAAUAGUAUCUUACCAGUUAAAGAUAUUUUAAUGAUCACAGCGAAAGAACAAAGACUCUAUUCUUGUAGGAAAGGUGCUCCCAAUUAAGGUUUCCACCCACUUCCCCCUGAGCCACCCCCGUCAUUUCCUCAUCUGGCAACUUGAUCUCGCAGCCAUUUGGCCUUCUGUUUAGCUACCUUAUCUGCUCUCCUUGACCUUGGACUGAGCACUUGGACACUUUCCAGUGAAAGGAAGUCUGUUAAUUCUCUCUCUCCCUGUUCUUCUUCUCCUAGCUGUUCCCCACUCAGUUCUGCCCAGCUGUUGUCUUCCAAACUAUGUCCCUCUGCAAACCACUGCUCCAAAUCUAUACUGCUCCAUUGCUCCUGGGCAGCUUCAGGAUUCUGGUCAGAAGCAGGGGGAGGGGGAGGCCCCCACCAUUCCUCAUCAGAGUAGCUCUCAGGACAGUUCACAACAUAAAAUUAAAAUAUGAAAAACACAAAAUCAAUAAUCCCCCCUUCCACAACACAUUUAAAACACAUCAGAUGUUACUUUUUUCCCCUGUGUUGUUUUCAAACAACUGAAUUGGAAGAGCCAAAUAAAUGAAAAAUUGUUAAAUUUCCACCACUAGCUUCUGCUAAUACUCUCCUUAAUGCCUUGAUUAUGCAGAUGUUCACAAGAUAUCCCCUAUCUAAAAGGCUUCUCUCUUGGGGGAACUAAGCUGUACAUGCCUUUGUGUCAGCCUUCCUGAACUUUGGUCCACAGAUGCUGUUUAACUACAGCUCCCAUAAUCUCUCAACUACUGGCUGGUUGUGGGGUUUUCACCCUCAAACAUUAUACUCCCACAGUCACCAACUAGGAACCUAUGACUAUGAGAAACCCACAAGAACAUGGGUGCAGUGGGUCUCCUGCUCAUAUCCCCCAUAAACUGUUAUUCAGAGGCAGCAGCCCUCUGAUAACUGGAAGGAAUACGUAUUCAUUAGAACUAGUAGCAAUUGAACAGUGCAACUUUCAGCUGCACUGAAGUGCAUUGUGGGAGUGCCCAAGCGUUAGGGAAAAUUACAGCUGCAACACAGUGCUUAGAGAGUGUGAGCGGAUGGUUCCCAGCACCAGCAGGAGCCAAGCAGGUUGAUCUCUCCGCUCUGUAGUCUUCUAAUGAGACGUUAUCAGAGCAAAGAUGGUUGUUUUCUUCCUAUCUUUAAAAAAGGCUCAUAGUCUACUGACAGUUUUUUUUUUAUCCUUUCUCGGCAGAGAGUACUCUACUGAGCUUGCAGGGCAGCAGCUGAAGAAGGUGCAAAAAGGGUUUUCGUGUGUGUGUGUGUGUGUGUGUGUGUGUGUGUUUCUUUGUGGCUGAUUAGCUGCUCUCCCUGUGCAAAGGUCAGAGGGGGCAGGGUUUCUGUUGAGGCAGGUGAUUAGCUGUGGGAGGAGCUUAUCAGAGCUUGCAGGGCAGCAGUUGAAGAAGGAGCAAAAAGGGUUUUCUUGUGUGUGUGUGUGUGUGUGUGUUUCUUUGUGGCUGAUUAGCUGCUCUCCCUGUGCAAAGGUCAGAGGGGGCAGGGUUUCUGUUGAGGCAGGUGAUUAGCUGUGGGAGGAGCUUAUCAGAGCUUGCAGGGCAAGUUUGAUCCAUCUUUUAGAUUUAGGGGAGCUAGUCUCAAACGUUUGUUGGGGGAGACCUAGGUUUUUUUGGGGGGAGUUAUUUGUCCUGUCUUCACGCUUUUUAUGAUGGAGGACCGCUGUAGCCACCCCCAAUGACACAUUCUCAAGAUGGAGGGGGAGGGAACAGCUGCAGUCACCUGCGGUUCCUGCGCAAUGUUUGCCAUCUUGCCAAAGGUUGCAGGCAGCUUUACCUGCAGCAAUUGCAUGUUGAUUGCCCUCUUACAAGACAAAGUCCAGCAACUGGAGGAACGUGUAGCUACGCUCCAAAGAAUUAGAGAGCUGGAGCUCUUCUUGGAAGCAACAGAGCACACCGUCUCCACCAAGGAGGAGACAGGGGACUCCCCCGAGAAGGAGGCUAGUUCACCAACACAGGAGCCAGAUAUAUGGAGAAACGUGACUCAAAGAAGUAGGAUUCGCUUUGAUUGUUUAGAAAUACACAAUCACUUUGAGGUCCUCUCCCCUAGCAUGGAAGACGAAGAGCAGACUCCAUUUGAGGAUCUCUCCCUCAUUACAGUCGAUCAGGUAUAUGAAGACGAGCAGCAAAGUCAGUCCUCAGGGAAUGUGCAGGCAACCUUGGAACGGACAGCUCACGGAAGAACCCCAACCAGACCUAAGAGGAGGCGUGUAGUGGUGUUAGGGGAUUCCCUACUGAGGGGAACAGAAGCAGUUAUCUGUGGGCCUGACACGAUGUCUCGGGAAGUGUGCUGUCUCCCUGGGGCUAAGAUCCAAGAUGUAACUGAACGACUGCAAGGAAUCAUAAAACCCACUGACAAAUACCCCUUCCUCUUGGUUCAUGUGGGAACCAAUGACACUGCAAGCAAUAGCCUCCAGAAGAUCAAAAGAGACUAGGAGGCUCUGGGUAGGAAAUUGAAGCAAUUAAAUGCACAAAUUGUCAUCUCAUCUGUCCUCCCAGUUGAACGACGUGGCCCAGGGAGAGGGGAAAAAUAGUGGAAGUGAACAGCUGGCUUCACAAAUGGUGUAAACAGGAACGGUUUGGAUUCUUAGAUCACGGACUGCAGUUUCUUGAAGAUGGACUUCUGGCAAGCGAUGGGCUGCACCUCACAACAGUUGGGAGAAAUGUUUUUGCCAAAAAUCUCAGAAACCUCAUCAGGAGGGCUUUAAACUGACUAAUGUGGGGGGAGGGAGACAGUGCUCCUGAAGGUAGGAGUCUAUCAAUUGAUGAAGAUGAUCAUCCAAAUGUCAUAGACCAAAUGGAGCAAACAGCAUGCAGACCUAGUGGUGGGAGGAAAAAAUCCUUAAAUAAGAGACACGGGGGAAUGAUUAAUGGACUUCAAUGUCCAUUACACUAAUGCGCAAAGCAUGGGAAAUAAACAAGAUGAGCUUGAGCUCUUGGUACAGCAAACUAAAUAUGACAUAAUAGGCAUCACUGAAACCUGGUGGGAUAAGUCCCACGAUUGGAAUGUAAUAAUGGGGGAAUACAAUCUAUUUCAGAGAAACAGACCAGACAAGAAAGGAGGAGGAGUGGCAUUAUAUGUCAGGGAUGUGUAUACCUGUGAAGAGAUCCAAGAUUUAGAACCUCAAAGCCAAAGUGAGAGCAUUUGGGUCAAAAUCAAGGGAGAGAAGAAUAACAGUGACCUCAUUGUGGGAGUUUACUAUAGAUCCCCAAGCCAAACGGAGGACAUAGAUGAUGCCUUCCUGGAACAGAUGGCCAAGCAUGCAAAAGGAAGGGAGAUAGUAGUAAUGGGGGACUUCAAUUACCCGGAUAUUUGUUGGAUGUCAAACUCAGCCAAGAGCAUAAGGUCAAACAGAUUCCUCACUGGCCUUGCAGACAACUUCAUUAUCCAGAAAGUGGAAGAAGCAACAAGAGGAACAGCCAUUUUAGAUCUGGUCCUAACCAAUGUUGAUGACCUGGUUAGUGGGGUAGAAGUGGAAGGAUCAUUAGGCGCGAGUGAUCAUGCUCUUCUGAAGUUUACUAUACAGCGGAAAGGAGCAGCCAAGCAUACUAGGACUCAAUUUCUUGACUUUAAGAAAGCCGACUUCAUAAAACUUAGGGAAGUGCUGGGUGAGAUCCCAUGGACAGUAAUACUAAAAGGAAAGGGAGUUCAAGAUGGCUGGGAGUUUGUUAAGAGGGAGAUAGUAAAAGCACAACUUCAGGCAAUACCAAUGAGACGGAAACAUGGAAGGUGCCUAAAGAAGCCAGGGUGGCUAUCUAAAGAACUUUUAACUGAGUUAAGAUUAAAAAGGAUGUGUACAAAAAAUGGAAAAGGGGAAACCACCAAAGAGGAAUUCAAACAAAUAGCCAGCACGUGUAGACACAAAGUCAGAAAAGCUAAAGCACAGAAUGAACUCAGGCUUGCUAGAGAGGUUAAAAGCAACAAAAAAGGCUUUUAUGGGUAUGUUCGUAGCAAAAGGAAGAACAAAGAAACAGUGGGGUCACUCAGAGGAGAAGAUGGUGAAAUGCAAACAGGGGACACAGAAAGGUCUGAACUCCUCAAUGCCUUCUUUGCCUCAGUCUUCUCCAGUAAAGAAAACAAUGCCCGACCUCAAGAAUUUGGAGCAAAUGAUUCAGCAGAGGAAACACAGCCCAGAAUAACUAAGGAGAUAGUACAAGAAUACUUGGCUAGUUUAGAUGUAUUCAAGUCUCCAGGGCCAGAUGAACUGCAUCCAAGAGUAUUAAAAGAACUGGCAGAGGUGAUCUCAGAACCACUGGCAGUCAUCUUUGAGAAUUCCUGGAGAACAGGUGAAGUCCCGGCAGACUGGAGGAGGGCAAAUGUUGUCCCUAUUUUCAAAAAGGGGAAAAGAGAGGACCCAAAUAAUUACCGCCCAGUCAGUCUGACAUCAAUACCAGGGAAGAUUCUGGAGCAGAUCAUUAAGCAAACAGUCUGUGAGCACCCAGAAAGGAAUGCUGUGAUCACCAAUAGUCAGCAUGGAUUUCUGAAAAAUAAGUCAUGUCAGACUAACCUGAUCUCGUUUUUUGACAGAAUUACAAGCCUGGUAGAUGAAGGGAACGCAGUGGAUGUAGCCUACCUUGAUUUCAGCAAGGCAUUUGACAAGGUGCCCCAUGAUAUUCUUGUAAAGAAGCUGGUAAAAUGCGGUCUUGACUAUGCUACCACUCAGUGGAUUUGUAACUGGCUGACUGACCGAACCCAAGGGUGCUCAUCAAUGGUUCCUCUUCAUCCUGGAAAAGAGUGACUAGUGGGGUGCCACAGGGUUCUGUCUUGGGCCCGGUCUUAUUCAACAUCUUUAUCAACGACUUGGAUGAUGGACUCAAGGGCAUCCUGAUCAAAUUUGCAGAUGACACCAAACUGGGAGGGGUGGCUAACACCCCAGAGGACAGGAUGACACUUCAAAACGACCUUGACAGAUUAGAGAACUGGGCCAAAACAAACAAGAUGAAUUUUAACAGGGAGAAAUGUAAAGUAUUGCACUUGGGCAAAAAAAAUGAGAGGCACAAAUACAAGAUGGGGGACACCUGGCUUGAGAGCAGUACAUGUGAAAAGGAUCUAGGAGUCUUGGUUGACCACAAACUUGACAUGAGCCAACAGUGUGACGCGGCAGCUAAAAAAGCCAAUGCAAUUCUGGGCUGCAUCAAUAGGAGUAUAGCAUCUAGAUCAAGGGAAGUAAUAGUGCCACUGUAUUCUGCUCUGGUCAGACCUCACCUGGAGUACUGUGUCCAGUUCUGGGCACCACAGUUCAAGAAGGACACUGACAAACUGGAACGUGUCCAGAGGAGGGCAACCAAAAUGGUCAAAGGCCUGGAAACGAUGCCUUAUGAGGAACGGCUAAGGGAGCUGGGCAUGUUUAGCCUGGAGAAGAGGAGGUUAAGGGGUGAUAUGAUAGCCAUGUUCAAAUAUAUAAAAGGAUGUCACAUAGAGGAGGGAGAAAGGUUGUUUUCUGCUGCUCCAGAGAAGCGGACACGGAGCAAUGGAUCCAAACUACAAGAAAGAAGAUUCCACCUAAACAUUAGGAAGAACUUCCUGACAGUAAGAGCUGUUUGACAGUGGAAUUUGCUGCCAAGGAGUGUGGUGGAGUCUCCAUCUUUGUUUUUUUUUUAAAUUGAUAUUUAUUAAAUUUUCAAAAAGUAACAAGUAACAACAAAAAUUUCCAAAAAAAUUUGAAAAUACAAAUAAAACAAAAAUAAUACAGAAAUAGUAAAGAAGAAAAAACCCAGCCGCAAAAAAGAAGAAAAAAAGAAAAACAGAAAAACAGAAAUAUAAAAUCCUUUACGAUCUCCAUUAACUUCCUUUCUAGACUUCCUCCUCCUUCCGUCUCUUGUUUCUUAGUCUUUAAUUUUUACAGCAAAUCCUUUCUGUUUUUCAUAACAAUCUAUCAUUGCGUUUCCUUAUUCUAUUUUCCCUCUUGUCAUAUAAAAACUUUAAAACUCAAAGCUUAUAUUCAAUAUUUAGCAAAUUCUUACAUCAUUACCUUUUUUCAAAUCAUUUGCCAAACCUUACCCAAGUUCAAGUUCAAGUUUAUUGCGGCCAAAGCCAGUAACACUAGACACCAUAAGAUCAGACAACAAAAAAUCAGCAACAACUUCAGAAAAGAAAAAAGGUUACACAAGAGAACUUCACAGUGUGCCAUUCAACAGAAGAGAUUUACGCUUCUUAAUUACUAAAGUGCAAAAUUUAGCCACCUCAUAUGAUACUAAGCUUGAGGAGUCUUCCAGGAGGUAUUUUCGAAGAAUUUCAGGGGAGGAUUCCAAAUAAUAUUGAAGGGGUAUAAAUUUUGAUAGAAGCGGUAAAAUAAGUUGAACUCGUUCUUCACUAUAGAAUUCGCAAGAUAGAAGAAUGUGUGUGACAGAUUCUACCUUAUUAGACAUACAAGGGCAGAGACGCGCAUGCAUUGGAACUCGCGUGAAUUUGCCGUACAGCACUGCUGAGGGCAUUGUCUCAAAGCGGGCUCUAGAGAAAGCCCAUCUAUAGGUUUCGUUAGUGAUGUUAGUUAAGUAAGGGGCAGCUGCAAAAUUAGGCCAAGCUUUUAAACAUCUAUACGUCUCUGGGAGUAGGGCCCCUUCUUGUUGUAAUUCGAUAUCAUAAAGUCUCCGAGUGAUAGUAGCUUUUGCCUUGUUCAGAGUUCCAAUAAAAAUAUUUUCAGGGUUUAGGCCAAUUUGUUUGAUCUUGUUAGUUAUUUGCAUAAGCCAAGGAGGAUAGGGAACUGCGGCCAGGAAGCAAGGUAAUAGACCCUUAGGAUUGUAAUGGAUUUUCAGCCAGAGGGAUAUUGCUUGUUCCCAGACUUUUAAUUCCACUCUGGGCAGUCCUGCCUCUUGCCUUAAGACUGCAUUAGGUGUGCACUUAGGAGUAGCAAAUAAUGAUCUUAAGAAUUUAGAUUGUACUGUUUCAAGGGUCUUAAGGUUGGCAGAGGGGCUAAUUUGAGAGCCAUAUAGAAGUUGGGCUAAAGAUUUUGCCUGAAAGACUGUUAGGGCCAUCGGGAGGAAGCCAGCUCCUUUCCUUCUGAAUAAUCUAAGGAUAGCAUUUGCACUAUCCGUAUAGGUCCGUAUAGUAAAAGCCAUGGUUUUCCCAGUAGUGAUGUAUGGAAGUGAGAGCUGGACCAUAAAGAAGGCUGAUCGCCGAAGAAUUGAUGCUUUUGAAUUAUGGUGCUGGAGGAGACUCUUGAGAGUCCCAUGGACUGCAAGAAGAUCAAACCCUCCAUUCUGAAGGAAAUCAGCCCUGAGUGCUCACUGGAAGGACAGAUCCUGAAGCUGAGGCUCCAAUACUUUGGCCACCUCAUGAGAAGAGAAGACCCCUGGAAAAGACCCUGAUGUUGGGAAAGAUAGAGGGCACAAGGAGAAGGGGACGACAGAGAAUGAGAUGGUUGGAUGGUGUUCUUGAAGCUACCAGCAUGAGUUUGAUCAAACUGCGGGAGGCAGUGGAGGACAGAAGUGCCUGGCGUGCUCUGGUCCAUGGGGUCACGAAGAGUCGGACACGACUAAACGACUAAACAAGCAUUUGCACUUCUUUCUGCUGAUAUAGCUGAUGUGGUCAAGUGUGUUGAGAAUUUGGCAUUAUAAGAGAAAGUAAUGCCUAAGUAUUGGAAGGUCUUAGUCUGUUCAAUGGCGUUUCCCUUUACGCUCCAAUUAUCCUUCCUAGAGGAGCGGUUAAAAUGUACAAUUUUGGUUUUGGCAAAGUUAAUUGUUAACAGUUCAGUGUUACAUUGGUCACUAAACUUUCCUAAGGCACGUUUCAGACCCACUUUGGUUUGAGAGAGAAGAACAGCGUCAUCCGCAUACAUUAAAAUUGGUACUUUUCUGCCAUUAGAGAACACAGGGGGGUGGGUUUCAAUUUCACGACAGCAUGUAACCAGGGAGUUAACAUAGAUAUUAAAUAGGAAUGGGGCUAAUAGGCAUCCUUGUCUAACUCCUCUUUGAACUAGGAUUUCUCUAGAGAGUCUGCCGUCCUGUGCAAGUCUUAUCUGGAGGGUAUUGUUCUCAUGAAGCUUAAUCAUCAGAAGUAAUAACCUUCUGUUAAUACCCAUAUUGGCCAAUUUGGCCCAGAGCCUGCUCCUGGAUACAGAAUCAAAUGCUGCCUUUAAGUCCACAAAGGCCGCAUCUAAUGACUUUUCCAAUAUUUCGCAUACUUAUAGACAAAGUAAUCUAACACUAAGCAGUGAUCAAUGGUGGAACGUCCGGAUGUAAACCCUGCUUGUUCAAUUUCUAGCAAGUUAUUAUGAUCUAACCAUUCCCAUAAUUUUAGGCAUAGAUGUUUUGUAUAAAGUUUACAGAUCACAUUCAGGAGACUAAUUGGUCUAUAAUUAGAUGGAUCAGAGGGGUUGCCCUUUUUAAAUAUGGGAACAAUUAUAGCUAGUCCCCAAUCUUUAGGGAUUUCAGUUGUCUUAUCUAUAUAUGAAAAUAGAUUAGCAAGGACCGGGGCCCACCAGUUUAUUUGCGCUUUCAGAAGUUCAGCGACAAUGAAAUCACUUCCUGGGGCUUUGCCAGAUUUCAUUUGUAGAAUUAGCGAAGUGAUUUCAGUUUCAGAUGUUGGGGGCCAUGGUGUAUCAUUAUCUAAGGGGAUGUUAAGCGGCGCAGAAGGACGAUGUUCCCUAAACAGCACUUUAUAGUGCUCUUCCCAUGAAUUUGCAGGGAUUAUUGUGCCCUCAUUAGGAGCUUUGGUUUGACUGGAGAUAAUUUUCCAGAAGUUGGAAUUGUCUUUUUCUAUUGACGCUUUUAUGAGGGCCUGCCAAAUGAGAGAGUCUGCGGUUCUUUUUUGGUUUUUAAUAACUCUUUGUAGUUCUUUUUUUAAGUUGUAACUCCAAUUUAGUGAUAGGGUUAGGAUUUUGCUGGAAGACCUUAAAGCAUUCCCUGAGUAUAAGUUUUGCCUGAGUGCAUUCGUGAUCAAACCAUUUUGGUUAGAUCUUCUGGGUCUUGACAAUAACGGUUGGAGUUUUCGGAUUAAUGUAUUAUAAUGGUCAAUUGGGGAGGUCUCUUCAGUGUCGUUGGAAGUCAGAUCAGCCCAGAGGAGUUGACCUUCCAUUGAUUGUGUCCAAAUACCAAAAUGGUUAUUAACAUAAGGGGACCAUUUAAUUCUGGAUCUGCCUAUUUGUUGUAAAGCGCUAGGAUCAGGAGUCUGCGGGGCAAGCCCACAUCUAGAGGGUUCCCAAAAUUCAGUCCUUUUAAGAUUUAGGGGUAAAUGGUCACUUUCGGUUCUUAUAUCUACAGCAAAUUCAAUAUAUUCAUCGAAGAGUUCUUGGGAGACAAGGAUGUAAUCAAUAACAGAAUGCCUUAAGCCUGACCAGUAAGUAAAUUGGCCAGGGCAGUCCCCGAGGAGAGGCCGUUUAAAAUAACAAGGUUUAAUCUAAGUGCCAUUAAAAAAAGACAUGUACCAGCAAAAUUGGUAACUGGGUCAAGUGAGUGACGCCUGAAUAGGGGCCAAUGUUCAUCAUUAGCAUUUAGGGGACCCAUUCCACUUUCCUUGAUUAACUGUUCGUCUGAGUGGCCUAGCCUUGCAUUAAAAUCCCCACCAAUAAUUAAGGAGGCAGAGGAAACUUAUUUGAGACGAGGAGAAUGCAGUCUUCCAGUUCGUUCCAGAUGUUUUUAAGAUCAGUUUGUUUCAUAAGUGGGUGAAUAUAAACAUUGAUGCAUAUGAUCUUAAAAUGGGUGGAGAAUAUUUUAACGGCCAAAAUCCAUUUUUAUCGAUUUUCAAUUGGAUAGGGAGGCUCCUAGAUCUGUCGAUACGAAGGUGCUCAGACCUCCCACCGGUCUUCCGCCUUUUGGGCCGAUUGAGGCAGGGGAAUGGAAAGCAAAGUAAUUGUGUAGUUCGAAAGGAUUUUGCAUCCAGGUUUCUUGGAGCAGGAUGAUCUUGAACUGUGAUACGUAGGUUAAAACGUCUUUGUCCCUUGUUUUCGAUUGCCAUCCAGCAACGUUCCAGGAUAGUAGUAGGGGUGAGAGUCAUUUUGUCUCUUCAAUAGCAUCUAGGGCUUUCCCGGAGUCGUGGAAGAUGCAACCAUUGAAUGGUUGAGUCUCCGGUAAUGUGAUUAGGGGCGCCACAGAGAUUUCGGCGUGGAUUUCAGAUGGGCAGAGUAGGGGUGUGUGUUCUGCCGUGACCUGAGGAGAUUCAUGACCCAUUUUUCGCUCCGAGUUAGGUGGAAUAUUUGCCUCUUUUGUGGGCGCUAGAUCUUCAAAGUUGCGGAGAUAGAGUAAUAACUCAUCUAGUCUGUCCGUUAUCUCUGUUUGUUCGGCUUUUGGCAGAUGGGAGAAGGAGACAAGUAAUUCCUGCUCCAUCGAAUUCUCAAGAUGAGUAGCCUUUGAUAGGAGGGGCAUGGGGGUCUCUGUCCAACUAAUUAAGUCUGAGGGUGGAGAGGUAGAGCUCGUAGUAGAUGGAAUGCCCUCAUUUUUAAUUGCUUUCCUUUUAACUGAAGAGUAGGGAAUGAGAGGGCAAAUCUUAGUGUUGAUAAAAACUCUUGUGAUAAAAAUUCUAUAAUUAGUCAGAUAGCUUCGUAAGGACAUCAUAUAAGUUGGAAGCUUUUUAGAAUCAAAGGUGAGCAGUAUCCUCUGCAUGUGUGGCUUGCUGUAAAUGUGGACAGUAGAUUUCAGAUCGAUGGAAAGAGGAUCUACGCCCAGAAGCUCAGCUAAAUGCCUUCUUGCGACAUGUGUAGACGACCAGUUAACAACCUGACCUUUGAAGGGGAGGAUAAUUAAACAAAGUCUAGUGGCUUGUAACGAAAGAUUAUAGGAAGAUAUGGUGUGUAAAUCUUCCAUAGAUUGUUCGUUUUCAGAUUUGCAGCCAAUCUGCGGGGUUGAGCGUAAUAGGGCAGGUACUCUGGGCGUUGGUUCAGCCCUAUCCUCCGGUGAAACGUCUACAGGGCUGACAUUAACUUUUGGGGAUACAAAGGAUGUAAUAUUCUCUAAGGAGCCUUUGAUGUCUCUUAUGUAUUUAAAGAUACAGUCCACGGUUUUAGCCACUAGGUCUAACGUAGUAGAGUGUUCAAGCAGUAAUUCAGAGAGAUAGUUUGCUUGUUCUCCGAUGCAGUCUUCCGCCUGAAAGGGCUUAGUUGGAACUUUUUGGGGCCUUUUGGUCUCGUGAUGGUGUUGUUUAAGGAGUUAAUGGGUUGUUUAGUGGGUGGUUCCUUCGGUGUAAUUUCUUUAUCUAUUAUCUCUGCUAAUGGCGAGAAGCUGUUCGAGGUCGGAAUAUUAAAAGUGUCCUUUGUUUUUCCAUAGAAGAAUUCGCUGAUUUUGGUUUGCUUGGUAAGGGGCAAACAUGCCAUUUCCUCUAAGUCCUCAGAUUCUCUGCAGCGUUUACCAACCCCCCUCCUCGCAUCAGCAGGGCCGUCUAAUUGCUGAGUCAUCUUUCCCUUUGCCUCGCUCUUUUAUCUUCCCUAAGUUUUUCAAAGAGUCGAGGGAGUAUUUUCCUUGAAAGUAUCCUAUUCAAGGAGGAGGAGUGUGCCAAAGGUUAUUGGCAUAACACUAAAUUAUGCUCCGUCUGUGCCUCCAGACUUAUGGUGGGAGCAGCCCAUGAAUUUUCCUGUAAGCUCUUCGCAGUAUGAUAAGAUAGUCAAUGCGGCUUUAAAGUUCCAAGAGGAGUCCGGAAAGCGGAACGUGGGAUAGAAUGGGGUGAGGUGCUUAAAUUUAUCUGAGCUCAAUGUUCAUUAAAAUAGCUCAAUGUUCAUUAAAAUAGCUCAAUGUUCAUUAAAAUAGUCUUUAAAAGGGGUAAGAGAAAGUAAAAAGAUAAAAUCAAUGGGCUCACAUUAGUAGAGUGCUGUCCGCCAUCAUACCGGAAGCCGGAGCCAAACCUUACUUAAGUCAUAUAAUUUCAUUCAACAUCCUUCAAACAUUUAUAAACAUUCCCAAUAUUAAAAAAUAAGAAAGCAAAAACAAUAAGUCAGAUUCAAUCCAGUCAACUUCCAGCCUCCCCUCCCCUGGACCCGGGAUUGUCAGUCCUUUUAACUUCAAUAAUCCGGCUCCUUAACCUGGUUGUCUCAUAUCCGAGGCCCUCAAGUCUCUUUCUUGCCCCUUUCGCCACUCUUGUUGAUAUUUCCCUUUCAGUCGUGGAUACUCCAGCAAGAAGAUGCUUUUGACUCUUUGCAGCAAGUCCAUCCCAAACCCAUUGCCCAAGCCAGACAGCAGAUAAUACCACUUCCAAUUUCCACGAAACUUGGAGACUUCAACUACUCCAUUCCUCUGAUGGCCCAUCACUAGACUCGGAAAGUCCAAAUAACCAUAUAGAGGGGUGUCAAUCCAUCCCCCCAUUUCCAAAUCUGACCCCAUUUCAUCUUUCCGAAUCAGGUUUGUCCCAAGUUCAUUUAUCAAGUUCAAAGGCUGAUCUUGCCCAUCCAUAGGUCCCUCCAUCUCUGAAGCCUCCGUCGCUACAGCAGGUUCAUAUACUUGUAUAGACUUUAACUGAAUUUCAUUUGUUUGCUGCUGUGCUCUGGUAACUUCCGUCCUCAUCAAGGUCGACUCCUGACGCAUCUGGUCCAGCUGGGCACUUAAUUUUGCAAAACCUUCCAGGAACACUUGUUCAAGCCUUUGUACAAGCAUUGUCCUUCAAGGUCAGAAAAAAUUCUUUCCCACGAGAAUGAUCCUUCUCUUUUAAACUCUCUGCAUUGCAAUUUCACUCAGUUCCACUAGAUGGAAAACCCUUUUUUUUUUUUUUUUUUAAGAGGGGGAAAAACAACAGUAACCAUCUUUCUUUUUCCAGAAACACUUUAUCCAAACUUCCCCUUUCAAAUUCCAAGAGGCAACAGUAGAAUCAAAAUGUUACCCUUCUUUUAACUAUCUGUCGAGCUGGAUAAGCUUCAAAACGUCAGUUCUGACAGCCCGCUCCUGGUUCAGGGUGGUGGAAAAUUACUUUAUUUUAAACUCACUCCGCAGGGUUGAAAAGAUCAAAACAACCCCUUCUUCUCCUGCAAUCGAAGGGGGUUCAGAAAUCUUAGAUGUUGAAUUUUAGUUCUCUCAGAAUUUAGUUUCCAGGCUUUAGUAUAAUUUGUCUUUGCUUUCUUCACGUAACAAAAGAACGGAAGGCGACUUCCUGUUUAGACCUUUCCGUUCCGAGUCCCAUUUAAAUUCAAUUUCAAGUUCAAGUCCAAUGUUAUUUAUUUAUUCACCAAUCUUAAAAGUAGUUCAGCUCUUCCAGGAUCGGGUACUCACGGAUAGAUGUUUUAGAUGCCAAAUUGUCCAGGGAAAAGGCAGCGCUCUCCGAAAACGGCAGUGCGGCUUUGCUGCACGGAGGAAGCAGACGACUCACAGCACCACGCACCUCCCACUCCGGGCCCGUUACCGAGCUCCUGUACAAGGGGAGAGCGCUCUCGGUGCCCGCCGAGUCCCACGCCCACAGGCUUCUUCCGCCUGUGGUUUUUAAGGGUCCCCGCUGCGCCGUAGCGGCAGGACCCAAGCCUCCGUGCAGCGGGUUCCCUUCAGUUCGAAGGGAAUUCCGCCAUUUUCCGGAGGCGCCACCCCGGAAGUGCCAGCCUGUUAAUUUUGGAUUCUUAUGUUUUCUGUUCACCCCAUUUCUGCAUCAGUUUGCUUUUCAAAAAGUCUUUAUGAAUAUUCAUCACAUCCGCACUUUUGUCUGCAUUUAAUAUGCACAUUUUUUCCUAGGCAUUUUCACCUAAUAUACAAAUGUUUUCAACCAGUUUGCCCUACCAUAAUGUAUUUUUGCAUGCCAUGUUCCAAUAUAUUCAUUUUUAUGCACACUUUCCCUAAAUAUACACGCUUUGUUUUUGUUUUGAAUUAAUUUUAUUGGGGUUUAUAGAGAAAAUACAAAACCUAAUAUCAAAUAUAUUUCCCCCUUUUUUUGUCCGAACUAAGACUUUGAUCUAAAUACAAUAAAAACAUAAAGAGAUUUAAUUGGGGUUGGAGAACAGCAUUGCAAGAUCGAGAGAAGGACACACAUGUCAAAGGAAAGCUGCAAUUCGGUUUGCAGGUCAUUCCAUCUUUGGAGGUCUUUAAGCAGAGGCUUGACAACCAUAUGUCAGGAGUGCUCUGAUGGUGUUUCCUGCUUGGCAGGGGGUUGGACUCGAUGGCCCUUGUGGUCUCUUCCAACUCUAUGAUUCUAUGAUUCUACUGGAUUCCUAGCCCCGGGCAUCCUUUUUAAAGUUCUUUCACAUCCCUCUUAUGACACUAACAAAGCCUCUGCAGUAAAGAGAACAUCUUUAAGACCAUGUGUGAUGGGCCAGCUCUUCCACAAUAGCCUACUGCCCAGUUGUUAUAAUAGCCAUGAUAAAUGAUAAUAAGCAAAUGCUUGCAAGAGCUUCACACACAGUAGACAGUGCCAUCUCAAUGGCCACCCUCAAUUAUAAAGGGGAAUACACCCAAAAUGAAAAAAAAAGGGUCAGAAAGUCUAAUCCGGUGAAAGCACAAAGAAGGCUUCUAUUGCUGUUUAGUCUCCAAGUGAAGUUCAGAAGUAAUGCAGCUUGUAUUUGUGGGCUAAUAAGGGGUCACCAGCCUUUUUGGGUUAGUAGACACAUUUGCAACCUUGAGAAAGUACCAUACAUUCCAGCCAUAAGAUGGCUACUGGGGUGGGGGGUGGAAGAACACAAAAUGGCAGGAGGGGGAAUGUGGCAUAACAGAAAAUGGCUGCUGCAUUUAAAAGAGCAGAAAAAGAGACAGCAUCACAAAAUGGUGCCGGCAUGCCCCAAUCAAUGAGAAAAAGGCACCUACAUCACACAAGAAGCUCUUUGCAUCUCUUCACUGUUCAGAAUGAAAAACAAGGUGGGUGUCCAAUCCUGGCAUCCAAUGUAGUGUCAGCAUAUUUUAAAAGGGGUUGAUGUAGGAAUGGCCAAGCAAGCCCAAACAGGAAUUAAGCAGGAAGAGCAAAUUUUCUCGUUCAUUGUGAAUUUUUGAGGGAAUAUUUAUUGAGGACCUUUGUGGGCGCCAGAGGAGGUGGGCACAUUUGUGCCAGCAGGUCCCAAAAAUAAUAUUAAGGGGAGGGGAACCCUAAUAGUUUUAACCUGGCACCUAAGGUAAGAUUCACCUCUAAUAUCUCUGAGGUGGGCAUUCCAUAUGUGUGGUGUCACCACUGAGAAGGCCCCUCCCUAGUCACUACCUGCCUGAGCUCUGAAGGCUGAAGGAACACUGAGAAGAACUUUUACUGCAGACCUUGGCGUCUGGGCAGAUUUGUAUGGGGAAAGGCACUCCUUCAAAUACCCAUUUUUAGGUCUUUAAAGGUUAAAACCAGCACUUCAAAUUGUCCCUGGAAAGUGCAUAGCUUUUAAAAUGGUGGGAAAUGAUCAGAUUAGCCAGCUGAUGUGUAGUUGGCAUUUCCUGGCAGUCUUCAAAGGCAUCCCCAUGUGCUGCACAUUAGAGGAAUCUAACCUUGAUGUCCUUAAUGCAUGGAUAAUGUUAGACACAGAAAAGCCAUUUAACUAUUGCCUAAAGAAAUAAAGUAGGGAGCACUUUGAGUAAGGGAAAAUAGAGGUGGACAUAGGUAAGCAAGGUGAGUAACUUUCUGAAAGCUCCUUCACCUGCAAGCCUUACGUGAUAACCAUUUUUAUAAGACAAUAGUGGUAUCUACAGGAUCUUUUUGCAGAGUUGAUUGAGGCAUGGGCAUAGCCAAGGAGGAGCAGGGGGGCAGCUGCCCCCCCCCCACACUUCAAGUAAAACAAGAGAAAUACUUAACUAACUGACUAAUCAUGUGGGUUCUUAAAAUAAAAAACAAAAACAAAAAUCCUGGCUACCCCCAUGGAUUGAGGGCAAUUCUUCCACUUCAAAAAUGAAUCAGCCCUCCCAAGUUCACAUAUAAAGCAUUUCAAAACAGUAUGCUGUUCACAUAAGAGGCUUCAAGUAAAGCGCUUUAACCUCAGAUGCUAUUGGCAUAAUGUGAAUUCUAAAAUGGGUUUAAAAGGGCACUUGCAAAAGGCAAGCCAUCCCAGAAUGACUUCAGGCUAAAUGAACAAGGAUGCCUAGCAGCAGUAUAGAAGUCUGGUGCUAGAUAGAAUCUCAAACAAGCUAGUUGUUGUUUUUUUUAAGUACAUGCUUAAAAUCAUAAAAAGAAAAAUCCCUUCAUUGCGAAUGAAGUCUCAAGAAGAAUUUAUGGCUGAUGAUGAUGGUGUUGGUGGUGAUGAUAAUAAUAAUAAUUAAUAAUAAUAAUAAUUAAUAAUAAUUGUUAAGUUGUGGGCGAACAUAUCAGACAACACAGUGAUUCUUCCAAAGCAGCUCUUUAUUUGUAAGCUGGAACAGAACUGAAUUGAGGAGCUCAGUCAGCCUGCUUAUAUAGAGCUCCAGAACAAUGUAACUGUUGCCAUUUUCUAAAACUAUCCAAUCACUGAACGUCACUUUCGAUCCUUCAUUUGCAUACAAACUAUCCAAUCACUGAACGUCACUUUCGAUCCUUCAUUUGCAUAACUAUCUACAGUAUCCCCCUGCUGGCCCAGGGUGAGAAUUUCAGUACAUAACAAUAAUAAUUAACAAUAAUAACAUCUUUUCAGCCAAAUGAUUUCUUUUACUGUACACAUAGCAAAACAGAGCAUGUGUGAAUGAAUCAUUAUUAAUUUUCCCAUUACAGUGAGACCCACUGGCCUACCUACCUCUUCCAUGAACUACAGUUUUUCUGCUUAUGUGGAAUGUAGGGUGAAGUCGCAUUUUCUCCCGAACCAAUGAAUGAGACUGAUCCCAUCUCAGCUGUAAGUGGCACGCUGAAAAUCAUUAUAGGCCUGUUUUCUGUCCUUCCAGCCAACAUACUGAUAUAUAAACUUCACAUAUGUCAUAAAAUAGUUGGAUAUAAAUUAUUGAUAGGUGAAACCAGCCCAUUUGUGGUCCAUUAAGACAGGGAUAGAGGAUCUUGGCCAAAACCCAGCUUUUUCAGCUCAAAAUCAACAUGAAUUCUGUCCCUCUCUGUUUCCAGCUUUGCUUGCAUCUUGGGCAACACCCAGAGGGAUCUGUGUCUGCUCGCAAAGCCAGGGUGCCAACUUGAAUAAAAUAUUGGGGGAGCCCAGGUAAGCCCUGCCCCACAUAAUCGAUCACAAGAUGUGGCAUACGCACACCAUUUGAAUGGCAGUGUCCAUCAACUUUGGCGGGGCCCAGCCCCUUCUAAUAUUUUAUUGGAGGGGCAAAGGACCUCAGCCCCUAGGAGUUGGCUCCUAUGUCGCAAAGCAACUUGUGACUCCGAGUGGUGUGGGCUGCUUCAUGAACAUAAGCAAACAUUCUGAAAUUCUAUCCAGACCCGUGUCUCAGUCACAAAAGCUAGCCCACCCUAUCUUUGCCAUGGAAAAAAUACAAGCCAUCAUUUGUUUAUGCAUUUUUCGCAAUACAGUACAAUUGCAAUUUCCACCAUUUUAUUUAAUAUUAAAUAACUUCAAUGAGAUUGUGAGGAUAUAUAUAUGAUAUCUAUUGUCCUAUUUUAAAACUUUUAAAACAGUGGUGAUAAACUCCCUUACGCACUGCUUGGAACUUUAGCGCAUUACUGGACCUUUAGUUUAUGAAAGGGGUAAGUUGAUGUUGAUGCUGAAAAGACACCUCCAGUAGUCCUCUUCUCCAUUAGUUCCACUCCUGUCAUCCUCAACCCUGGAAGGCUAAAAACUACCAGUGAGUAGAAAGAAUAGCAUGCAGAUAUGAUUGGGAAGUCAGGCAAAUCUCUAGGAAGAAGCCCAACUCUAUGCAUUGGCCUACUAAAACAGGCUGUUUAUACCCAUUCAUAAUUAUGGUCAGGGCUGUCUUAAGCAUGUCCGGUGCCGUGGUGCAAAGAUCCCUCCCCCCCGCCCCCGUUUCCCAGAGUUGUCGACCUUUUUUAGGGAGCUGACACCACGUUACACUGCUUGGGAAAAGAAAUCAGGAAACAUAAACAAACUUUUUUUAGUUGCUCAUUUAUUAACAAUGCACUUAUAUAUACAACACCACGUGUUUUUUUUCUUGUUUUUUGCAGAUUUAAGAGAGAUUAUCUUAUUAUGUAACACCUUGUUUUUAACAAUGUUGAUUUCUUUUUAAUUUCAGAUCUUUUUUAAUUAAAAAAAAAUCUAAAUGACUGCAAAGCCAGUCCAACAGUUCUUUUUUCAUAAAAACAAUCCAAGAAGCUCACAGCAGAGCAAAGCCAGAAAUUAUAGAUAAAGCCUAAAUCUGGCAACAGACUGGAAGGGGUGUUUUUUUUUCUUAAACUGGUGUGUGUGUUCAUGUAUGCAUGUGUAAAAGAGAAAGAAAUCUAUAAGCAAGUGAUGCUAUGCAGCAAGAACUAGAUAAUGUGAUCUGCACAGAAACAACAGAAUUAGGAAGCAUCAUUGUUUUAAACAAAAGCAAAAGAUCCAGAAGGAAUUGUCAGCUGGUAUAGCAGUGCAACACUUUAGGCCAUUUUUUGGCACAAAGAGGACAGAUCAGUGUGAUUUUUCAUUCUAAGCACUAGCAGGGCUUUUGUUGCACUGCCCACUGUGAUCCAAGCCAAUUCUGCUUGUGUUCCUUUUACCCACAAUAAUUCUUAAGUACACACUCAAUAUCAGAUUGCAGAACUAGCUGGAACAUAUCCAAGGGAAAGCAUAUUAUUGUUCAGAGGUGCUUUCCUUUCACAAGAGAUUAAAGGGAAAUAAACACAGAAAAAAAGGAUCAUCUUACAUAAAUUAUAUGAGAUAGUUCUCUGUUAAAGCGCCCGAUAGGAUAUACUAGUAGUGGCUUAUGGAACACAGGAAGCUGAAUUUAUUGUCCACCGUGACUGGCAGUGGUGAGGGUUUCAGACAGGGAGCAUUCCCAGCUCUACCUGAAGAUAUUGAGGAUUGAACCUGGGAUUGAUCUACUGCAUGCAAAGCAGCAGCUCUACCACUACAUGGGAAUAUAUAUGUGGGGUUCAAGACAGCCUAUGGGCCAUGUUCUGUAGUCUCAAAUGCAUGUGGGCCAGCCAAAAUCUGACAAGUCACUCCUGGUCUCCUAGGAGCUCCCAUCCCUCUCUCCACCCCCCCAGCUGGGAGCCAGCUAGGAGCACCCAUCCAUCUCUCUCUCUCUCUCUCUCUCUCUCCUAGCUGGCUCCCAGUGGCUCAAAGGGACAGGAACCUCCAGCUACUCACUCAGGAUGCUGGCAAACCUUCCAAGAACGCUGUGAGAGUCAGGGGGUGGAGUCUUGAGGGGACAAAGGAGCAAGCAAUCAGGCAUCUGGGAAUGGCUCUACACCCAAUUACCCCCUAUUGCACCCGCCAGGCGCCCAGGCAGCCCCUGUGGGAGGGGAUGCAAAGGGGCUUCCCUGAGCCGGACACAGCGCGCUCUGAUGGGUGGCUAAGAGGAGAGGAGAGGGCUGCCCCAGAGCAGGGAAGGGAGCGCGCCCUGACUCUCCUUCCCGGACACUCAACCUGUGAUGCCCUCCAAAAUCCUGGUGCUCUGGUGCCCCACGCCACUAAUGUCUAUGGGCAAGAUGCCCCUGAUUAUGGUUAACACUGUACAGUUGGACCACAUUAAGACAUGGAGGCAAAAUAAGACUCGGUGUGCUGAAGUGAUGAUCAACCCUGACAUUGUGUAGGUGGUGUUUGAAAAAUGUUUCCUGAAGGGUAGAUAUUUCUAAUGUCAUUAAUUCACCCCAGACUGCCACGCAUUUCACUAAGAAAGCAACCUUUUUUUUUUUUCUUAAUAAAGAACAGCCUUCAGUGAUUUGUUAAGCUAUUUAACACAGUCGAGGAACAUAAUUUAGAAUAGAUUUGUGUGAAUGGAGCUUUCAGAAAUCACUAAAACAGUUUAUUAAAGGAGGAUGUAUCCAAGGGGGAGGCAGCCCAGCAUAGCAAUUAGACCUUCUGAAUUGUAGCCACCCUACCGAGCUGGGCUCUCCGCAAAAGCUUUUAUUUCACAAAGUGUUAUUUUUAAGAUUAAUAAUCGAAAUACCAAUCUGAAGUGCCCAGUAAGCAUAUGGAUAAUUUUAGCAUGUGUGGGUGGUACCAUUUCAAUUGCCUUGCUAGUCUAGCAAUAGGCCUCUUCCAAUGUAUGAUUUCUUUUAUCAUAUUUAUCUAAAUAGUGCUGCGAUAAGCAGGGUGAUAAUGACUUUUUAAUUUAGAAAAACAUAAGAGGCCCUAUUCAUCUUCAGAAUCAAUGUGCAUUGUGUAUCGCACAGACACUGUUGUCUGCACUUGAAAAAACUCCAAAGAUGAAUUAUCCAAGUAGAAAUGGAAAGUUCCUGGAGAGAAAUUGACAUUUUUUUUACACCUUGGGAAACAAAUGGAAUGUCUGACAGAUCGUUAGUGCAUUAUAUAAUAUGCUGUAACUGCCUAUGUUUUCAUUUUCAACUACCCAGAUUGAUAAGAUCCAUUCUUCCAUAAAAACCUGGGUUAAAUUCCUCUCAGAUAAGAACCUGGGGGUUUGAGUCAUCAAUUUCACAUGCGUGCAUUAAUAAGUAUGUGUUCGUGAAUAAGUGUCUUUUUCAUAUUAAUUCACUUUUUAAAAAUCUGUAUUUUACAUAUUUGAUCGCAAAAUACAUAUUUCUUCUCAAUUUAUCCAUUACUAAAAGUACUUUAUCCUAAAGUACAGAUUUUAACUUACCUUGGUACUUGUUUUUGAGCUAAGAACGUUAUGUAAAAGUGCUGAAUCCAGUGAAUAAUUUCCCUUCUGAUCUACACACUAAUCCCCAAGAUGCGGAUCAGAUCAUUCCCCAUCAGUGUUUACAGAAAUCAAAUUCUUCAAGCAUCUCUAGCCACUUUAAAUGCAACCACAUAGAAACUGUUCCAUGCAAUUAGAUUUUCUUAUGCAGUGGCUUGUGACAAUCAAACUGGCACAUUUCCACAGUGUAAACACUUGUGGGUGGCUUGUGGUAGGCAUGCAUUAGCUGCCCAGUUCAUACGGUGAGCCACUGCAUGCAAAUGUGGGAGAGCUAUGUGGCUAGUAUCCACUAUGGCAUUGCCUGUUGUCAUGAAUGAUACAUUAGCCUCACCGCUUGAAAGUGGUGGGGGCGCACCUUCAUGUGACCGGAUGCCUAUUUCAUUCUAUGAAAGGCCCCUGCCUCUUCUCAGUGUGGUGUAGUUGUUAAGAGCGGUGGACUCGUAAUCUGGUGAACUGAGUUCAAUUCCCCGCUCCUCCACAUGCAGCUGCUGGGUGACCUUGGGCUAAUCACACUUCUCUGAAGUCUCUCAGCACCACUCACCUCACAGAGUGUUUGUUGUGGGGGAGGAAGGGAAAGGAGACUGUUAGCCGCUUUGAGACUCCUUAGGGUAGUGAUAAAGCGGGAUAUCAAAUCCAAAUUCUUCUUCUUCUUCACUAUUUUAUAGCUUGCCUAGAAAUGUUUAACUAGUUCUGCCUAGAACCCUCGCCAUAGAGCUCAUCUCACGGGCAUUUGUCUCCCUUAACCCAUAGUAUUAACUUCAUCCAUUCCUUGUCUCACUUUCUACCACUUUUCUCAUUCUCAAAUCAACGGCCCUCAAACUGAUAUUAUAGCUGAUUUGACUUUGGCAUUCAGCUCAUCUAUAUUGACUUCCAUUACCAUUACAGAAGGCGUGCUUAUGUAUGUAAGAGAAUACAAGUAUAGAGAGGGGGGAUUUUUAAUCAGAUAAUUUGGGGGGUGGGGAAUGGCAGUCACACCCUUCUCCCCCCUCCUCACACAAAUACACUGUCAGGCUCUUGGGGAAGGGGUCUCUGGAUUUCAGCCAGUGUAGUGGAGUCUCAACCUCUGAGUUUCAGCACUUCAGAGCUCUGGUGGAAACCCAGGGGAAGGAAAGGAAGCAUAUCACUCUAGAGAUCAGGGUCUUCUGUGUUUCAUAAGCAAGCUCCAUCUGCAGAGUUGGCUUUCAUUGGCCAGCUCUUGCAGGAAACAGUAUAAGAGUCACAAAUAUGAAUAGGAACAUUGCUAAGUCACCAUCAGUUCUCAUCUGAAGGCAUACCAGCCCUUUCUCUCUGCACCUGGCUCCUGGCAUAGUUAUAUAAAAAAUACAUGUGUGAUUGUGGAUUGGAUUGGAUUGGAUUGGGCUGGGCUGGCAUCUGAUCUUUUGGCUCAGCUUCAUAAUAACUCAGACCUACAGCUGUGCCUCUGAACUUCUGGCGUGAACUUUUGAUCAUUUUUGGUCAUUCAUUCUGAUCUUGUGGCUUGACCCUUUGCUCAGACAAACCCAUGGAGAAUAAAGCUAUCAAUGGCUACUAGCUGUGAUGGCUAUAUUCUUCCGCCCCUGUCAGAGGUAGCCUGAAUCACAGGCUGGGAAUCACAAGCAGGAAGUGUGCUGGUAUGUUCCUGUCCUUCUUGCCGACUUCUCAUAGGCAUUUGGCUGACCGUUGUGAAAUGAGGGUGCUGGUCUAGAUGGGUCACUGGCCUGAUGCAGCAGGGCUGCUCUUACGUUCUGUUUCAUACUUCCUACCUACUUCUGUCCCAGAUGCUGACCACACUUUGCUGCCGCCCAUGGCCCAGUGUCACACACCUUCCCGGAUACAAUGAAUGUUACUUUUCUGAACUCAUUUGCUUUGGAAGGUCUUGCUACUGGGUCACGUAUGGAAUCUUCCUAGCUGGUCUCCAUGGCUACAGGGUAUCUACAUUAUUAAUUCUCUUGACUCAAUAGAAAAACAGUGGGUCUGUUGCUGUUGCUUGCUGCUGCUUAUCAUUUUUCUCUUGUUUCACAACAGGCCAUCUAGUAGCUUUCAGAUGCCACCUGAAGUGUAGACUCAGAUUACAGAAGAUGGCACUGAAUGAGCUUUCGCUGUUUCCUUUUACUUAUGCUUUCCGUGUUCAUCACGUUUACCAGAAUUUGAUCCCUGGGUAUUCUCAUCUGAGCUCUAAAAUGGAACCUAAAGCAGGGGAGACUACUGAAUCCCCACGGUUCUGCUUGCUGAUCUUGCCAGUGCAGCAGGAUGUUGAAAUCAAGCCUCAAGAUGAAUUUCUCGGCAGAGGCACAGGGAGAAGGGGAGACUCGUUCAUUUUAGAUUUCUACGCAGAGAGCUCUUGACUGUGCAGAGUUGUCACCUUGGGAAAUGCAAGUUUAUGUGCCACUCCCAGAAUGAUAAGGAGGGAAGGGUAUCCAAAGGGUAUUGGGGCUGACAGGGUGAUGUACGAGGGUAGAAAAAUCACUAAAAUGGAGCACGCUAUGUCAGAUAUGCUUGUAGUUGUUGUCUCUUUCCUGGGAACAGAACAGACAGAGACAGAAUGCUGACUUCUGCAAGACUCAUUUUUCUCGAGCAAAAUGCAGUCAAUCUCUUUCCGUCUAUUACUCUUUGCUGAGGCACUGCGUCUUCCAACUAACGAAGGUCUUGCCCUUCCAGGACCGCUGUAGUCAUAAAAGAUGGAAAGAUCUUGUCGAGAGUCCACUUUAAUUGACCCCCAAAGACAACUUAGUUUCGACUGCAUUGCUUUUUGUCAAAGCUUGAGUCCUAGUGGACAGUGUUUUGCAUUGGAACUCCUUAAUCCCAUUCAGAAUUUUUUUAAAAAAAUAUUUUACUCCAUUCUUGCAUUGUAUCCAUGCAAUUUUUAGAAAACAUUAAUAGAGAUGAUUGUGUUUACAGUCUAAUAUAACUUGAGAUGAGAGAAACCAACAGAGCAGUAUCUUGUGUUAUUUCAGCCUUCCCCCACUUGGUACCAAGCUCCACUGACCGGGUUUGGUGGGGGUUGUGGCUCAAAACAUCUGAAGGCCACCAGGUGGAAGAAGUGUGCUUUUUGUUUCUUAAAAUGCUGACCUCUGCACCAUGAUCUUAAAGGCUUUUGUAUGGUGCCUUUCUUAAAUGCUUUUUCAAAAAAAGUUAAAGACUUUUGACAAAUUCACCUAGCUUUUAGCUUGGGAUGUGGAAUGAUCUUCCUCAAACCUGAAACUUCCAGAUGUUGUUGGAUUUCAGCUCCAAUAAGCCCAACCAGGGAUGAUGGGAGCUGAAGUUCAACAUCUAAAAGGUACGUUGGGUUUUAAUGUAUUUCUUUAAAAAAAAAUUUUUUUUAUUGAUUUUCCAAUAAGAAACAGCCAAUUAAUAUAUCCAAUCAUAAUACUUCAAUUAAAAUAAAAAAACUAAAAUAAAAAAGACCAAGUUAUAAUCAGAAUUAUAUUUAUUAAUUUUUUGGAGAUCCCCACAGUCCGGAUCUCUGAAGCAAAUCUCCACAUCUUAGUCCUGCUUCUCCUCGUUGUUUCCAUAUUUUCCACAUCUCUAUUUUAACGCUCCAGGGUUUUAAUGUGUUUCUAUUGCUUUUAUGUGAGAUGCCUGGGUGGCUUUUUUAAGGGUUGAAAGACAGCAUAUAAAUAAUUUUAGAAUAUCUAUUCCUGCAUAUCACGACCAAUUUGAGAUAAUCCUUUGAACACUCAAUUAAAUCAACAAUAUUCGACCAUGAACAAGUUUAUGCAUAAGUCCAAUAAGUACAUACUGAAGAGCCAAACUGGGUUAUUCCAUGUGAGUUGUUGUCUUCAAAGGCUGAUCUGAUUCCAUUAUUGCUGAGAAAACAUAAAUGUGGGAAUCAUAUAUGCAGCCUUAAGAUACUUCCUUUGGCAUGGCACCAUCUUAUAUUCUUAUCAGAAAAUGAAAUGUGGACUAGAGGAAAUGAUCAUAAACUUGAGAAGAACUAGUGUCACAUUGACACCCUUCAAACUUGCCCUUAAAUGCCUAAACAUUUCUUGGUCACAGUCCACUGGUAGGCAUGAUGAGUGAAUGCAGGCACCAUCCCAGCCUGUGUGCAUUCAGUUGAAUGUCUGCCUAAUGAUACUUACAUGCAUACAACUCACUGUGAACUCUAGCAAAACAGUUCCUGGUGAUAGGGAUAAUGUAUUUUCCACAUGUGGUUGUAUAUGUGUGAGGUCUAUGCAGACUUUCAGCUGGACAUGAAUCUCAGUCCCAUCAUGUUUCUCCAUUCACCCUGGAUAGGACAUCUGAUCUGGGCUUUCAUCUCAACUUUAUUCAUAAUUUGAAAGGUUCAGUUGUCUUGAAUCCACCACAAAUAUUUACACCACAGAAUGGUUUCAGAAAUCAGCUCUUGUUGCUAGGAAACAGAAAAAUUGUUCACUUAAGAAGGGUACAUUUGUCCACACCUCGCACAUAAACACAUUUUGGAAAACGUUGCAUUUCCCUUUCAAGGAUACUGAGAUACAUCAGGUAUCAAUCUGUUGAUGUCACUGCUGUGUCUUCAUUUAGUGAUGCCAGCAUUAGUAAAGGACCUAACAUAAUCUGAGGUUUACCAGAUGCAAUUAAGCCAGGGAGAGAAUGGGAUUGGGUGGGCGUUGUUCCAUUCACAAUGCAAAUCUGCCCAAUUCAUAUCUCCUGAAUCAAUCCACAAACUGAAACAAAGCUAUUCUUCAAAAUUCACACUUGCCUGAAUUUUGCAAUGCAGUUCUACAGUAAAUUUAAAAAACCCUGUAUAGAUAUGAUAGAUAUAGAUAUCAGAAGAAAGUGUGCAGAAAAAUCCGUAGGGUAGUGCAAGUAAUGUGGAAAGUAAAAUUGCUUGUAAAAGCGAAUAGCUAAUGGAAGAAAUGCAGACACAAAUAUGCAUGAAUUUUCAUGAGGAUUUCUUUUCAAAGUUUGCAAACUGAUGUGGGAAUGGGAUGAACUUGAAAAAAACAGAAACUGAAAUGGACAGAUUGACCUGUCCCUACUAGGUAUUGCUGUGCCUUACAUUUCAUACCUGUCCCUACUAGGUAUUGCUGUGCCUACUUACCCUUCCUUUGGAGAGAUCUGUUUGUGCAAUACCCCUUGUAGGUGCAAAGCCAUACUGAUAGAUGCUUCUGCCUUGUCAUCUGGAAGCAGAGCCACCUCCCAGGACCAAGAAACAGCCAGUGCUGAUAGUCCAGUACCUGAUUGGUUUCUCUACUGCUGCUGUGCAACAAAUUUUGGGUCAGGUUGUUCUGUACAAAUCACAGAAGCUCUAGUUCAAAUGGAAAUAGUGCUUCAGCGGGAUCACAAAAGCCCGGAUCUUAUUAUUCAGAGGGAUUCACAUGCCAGGCAUCAUAGUGUCGAUCCUGUGCCACCCUUCCUUGCUCUCUCUCAUAACGCAUGCUCUUAGAAAGGCUCAUUUCCAUCUCAUUCCACAUCCCGCCAAAUGAACCUGUGUAAAUGUAGAGAGACGACUUUCAUUUCGUUUUUAUUACUAAACUAAGCCCCCCCCCUUUUUAUUAUUUUUUAUUUAGUGGGAAUGUGGAAACAAUCUCUCUUUGUGGGGUGAUAAAAGAGGAAGGUUCAUUUCCUUGGGUGUCGAGAGCACUGCCUGCCCAUCUUUGUUGCGACUUUGGAUGAAGAGCGGGAGCUAACACGAGACAAUAAAGUGCUCAACCUCAUCAGCUUUCAUCUCCUUCAUCCUCUGCCAGGAAGUGGGUGCCAGUGUUUUUUCUGUCACUUCCAUUUUAAAAAACUGCUUUCAUGGCUUUUACAAGAAAAUGUCAUUGUGCCUCUGGUGCAAAGGAGGAGGAAUCUAAUUUCAUUACAGUUAAGUGCCUGCCUCCCCAUUACCUUCCAUAAGAGCGUAACGGUAUAUUAUAGAGCGCUAAUAAAAUAGGAAGGAUGGAGGUAAGAGCACAUGUCAGGAAGCCAAAUUACUUUGGGCCACCUAGUUGCCUUCUCAUUUCACCCGGGCGGCUGCCUUUCCCACAACCUAAUUACAGCAUUUUCUGGGACUUUGCUACCCAGCGAUAACCGGCUGGCAAUGCUUUUGUGUAGCUGAGACAUGGCACGGCGUGAGCUUUGGUCUUCAUCCUUGCCACCAAAUAAUUGCUUCUGACGGCUGUAUUAAUCUCCAGAGACUUCGGAGUAAAUGAAAUAUGAACAUUUAUCUUUUAUUCCCAUGUGCCACCGGCGUGGACUGGGGCAAAUAAGUGGGAAAGGAGUGCCUUUGCAGUCCCUGACUGUAUUACUGAUCAAAGGGACAAUAUUCACCCAGUUUCUCUGCUCCGUGGCAGAUCACAGGCCAGAUCAUUAACUGUGUGUCUCAUCCACUUAGCAAAGUGUGAGGCCCUUGUCGGCUUGAAUCAGUGUCACCGUGUGCAGGUUUGAGAGAAAAGGCAGGCUGGCUCUGUGUGAGAGUGUGUGCUGUAUUGUGGAAUUCCUCUGAUAAAAAAGAGUGGGUUGAUCAAGCUUUACUUUAUUUGAGUAAGAAGUAGUCUUUGGGAUUGGGAUUAACCCUUUGGCAUCCUUCUAGUUGCAGUUAACUUUGUUACAAGAUCAAAGCAGGAAAGCUGCUAAUAUGUGCAGUGCCAGGUAACUUGAGCGCUGCAGCUGAUAUUCAGAAAAGGGCAACCAAAAAUGAUCAGAGACUAUGAAGAAAGUUUGCAGCAUAUAGGACUUUUUAGUUUCAAGAAAAGGCGAGUAAGAGGUGGCUUAAUAGUUUAACCCUCCAACAUUUCUCCAAUGAAAAUAGGGACGUCCCAUUCCAUAAUGAUAAUUUUACUAUUUAUAAAUAUAAAUCUUACUGGGUUGCCCCAGCCACUCUGGGCAGCUUCCAACAUAUAUAAAAACAUAAUAAAACAUUAAAACUUUUUUUAAAAAAAACCCGUCCCUAUACAGGAUUGCCUUCAAACAGCUUGGGAGUCAGGUAACUCCAUACCUUUCAACAUUGCUCCAAUGAAAAUAGGGACCUCCUAAGGAAAAGCGGGACACUGGGAUCAAAUCAGAAACCAGGACAGCUUCUUUAAAUCAGGUACGUCCCUGGAAAAUAGCGUCUGCCACGGCAUGGAGAAAAUAGAGAAAAUGUUUCCUUCCUUUCUUCCUCUCUCGUAACAUCAGAUUCAGGACAGAUAAAAGAAAGUAGUUCAUAGCACUGCACAUAGUUAAACUAUGGAACUCGCUCCCACAGGAGCCAGUCCUAGCCACAAAAGUAGAUAGCUUCAAAAGAGGAUUAGACAAAUAACUGGAAGAGAAGGCUGUCAUUCCUCUGACUGCCAGUUACAAGGAAGCUCCUGGUGAUGAAAAAUCAGGGCAGAGGGGCUCCUCCCCACAGCUUUGCUCUGUCACUGGCAGUUUUGCCACUGGCAGGGGUGGGACGCUUCAAACUCAAAGACCAAAUACUGCCCUCUAAGCUUCUCUGUCUGGCCCCCAGACCACACCCCUCACCGGACCACGCCUCUCCAUGGCCCCGCUCCAUGCCUUCCUGAAAUAUGCUCUUAAACUGUUAUUGUGUCUGUUGGUUGCAUGGAUGGAGAAAUGUGGGUGGGUGUCAGAAACACCAGACUAGAGUCUGAUUUUUUCAAUUUAAAAAUGCUGUAUAACAGUAAGACUCACUUCUCCUGCUCCACCCACUUUUGCACUGAAUCCCACCCGCUAUUGGCAUGUGCCCAUGUUGUCCAUGACUGAAUGUGGAUCUUGGACUGAAAAGGAUUCCCCACCACUGGCCUAGGGAACCCCUCCCCAACCAUCACUGUCAAUAAAGCAAUGUAGGUUCCUUGAACAGCCAUUGUCAAAUUCCUAAGAGCACAGAUCAGUUUGGUAGGUGAUUCUCUCAAGCACCCAUCAUUCCUGACUGCUUAGAUAUGAGGUUUGAUCUGGAUCAUCAGACGUUAUUUUGCUUUUAGAACACUAUAGGGACUUGUAAAUGACUUGUUUUAGAAUAACCCUACUCCUUAGAACAAGAAACCUCCUGUGUAAGGUAUUGUACCACAUCUCCACGGUGUUCCUUUGAAAUCUGGACAUGAGUUGCCCUUACAACGUUCACAUAUAAACUGUAUAUAAAUAUAAACUGUAAGAGGUUUCAUCAGGUAUCACACCUUUCUCACUUUGUGUUUGACUCAUGAUUCAGAACUUCUUGCUUGUGUUGAUUAGAUGCAUAUCAGAAACUUGAACAUUUUCACAUGCAGAAGCUAAAGCACACAUGGAUCCAAUGUGGAAAUUAUAGAAAUUUAAAAGGUGUGUGUAUGUGUGUUUACUUUAUCUGUGCUUGAAUUACUUUCAGAGAGCGUUCUUAUGGGAGAAGAAGGAUAAGAUAUCUGGGUAUUGAUCUACCUGCAGGGAUCCAUUUUCAGCAAAGGCUAUCAAAGACUUUCUGUAUCUUUAAGAAUUGCUCAUGAAAUUGUAAUGAGCCAUCUAUAAUCCUAAACAAAGCAAAAGAAAACCCCUGGGCAGGGCAGAUAGUCCUUUGAAAGAGUUGCUUGUCCUCUGAAGUGAGGGGUAGGGAUUGUUAUAAUUGGGUAUUAAGCCCCCUCUACCUGUCUUCUGAGUUAAUUUUCUUUAAAAUAUUGGUAGGAUUUACUUAGUUAUGAUCAUCUUUCUUUCUUUUUUUAAGGCCUGUAAUGCAGUAAGGGAGCAGGGGUGGCAUCCUGCAACUAAAGAUUGAUCGCCUGGCCAGAAUAUUGCUGGCCUUGCUUGUAUCUGGCAGUGGAACUUUAAUCUUAAGGGGAUGUCGGGAUGAUGAAAAAUCACUCCCAGGCUCUCUCGUUAACUAGUAGCUUUUAUGUUUGUUCCUUUUCAAACAUUAAAUGUAACUGACUGUUGUACUUCGGCAUUGUAUUAUCAUUCCAGCCUGAUCUUUCAUGACACCCAAGGGCAACAGACAACGAAACGGGGGCCCUUUUCUUUUCGUCCUCCUGCUGCAAAUUCCUGUAUGCUUCCAGAGGCAAAACGUUCAUUUGGCUCGUUUCUAGUCCACCUGAACUAUGGAAGCCUUUCCCAUAAUCUUAACUAAUUGGAAUUUCCCUACAGGACCAGAGGCAGCUAUUUCCACAUACCUGUGAAAUUUGAUGGCCACACAGUAUAUGUGUGCAUGCUAUUUGUUUAUUUUGCUUUUUAUUCAACCUUUUCUUCAAGGUGUUCAGUGUGGCACAGGCAUUCUUCCUUUCUAUCUCUGUGACCUCCCUGCAACAUAGGUCAGACCAGAGCUGGAGCUUGGACUAGGAUCACUCAGGGAGUUUCAUGACUGAAUGAGGAUUUGAACCCAGGUCUCCCCACUCCUAGCUCUGUCCACUACCCCAUGUGUCACACCUACAAAUGCGUACAUGCACACACUUUAUGUAAGGCUCAGCAUUGUGGUUUGUGACAUGUUCCAGAUAAAUACUAGGCAGUUCCAGAGAGCAGCACUGAGAGGAUGCCCUGUGGCCACCUGGCAUUUGAGUUACGGCUUGCCACAGGGCAGUAUUUUGCCCACGAUGCUAUUUAACCUAUGAAACCAUGUAGAGUGGCCUUAUUUUGAACGAAGUGUCAUUAGUAUUAUGAUGACACACAGCUCUGUUUCUCUGUAAGAUCUGAAACAGAAGUGACCGUGUGACCGUGCAGGCUUUGGACUAGCGUCCGGGGCAGUGGUUGGCUGGAUGAGGACCAAUAAGCAGAGUUUAAACUCCAGCUGAGACAGAGGCUCUUUGAAAGAACAGGUAUGUAGUCUAGGAAUGCUGCUUGAUCCAUCUUUGCUAUUUGAGUGAAUUUUUCCAGCUUCAAUUAGUAAGGCAGCUUCAGCCGGGCCUCCACUGAGAUAGCUUGGCCACUGUGGUUUUGGUGAUGUCAAUACUACAUUACUGAAAUGUGCUCUAUGUAGGGUUUCUUUAGGGCUUAACCCAAAAGGUGCAGCUAGUGUAGGAUGCAAUAGCUAAGUUGUUUACCAGGGGGGCGGUAUACCAUUGACACCAUAUAAUACUUCUGCUGAAGGAGCUGUAGUGACUGCCAAUGGACUACUGGAUGCAGUUUUUUGUUUGGUUUGGUUUGCUGUUAGCAUUUAAAGCCCUAAAGAGGGGACCAGGUUACCUAAAAGAGCCCCUUGCCCCAUAAAGCAACUGUGUUCCUUAGGUGGGACACUGCUGAGAGUACAGUAUGCCGCAGAGAUGAGCUUACUUUUUAUUACAACUGGGCUUUUAGUGUUGCAGCUCCAGCCCUCUGAAAUCAAGUACCAGCCAAAAUUGACAUAUUGAUGUUUAGGCACCUACGGUUUAUUUAAAAAGCUGUGGCCCAGCCAUUUACUUGUUAUACAUCUAUAGAAAUGCUUUUAUUGGGACAGAUCCAACUCACCCACUCCACUAGUGGAAAUCAGAGCUAGGACUCUAAUGCAAUAGGGCUGCCCCACUCCUCCCACUGUGUCAUAGGUGUCAAUGUUUCCCAUUUUUAAAGGGAAAUUCCCUUAUUACAAAUAGGAUUCCUCACAAGAAAAGGGAAAAGUUGACAGCUAUGCACUGUGUGCCCUCCAUGACUCCUCAAAAUUCCUUCUGAAGGAUCAAGAAAGCACCCAGAACAGCAUGCAGGGGAGAAUAGGGGAGAUUGUUCUGCUAAGCAAGCAGAAAUGAUUUCAAUGAAAGAAAAAUCUACUCUGAAUUCCACCCUACAUUUGUUGUGGACAUCGUAGGAAUGGUUUUUAUUGUUUUUAGAGUUUAUAAUUCUUAUACUUUAUCUCAUUUUAUCAUGUUGUAUACCACUUCAACAACCUCUGUCUAUGAAGCGGUUUAUAAAUCUGUAAAACGAAUAAAGUAAAAUAAAUAGUGUUCUGAACAUGGGCAUGUCUUGAGUUGAAACUAAUUGAAGUGAGUAAUCAAUUCAGGAUGCAAUUUUGCGGGGAUUCCAUUAUUUAUUGUGUUUCAUAGCCAUUGUGAAAAGUAGAUGGAAAGGAAUGAAUGACGCCAUUGAAAAAGGGUAACCAACACACUGACCCCAAUCCAGCUAAAGUUCAGUAUAACUAAAUGCCACUGGAAGCAAUGAGCCUUGAAUUGCUGGCAAGCCACUUUCCCCCUUGGUUUCAAGUGAGAACCUUAGCUGGAUUGAGGGCAUUAUUAGCAAUCAGUUGUAAACUGGGAAGGAAUAUGUGAUUGUUUCAGUCGCACGUACUUUGGGUUAGCUACAGGCUGAGUUUCCAUCGAGCAUGAGAGCUAGGGGUUGUACUGAAGGCUACAAGCUCAACUGCGUACAAAACAGGCACAAUAAUUGUGUUUAUUAUGUUGAGGCUCAAGGGAAUUGUAUUAACAAAAAAUACAACUUGCUUACUUUAGCUAGAGUUGGAAAUGCAAGGUCAAAAUCUCGGUAAAACCAUUCACUAAAAUGCCACUCAAUGUGUUCAUAUAUUUGGAAACAUCAAUACUGUAAAGGUGAAACCCCAUUCAUAUUCCAUGGACAAUAUGACGUGAGACCAUUAAACACUCUAUCUAUGUUUUGCUGCAAGAGCUUUGUCUGAAUGGGCUUUGCAUACUAUGGGUAAUAGGCAGCUAAAUCAUACCCAGAAUAGAUACUUGUGCAUUUAUUUCAGUGGGUUUACUCUGCGUACAACUAACAUUGUCACUCCAUGUGUUUUUGCUUGGAGAAACAUUGUGUUCUCUUUCAUGGGUGAGAUUCCCAUUCCCCAGUUUUAUGCUCAUGAGAACCACACCAUGUACCAAGGACAGCCAGUGUGGUGCCCUCCAAAUCCUUUUGGACUCCAGUUCCCAUCAGCCCCAGCUAGAGUGGUCAAGGAUGGUGGAAACUGGAGUCCAGCAGCAUCUGAAGGGCACCCUUGUCACAUAACAUGCUGGUAACUCCCACCAUAUCUGUCUCCAUCAAGCACAUUUUGCCAAUCAUUUCAGCUUUUCAAGCAUGCCAUGAUGAUGCCUGCCAUUGACAGUUUGUUAUAUUCCUUCGUCAGAUCCCCUGUUAUGGCUGGAGGUCUGUUCGCUGUUAACAGAAAGUGGUUUUGGGAUCUCGGUGGCUACGAUCCAGGUUUAGAAAUCUGGGGAGGGGAGCAGUAUGAAAUUUCCUUCAAGGUAAGCAGUCAAAAUGUUUAUUCAUGGUACACGCUGCUUUUAUAUGGUACGAGGCAUGCACUAUAUCUCUAAAACUCAAACGAAAUGAGAUGUAGUCAAGUGUAUUUGUCUACUGACUUCCCCCCCCCCUCCUUCAACCAAAAGUAGCCACAGGAGGCUGUAAGCUUUAGCGGAAGAAUAGAGGAGCAGAGUGCUUCUUAGCCCUUUACCCUCCAAGAGUUUCUCUGUUCACAAUGAUCCCUUCCAAGAUGCUUUCCCAUAUGAGAAGACACAUGUACAGUAGUACCUUGUGGAUGUUGUUGGACUACACCUCCCACCACCCUUGGCCAUUGCCUAUGUUGGCAGGGGCUGAUGGGAGUUGUAGUCCUUGAGGACGCCGUGUUGGCUGCCCCAGGGUUAGCAAGUCAGAGCGGGCCUGGAGUGACCCAGGUUCAAAGUCCCACUCAGCCAUGAACUUUUAGAAUGACCUUGAGCAUUGCCUACCUUUUAGCCUAACAUAUCUUACAGGAUUGCUGUGAGUAUAACCUGGGGAAGGCUGGGGGCAGACUGACCUUGAGCUUCUUGAAAGUAAUUGCCUUAAGUUACUUGGAAGAAACAUUGGGUAAUAACUUUGGAGUAGUUGUAGUAGCAGCAGCAGCCGUUAAUAGCUAUCCACCCCAUCCGCCUCUGUUGCUUUGCUCAAACUAACAACCUCUCAAGGCUUUUGGGGUGGUUGUUUAUUGUUUUGUUUUUAAGUUGGGCCACAUCUAGUUUUGGGCGUGUGAUUAGCCUUUUGGCCCCUGGGAUAUUCCUUCUAAGUAUUGCUCUAUAACAUAAACUCCAUUUUGAGCACACCAAAAACCAAAAUGCCAUUUACAAUGUAAUCACUACAAUGUGACUCCUCUCUACCGAGCCACAUUUUGAAAAACUACACAGUUGCCUCCAUAUAAUUUCCAUUGCCCAGAUACAUUGUGCAUGUAGGCAAUAUGGGCAACUUAUCUUAUGUGCAGUCAUAGCUAGAAAUGGCUGGACCCAAGGAAGAGUUGCAGAAUAGCCAAAGCUGCUAAAGGAAAACCUAGCCUGGAGGGGAGAUCUCCACUCUGAUCUCAGCAGGGCAGUAAGAAACCCUUCCAGCUGCCUAUACCAUAAUUAUUUGGCUCCGCCACACCUGGAAUUACAUAAGGAAAACCAAGACACAUAGAUGCCUACUAGGAAUUUAAGUACACAUCUGUUUAGGUCAUGCGAGUGAAUAAUACUGGGUAUGAUGGAUGAAUAGUAUAAUCUAGUAUAAGGCAGCCUUUUGUGUUUUACAGCAGUACAUUUCAGUCUUUCUGACAUUCAUUUAUGUCACAAUUUCUAUUCUGCCUUUCUGCGCCCAGUGCAUCCGAGACAGCUCACAAGGCAACUAAAACACCACAGACACAACCAAACAAUAAAAUAUAUUUGAAAAUUAUAGUUAGGUCCCAGGUUCAAUCCCUGGCAUCUCAAGACAGGGCUGGGAAAGAUUCCCAGAGACCCACUGCCAAUCGGUGUCAACAAUACUGAGCAAGAUGGACCUAUCUUCUUAGCUAUAGCCCUUGACUUGUGCAUGCUGAUUUCCCCUGAGCAUGUACACUUACCGUAUUUUUCGCUCUAUAACACGCACCCGACCAUAACACGCACGUAGUUUUUAGAGGAGGAAAAUCCGUAGGCAUGCCACCCGUAGGCAUUUCCUCCAUAACACGCACAGACAUUUCCCCUUACUUUCUAGGAGGAAAAAAGUGAGUGUUAUGGUGCAAAAAAUACGGUAAGCAUCCUUUGAGUCUCAUAAGGCAGAAAGUUGUCAAGGCAAAAUAAUGUGACUGUUCUAUUAAGAAAGCUAGAUGCAUUUGGAAAGUGUACAAGGUCAGUUCAGUUGUUUCACAAUUGAAAGUGUCAUAGAGAAUUACAGCGGAACCUCGGUUGUCAAACAUAAUCUGUUCCAGAAGACCGUUCGACUUCCAAAACGUUUGAUAACCGAGGCGCAAUUGCCGGCUGGCAAAUUGCUUUUCAAAAAUGGAGAAACACACCUCAGAAGUUGUUCGACUUCCGAAGCGUGUUCGAAAACGGAAGCAUUCACUUCCAGGUUGUCAGCGUUUGGAUACCAAAUUGUUCAGGUUCCGAAGCGUUCAACAACCAAGGUUCCACUGUGCUUUGCUUAUUAUGUAGUAGGCAUUGUGUUUAAUGUUGUUACCAUCUUCCUGCACCCCUCGAAAAGUUCAGGUCUUGAUGACGCUCACACCUGGCCUUCUUGCACUGUAAGAUGUUGUUACUACAACUUUUUUCUGUAAGUAGCACUUGUAUUUAGCUCCAAGUCAUUGCCUAGUCUGAUUUAAUCCUCCAUGAUGCCUGCUCUGUGUUUACCACUGAAUAAAUUUAAUGUGUCAGUCAUUGAUUGGCUUUGUUGCAAACCUCCUUAUUCUCUUCAAGCAUCAAAGGGGCCUAAAAGAAGCCUUUCCUUUACAAACGUGUUGCAUGCACACACUGAAUUCAAGCACGUGCACUGACUGAAUUGCACAGAAGCUGUUGGGGAUGCCUCUCCUCCAGAUUGCCCAAGUGGAUUUGAGGGUGUUUUCCGCAGAAUCAAAGUGACCCACGUGAACUGAACUGGUGUCACGUAACUUCGAAUCAAUUCCAUACUUACAGAAAACAAAAGCUGAAAGACAAGAGGAGCCUACAAGCUAAACCAAUGGACAUUUUGUUUAGAGUACAUCAGUUUGCACUCUCUGUUGUUAGGAUGUUUCAGAGAUAAAUGAAUGCUGCCUCUUGCAUCUCACAGUUCUGACAGGAGGCCUAAAGAUUGUAUUAUCCCAUUUCCUAGUCCCCUGUUAUUUGUCAUUGGAAGGAAUAUAAUUGCAAGGCAGUCCAUUGCUCUCUGUGCAGAAACCAUGGCAACCAUACUGGAAGCUCGGAUACUAAAUAGUCCCGACCUGUUUUGUUCAAGUGACAGAUUCUUUGGAGAGGGCUGUGUUAUGCUGGGCCCUCAUUUCAGCCAUAUCUCUUCAUUCAUCUCAUUACCAUGAGUUGACCUAAGGGUCCACGUCCUUCUGCAUGAAUAUAUUUUGAACAAGAUAUCAACAGCAUUUUGUAGCAUUUGCCUUGAAGAAAUAAGAACUCACUCUGAGGCGUGUGUGAAUGUAGGGAGCUCAGUAGAAAGUGCAUGCGGAAAAAAGCAUUUGGGGUGGGGAUGCUAUUGAUGGGGCAAAGUAAUGGGGUGUGGAAGUGAAAUAAAAUGGAGCCAUGGCUUAGCAUCAUCUCGUGAGAGUUCCCAGAGAUGGCAGCUACAGUGCUGCACCUGUGGUCCUGCUGCACCACCACUGAGAGCUAAGCCAAGACAACAUAGUUUGCGCACACUGAGAGGAUGACCUCCAAACCAUCCUAAAUAUCUUCGCAGAAGCUUAUGAAAAGCUUGGCCUAUCGCUCAACAUCCAAAAAACCAAAGUGCUGCACCAACAAGCACAAAACAACCCCUCUGCAGCACCACAAAUCCAACUCAAUGGUGUAACAUUGGAAAAUGUCGAUCACUUCUCCUACCUGAGCAGUUAUCUUUCCACAAGGGCCGACAUUGAUGCCGAAAUCCAGCAUCGCUUGAGCUCUGCAAGUGCGGCUUUCUCCCGAUUGAAGUGCAGAGUGUUUGAGGACCGGGACAUUCACAGGGAAACCCAAAUGCUUGUUUACAAAGCUAUUGUACUACCAGUCUUACUGUAUGCUUGAAAAACAUGGACCACUUAUAAACGCUAUCUCCAACUCCAGUCCAACUCCUCAAAAUAUUCCAUCAAUGGUGUCUCCGAAAAAAUUUACACAUCACUUGGGAACUAAUCACAGGCGAACUAAUGCCAGUGUACUGGAAGAAGCAAAUAUCACCAGUGUCAAAGCAAUGAUUCUUCAACAUCAACUUUGUUGGACUGGUCAUGUUGUGCAAAUGCCUGAUUAUCGUCUUCCAAAGCAACUACUCUAUCCUGAACUUAAAAAUGGAGAGUGUAAUGCUGGUGGUCAACAAAAGAGGCUGAAAGACUCUCUCAAGGCAAAUCUAAAAAAAUGUAGUAUAAACACUGACAACUGUAAAACACUGGCCUGCAAGCGCUCCAAUUGGAGAACAGCCUUUACCAAAGGUGCCAUGGGCUUUGAAGACUCUUGAACUCAGGACAAAAUGGAGAAACGUGAUAAGAGGAAGGCACGCUUGGCAAACCCUCACCGUGAUCAACUCCCACCUGGAAACCUAUGUUCCCACUAUGGAAGGACGUGUGGAUCCAGAAUUGGCCUCCACAGUCACUUACGGACUCACUGUUAAAACUGUGUUUAUGGAAGACAAUCUUACUUGGCUACGAGUGAUCGCCAAAGAAGAAGAAAGUUUGUCUUAAGUGUGCUAUCCAACCUGAGCUCAUGGUUUGUCUACUCCAGACAAACCGCAAGCUGUAAACCCAGGAACAACCCUUGGAUACAGCAUGAGGUUUGUCUGGAGUGAAACAAACCACAAGCCUGGGCCACCAUGCUAAGCCAAACCAUGGCUUAGCUGCUCACAUCAGUGGAGCAGGAGCGGAGCAGGAGCAAAGCAGCUGUGAUCCCUUCUGUGGGAAGCCUCGUGCAUCUGUGCUAAGUCAUAGUUUGGUUUAGUGUUGUGUGCAAACCAUCUCUUUCUGUAGACUGCUCAGGGGUGGAGUAGAAGAAAACAGAGUCUAGUGACCAGAGCCUUCUGUAUAGGUAAAAAGGGAUAGUAAUGUUUAGCAUUUAUAUUGCACUUAUUGAACCAGCUACUGAGUCUUUGGGAUCCUGGCAGAGCCCUUCAGCACUGGCAUCUGCUCCAGGCCCCUCAUAUCAGGUGGGUGGUUCUGACAGUCACCAUUCUAAUUUCCCCAGUGCCCUGGAUUGACACAAGGUCAGGCACUUUGGGGCAUUAUGGGGAUUUAAAAUGGCAGCUCACAGAUGCUUUGGGAGUGCUGCUGUCGCUACAGCUCACCAGAGGGCAUGUUGCCCACUGCCCCUUCAAACAUUGAAUCUUCCAAGUCUCUAUCCUAACAACAGCCUUGCAAGGUCGGCCAGCAUAAUUUCCAUAUUGUAAAUUAGAGAUUGAAGCACAAUGACUUGUUUUUAGGGCUUUGCACAUGCAAUUUCAGUUGGGGACUUUCUGGCUCACUGCUCACAUCCUUACAAUUUUGGGUCAGAUCAGAAUUCAUACAUGUUCAUUACCUGCACAUAAUAAGGUCAUCAAACUUAGAAAGUAAGUUUGGACUGUGUUGAGCUAUGGACAAAAACAUGCUUUGAACAGGGCUUUUUUUCAGCCGGAACUCAGUUCUGGCACCUCUCAGAUGGGUGCCAUUGUCAUUCUAAGAGAAUGAGGGAGGUGUUCAUGGUGAGUUCUGAUACCUCUUUUUCUAGAAAAAAUAGCACUGGCUUUGAAGAAUACAAACUGAAAAGGAAUUACAACUUUCCCAUUUUGGGAUGGAAAAGUGUUUGCAGAGUAGAUAAACAAAAAAAGUAUAUGACUUCAGUGGCCUGCCUGUCAAAAUGGCCUGUGGAGAGUGGAGCUGAAUCCAGUCCAACACUGCAUCCACUUCACCACCCCUGGGGUGCAUUUUGCAGUGACUAAUUGCAAGAUUACAAACUACACUCUACUUUUAGCAAUGGCCAAAUGCAUCUUUUUCAGCUAAGUAAAAUCUUCCUAAAAGUCUCUUCCUGAAAUAAUCUUGCUUAAAGGCUGAUUGAAACAUCCAGGCUAAAUAUGUUUGCGGUACAGCUUUAAAGUAACAACAGCAGGAAGCUGCUGCUGAAGACCAACUUUUUUACAUAUGUAAGAGAAGCAGAGGUUUGAUAUGCUAAUUCCACAGUGUGCAAAGAUAAGGCAGAAGUACUAAAAGACUCCUUGAGCUAUUAAUAUGCAUGCUAACAGUACCAAAUAAGAUUUUUUUUUAGCAAACUUCUCUAUUUUUGUUUGGAGAGAAGCUCAGAACACACUUUUGAAAAGGGAUGGAGAGGGCGAAGAUUUGCAAUUAAGUAAACAACUUAAUUCUGUGGCUGGCCUAAGAGGAUUUAUUAAUGGGAGCCUUGGGUGGGGUGGUGGAGGAGCUAUAUUAGACACAGAUGCAUGUAACAAGGUAGUGACAAUGGUUAUGAAGAAGCCUAAGGACGCUGAAAUGCUGUGUCUCGAAGCAGAUGGGAAGAGGUUAAGUGAGUGCUUAGCCCUGUCCCCCAUUUUCUGUUUUUCAAAAUGGACAACCAACUGUUCCCCCCUCCCUUGGUCCUUCAUAUGGAACAGCCUGACUUAUAGUUCGCCAUUGUCUCACCUAAUUUGGCAUUCAGCUAAUGCAUGAAGAUCUAAAGGAUAAUGAAAUACUAAAAAAGUUAAAUGAAAUAAGAUACAGUCAGCCUGCAACUUAUUUGGGGGUUAUGUUCCAGGGAUAGAGCCUAAAGCCAAAAUCGUGUAUAGUCAAAACACAUUGGGUUCAAUGACAGGUGAGAUUGCCGUAGUCUUUUCCCCCGGAACCCCUCCCUCUUUCUGCCAUAUAUAUAUAUAAUUUUGCCAAGCGCAUAAAUCUGAAUGUACGCAAGUUAAAUGUGCACAAGUUGCAGGAUUACUGUAUGUUAAAGCAUGUUGUAGGCAUGGCCUUCUCUUCCAACAAUACUAAUAAAGAUGCAUAUUUGAAUAGAUGGAUAAAGCUUGGAUUCAGUCCCAGAAUUUAGCCAGUCUGAAACUUUGAGAAGAAACCUAAACAUUAUAAUUUACCAUUUGCCUGCAGUCAACCAUUUUAGCUGCAAGUCAGCCUUAAUUUUGUGCUACCACUGUAGCCAUGUCUCUUGGUUUUAUCUGUUACAUUUGACUGGUGUUGUUAUUAUCCACUGUGCCCUGUGAUAUAUAUGAAGCUUUGAUUGGACACUGCAAGACAGAUAAUGUUGUACUGAACUCCCUGUUCCCUUGCCAUUUAAGAACCCAGAACAGCAACAAAGGCGGUACUUUAGAGAUCUAAUUAUCUCCUUCAGGCAGUAUAUGUGUGUAAUAUUCUUAUCAGAUGUCACUUCAUUGUCACUUAUGCACUGCUUAGGUGAGCACCAUCAAAGAAAGCAACCAUAUAUAUUUUGAAACUACGUCAAACGGACGUGUAUACUGUAUUGUAAUUCACAGCAAAGGUAACUGCUGGUUUAUUAAGUUCAAAUCAAAUAUAGCACAGGGGCGGAUCAUUCAGCAUAAAUGUUGGUGGAGGAAAAUACACCCCUCCCGUGCUCUUUUGUGAUACUGACACGCUUACAGGUAUUCACGAAUUGAAAAACCAGUUUCUGCUGAGGGCGGCAGCACUGAUACCAUAGGCAAUUUUUUUUUUCAUAUCUUCUGGCAUCGUUCCAAACACAGUUCAUACUGCCAUCUGUGAACCCUCAAGGUAUGAUGAAAUGGUGGCGAGAAAUAAAAUGGUGUGCAUGUGAACAUAUGGGAAAGAAACCGUACAACUGAGUUGUAGCCAUGCUGACACCUUCCACCAUUGGUGGGAAGGCAGUUCUUGGCUGGAAAUUCUCCCUGACUUCUCCUUUUUGCCUUCUCUCUUCUGCCCUGUAAAGCUCAACUAAGAAUUCAGAUCAGGUUACCAGGAAAAACAGAGCCUCAUGUCACUAUUGUGCAUUUUGUUGUGUGGACGGAAUGGCAGGGUCCAUGCUGGCUCAGCUUAUGGUCCUUUCAGUGCACAAGCACCAUUUCUCAGGAUACAGUGGUACCUCAGGUUAAGUACUUAAUUCGUUCCGGAAGUCUGUACUUAACCUGAAACUGUUCUUAACCUGAAGCACCACUUUACCUAAUGGGGCCUCCUGCUGCUGCCGUGCCGCCAGAGCACGAUUUCUGUUCUCAUCCUGAAGCAAAGUUCUUAAUCUGAGGUAAUAUUUCUGGGUUAGCGGAGUCUGUAAUCUGAAGCAUAUGUAACCUGAAGCGUAUGUAACCCGAGGUACCACUGUACAUUAUAUAGGCAACCCAUCGUCAUCUCUUCCGUCUCUUGUCUUUUUUUUAACAAUUGGAUUUAUUAGUGCAGUUUAGGUUUUUUUUUGUUCCCUUUGUUUAAGCUCCUCACAUUCACAGCUGCCUGAUCUGUAAUUAUAACCAGACAUGGCAGUAUGUGUCUUAAUUAUGCAUGAGUGACAAAUGCCUUUUUAGACACUGUUCCCUGUGCUUGAGAUCUAGCGUCAGUUCAUCAGUGCACUCUGGAGAGCAGAGGCCCUGCUCGUACACCCGUAUAUGACCCAAAGCCUGCCAAUCCAAGCAGCAGCAAUGGCUCCUGCCACCCUUGGGAUCUCAACAUCCCUUAUUUUUAUGGUUCUUUCACUUGCUUUCUGCUUCACCCCUUGUCAUCUCUUUCAUCCUCUUCACGGGAAAAGCUGGUAGGAAAUAAGGAGCUCUGACAGUGGUGGCUGGUGCCCAUUGGGAUUGGUAGGGCAGAAGGCAGGAAGGCCUGCAGUAGGAAGGGCAGAAAGAGGCUGUGCCAGCAACUCACUGUUCAGAAUAGGAAUGGAAAGUAUCAACGUUGAGCUUACCUACGCAGGUUUUUUCCUGUUCCCAUGUUGAUUCUUGAUCUUGCCAAGAGGCAAGGUGUUGUUGUUUUUUAAAGUUUUGCUAAAAAUACAAACAAUUCUCACAUCAUAUAUGCUUUAUUAUACGUAUAUUAUAUGGAUAGUAUACACAUACACAGUAAAGCUUUCCUAAAGUGACCAGUACACAGAGAUGCAGACAGCAAUGCGUAUAAAUGUAUAAAAAUACUUACAUAUCAAUGCUUACAAAGUUAUGCUACAGAAACAUACUACUGCAUGAGACUAUUUUUGCAUAUUGUCUGUAUAAAAUAUGUAUUUUUGUCAUACAUUUUUGGAUAUAAUUAGAGAGGCUUUUUGGUUUUUUUAAAAAAUGAGCCACUCAUAUAUAAGUGGGCACUCAAAGAGGUGAUAUGAAGGGAAAGCUAAAUCUGGUCAGACCCACCACAUUUCACAUAUAAACCUUUUAAAAAACAGUUUCCUCCUCCACCCCUACUUCAGAACAAGCAAUAUUCAGCAAAUCUUACCAGACACCAAAAAUAUCUGUUGUUUGGUUGUUGUUAUUUAUUAGAUGGGUUAGGGCGCUUGCUACCCAAAGGUCUCUGAGCAUCUUACAACACACUGAAAAACAUAAACACAAAUGCAUUGUUCCAUUAACAGAAUUCAUACAAAACACCUGGGACUCAGCUACACAGCUGCAGAUAAAACAUUUUAAGUGAGUUUUAAGUGCAAUGUACAAUGUGACAGUAGAUGACGAUGGUGAGCCGUGCGGAAAAUUCAAUGUAUUUUUUUAAACACUUUUUUUAUAUAUAAAAAAGCAUUUUCAGAACGGUUUUAUGUGUGUAGUUCAUGAACCCUGCAGUUCAUUAACACAACAACAACAACCCCUUCCCCUUAACAGCCACAGGAUGUUUGCACCAAUAUUGUCAAGCAUGAUUUUUUGCCUCUUGGAAGUGGGCUUAUAGCCCAUGCUGAGACAUCCUGGAUUGCAGGUCCUCAGUGAAGUGUACCUGUUGGUUACCUUCAUAUCCCACCUUUCCUCCAAGAGUUCAAGGUCAUAUACAUGGCUUUCCCUCACUCCUAUUUCUCUCCCCCAUGCUUGGGCUCUAAUUCUACUUAUAUCACAGGCAGGCGAGAGCUCAGCAUAUCGUUUGCAGGGAAUGGUGUCUCCUGUAGAAGAUCAGCUUACACAAGGCUGCAACAACUUUUCUCGUGUUAUGUGCCAAAGUGCCCACCCCCUCUCUCUCCCCUUAUCAGUCCUACCUCAGCACUGCCAUUUAGCAGAAGCCAAUUAUAAAGGCAGUGAAAUGUUGGCAUAUAUUUUCAUUAGCAUAAUACAGCAAACAGCAUAAAAAUGCUAAUUCUGCAUCCCAACAGUUUAAGACUUUAGGAAAUUGCUAUGCAAAUAAUUAUUAAGAGGGGUGCGUUAGGUUCCUCCCACCCCCCUUGCCAAGAACGUACAGUGAGAGCAGCUAACUCAGAGGGGAUAUAUCAUUAUUACUGCUGCAAGGUGUACACUUGCAGUGAAAUACUGCUUUUGUUGGUGGAAAACCAAUGAAGGCAGCAUCCAUUAAUCACAAGGAGCAGGUUGGUGCAUGCAGGUCAGCUCAGGGCAGAGAGCCCAAUCGGAGUUUUGGGUGAAAGCUCCUGCGUCGAAAGUGAGAAAUGUCUUUUUCUUCCUGCAGACAUCCUCAGUGGUGCACUUUGGUAAUAUUGGAUUCUGGACUUUAAUGGUCUCAGGGGUGUAUGUAUUCCUUUGAAGUGGGAUAAGUGACCCCUGCUGCUUUGGGGGACCCUCUUGGUCAUUCUGCUGAGUGGGGAACCAAAGCCUUGCUCUAACAACACCACUUAACUCCAAUUGUGUUCUUUUAUGUAGAGUGUGUAUGCAAACUAUGCUAAGAAGAAAGUGUGGUGGUUUUCUAUUCCUGAGCCAAAGUGUCUGCCCAGCCCAAUUCCUUAAGGAUCCAGUCCAUAGCUUUGGAGAGCUUUUGGAUGCAUCCCUCCGUAUGGGAUCCCCACCUGGCAGUCGGUGUUUUAGAUUUGCUCACCCUUGGAAAAGGGAAGAGCUUGCCAGAAUUGUUCAUGAAUCUGCAACAUCCAGGCUGGGUUACUGCAAUGCAUUACUAUGCAUGGAGCAGCCUUCAGAAGGCACUUAAGAACCUCAAUUGGUUCAGAAUACAGGGUCCAGGGCGGUAGCAUUGGCAGGUGGGCUGGGCAGUAGCUGGUUCCUUCCCCACCCAUAGGUGCCAACUCCUAGGGGCCCAGGUCCCUUUUCCCCUAUUACAUUUAAGGGGGGCACCUCCACCACCCCCGCAAAGUUGAUGGGCAAUGCUUCCUUCCUUUCUUUCCACAUUUGGACUUGGGUUUCCCAACAACCCCUGUAAGCGAACUUAUAAAAGGGCUGCUGGAUGGCAAGAGAGCUGGGAUCAAGAAGUGGGGUGAGGUGGGAGAAUAAACCUUCACCAACACUAGGUACCUCCGUUGUUAAAAUCAGGGGGUGGGUGGGGAUUAUCUGCCCACCACCACCAAUAUUUUAUUCAUGUUGGCGCCCCUGUCCUCACCCUACAUGCAGGAGCUUCCUACGUGUGGUUUAGAGAGCACACAUAGGUCAGAAAAAGUGGUUCUGCCACAAUGCCUCAAACCUCCCCCCACCCCCAACAUUUGAAAAGGGAUGCCGUUUAUGACAGACCUAGAACACAGAACCUGAAUUUGGAUCCAGUUCCUCUCUUGAAAGCCUCCUUUUGUUUCCCUGGCUCCUUUGCAGUAUUUGUUUUGUUUUAGGCAGCAAUCCCACCCAAAAAACCUUAUGUGGGGCUAUUGGGGGGAGGGGGGUUGGACCGAGCAGAGACAUCCCUCCUCCCACUUCUGCUGGCUCAAGUAGUCUGAUGUCACACUGCCAGCAUGGACUUCCCCUCCUGAUGCCCAUCAAACAUGCAGACAACUGUUAAGCCCACCAGCAGUAUUCCUGACAACAGAGCAUGGUGGAUCCUGAACUGCUUUCACAUCCAGUACUGGCCAACAUAGGAUCCAGAACUAAUCUGCCUGGCCCCCUUAACCUUCCACUGCUUCUGCCAUGAGGGUGGUAGCUCCAUCCAGAGUCGCUGCAGCAAGUUCGGGUUGCUGUGCCUGUGAAGAAAAGGGUAAUAACUUGUGGCAUAGUUCUGUGGUCUACACAGGAGAAUGUUUUUAUUCUAAGUUGGGUUUCAGGAAAAUACUUCCCAUUCUUGUUUAUAUUGGCUGCUGGCUCCUUGCUAUAAAAGACAAGUGUUUCAGUUUUACAGCUUGCUCAUUAAACACCAUCAAAAUUUUCAGGCAUUAGCAGAAGUUCCCUUUGGGUCUGUUACAUUUAGCGGGGUGUUUGUGUGUGUGUAAAUUCAGGCUGCUUCUCUAUUUUAGCACAGUCCAGAUGAUAUUAAAAAUCCAUUUUGAAGGAGUAUUGAUCAGGUGAUGUGUAGGGAGAAGGGAUGAAUGUAUUUUGAAAUGAUAGUUGGAAAAGUUAUUUUAUUGGGAGCAGCAAUGGUCGGCGGAAAAUAGAGGGGACGUCUGGGGGUUGGAAGUCAGCUUUUAAAUUUGUAUUGAAUUUGUAUUAAUUUAGUGACAAUUUGUUAAAAAUCGUGGAAAAUCAUAAAAAUAAUUAGCAAAAAAAAGGAGCGCUGAUCUUCCAGAAGAAAUAAGAAAUAAACCUUUGGAAUCAUACUGAAACUGAUGAACGAACAGAAACAGCUGCUAAAUGUCCUACAAGCCAGCCUGAGAUUCGUUUCAAUUACGCCAUAAAAUGUACCUCCGAUGUGUGCUGCAAUUUGGUUUUUUUGUUUGAUGCCUGCUACAUGUGCCAAAUGUUAUUUCCUCUUGGUUUUCACCUCCAUAUCUCCCAGACCCUUCUAAUUAUUCCUAUACACUAAUAGCAAAUUCAUUCUCCCAAUAUCCUUAUGGAGCCCAAACAGUGCCAGUCAUGUACAGCCCUAAAUAGGGGAAACCCCUAAAAUAGCCCAACGAGGUAUUAGCAUGCUCACAAAAUUCUGACUGUUGGGAAAGGGAUGGAAAACCUGGGGGAGGGGAAUGGAAUGGAGUAUUGUGGAAUUGGGCGUGGCUGGCUGAAACCAGGAGCACUUAAUGCUGCAAUGUUUCACUGCAGUUCCCACUUGUUUUCAGAUUCAGGUAAAAGCUGGUGAGAGAAAAUAAUGGGUGAGAAAGUCUUAUUGGAACACUUUCGGAUGUUGUUGGCCAUUGUGUGUCUUCUGACUGAAGCUCAGUCAGACUGUUCAUUAAAACUGUUAGUGUUUAGCAUUGCUCAUUGAACCCAUCUUCUUAAUCUACAAUGCUUGUUUAGUUAUAACAUUUCCACCUAAACAAAAACGUUUCUGUUUAUUUUGAACCGUAAUUACUUUUUCUUUCCUAUGUGAAUCAGACUUCUUAAUGAGAUUGCAAAUAACCUUAAUAUGAGUGUUUUGCUAACUUUCCAAAAGCUAAUGUAAUCAGUAAUGUAUAUUGUCCUUUGGACACUGUUCCCUGUCUUUUCAGUUUUCCAUUAUCUUGCUUCUGAAAGGUUUAAUUAUACGUUGCCUUUUAGUUUCACUGCCUCAGUCAUCUACACACAGUCAUCUACUGUGCCUCAGUCCUCUAUACACAUAGCAUUUUUGAAUUUUACGAACUCCAGAAGGUGCUUCAAUAAUUUGCAGAAAUUGCAAGUGCUCAGUCAGGAGGUUGCCUUUGAUACUUUCCAAUUUCGAAAUCCCAUAAGAUCACAUAUUUAUGCUGUAUUAACUAUUACCUAGUGUGUCCUUUAUAGUUCUUAAAAAAAAACAACUUAGAUGCAAAAUACAUUUUUUUCCUCCAAGCAAUGACCUUCCCCACCAUCAUAAUAAGAGCAAUAAGCACAGUAAUCUUGAUAUCGUCAAUAUACUUAGUAUUCUUAAUAUUCUCUGUAUUUCUAACACUUCAAGUAUUUAUAAUACUUUCUUUAUAAUGUUUUGAUUUCUAUCCUUAUAUUAAUGAUGGUAUAUAAGACUAGAUUAAGCUUAUCAUGGUUAUUUGGUAGUUUCCUUUUCUUUCUUUGAACUAGUACUUAAUUUGUGCUUAACUCGUGUCUCUAUGUCCUCUUCAGUUUGCUUGUUUCGGUUUUGUUUUUUGUUUUGUUUUUUGUAUAUUUUUUCAUUCGAAAUAAAUAAUUAAAAAGAGCUAUGAGCACAGAAUGGUGUGGGGGUUUUUUGCAUACACUUGUAAGUUUUUCAGACCCUGACUUUUCUCUUUCAGCAGUUGCCAAGCACAUUCUCACCUUACAGACAUUCACUCUCUUGUUUUGUUCCUCUCUCAGGUCUGGAUGUGUGGAGGAGGGAUGUUUGACGUUCCAUGUUCUAGAGUGGGGCACAUCUACAGGAAAUAUGUCCCUUACAAAGUCCCAUCUGGCACCAGCCUAGCAAGAGUAAGUAACUUAUGUUCUGAGGUUCAUUCAGCUGUGAGACUUGACCGUAUAAAAUGCUGUCCAGGAAACCUGUAACCCAAAACAGAGGCUCCCUUCAAACAUCACAUUCCUCAUCUACCAAACCUUAGUUAGGAGCACCAGGAAGAAGUGAUGGUCUCAAGAACUCCUUCCAUUCCUUCCGUCCCACUCACAUGCAGUUCCAAAGAUGAUUUCCUAAUUUCCCCAAACCACACUUUGCUAUGGCAUCCAAACAAGCAAACUAUGGGGUGAGCGAUCCAUUACACAGGAAAAGCUAGGGGAAUCUACAAACCCCACAUGGUUGGUCACUGUGGGGAAAAGGAUGCUGGAUUAGGUGGGCUUUUUAGUCUGGUGGAUCAGGGGACUUCAUAUGUUUGCCCAUGAUCACCAACUCAUAGCCGUCCUGUAGCCUUCUAAAAAUAAAAGCUAAGACGACAAGGUCCAGUAGUCCUUUAUGGUCCAGUGAGAGAUGGACCAUAAAGAAGGCUGAUCGCCGAAGAAUUGAUGCUUUUGAAUUAUGGUGCUGGAGGAGACUCUUGAGAGUCCCAUGGACUGCAAGAAGAUCAAAUGCAUCCAUUCUUAAGGAAAUCAGCCCUGAGUGCUCACUGGAAGGACAGAUCAUGAAGCUGAGGCUCCAAUACUUUGGCCACCUCAUGAGAAGAGAAGACUCCCUGGAAAAGACCCUGAUGUUGGGAAAGAUGGAGGGCACAAGGAGAAGGGGACGACAGAGGACGAGAUGGUUGGACAGUGUUCUCGAAGCUACAAACAUGAGUCUGACCAAACUGCGGGAGGCAGUGGAAGACAGGAGUGCCUGGCGUGCUCUGGUCCAUGGGGUCACGAAGAGUCAGACACGACUAAACGACUAAACAACAACAAGACAAGGACCUCUGCCUUCCUUUCCCGUAAUUCAAGCACUGGAACAAUCUAUCCAAAUCAGGAUUGCAAAACCAUAGAGGGAUCACUCAAAGUUUGUCACUUUGAACAACAUGGUAAAUUGUGGUUUGAGGAAACCAGGUCAUCUACUAAGCCACAAACUAAGUAGGAGGACAGAUCUCUUGUGCUUGUUACACUUUCACAAUCCUCCAAGGCAUGAUUUGGAGGAUUGAGAAUGAAUGUUGCCACUGUUUCCAUUUUUUUUGGAGUAGCUAAUAAAAAAUGUAAUCUGCUUUUGCAGAGGAAAAUGCCUAUUUUGGACAAAAAUGCAUUGCUGCAAGAUCUGAUAACGUAGGCCAAAUUUGCCAUAAGUUCCUUGGAAGGACAAACAACUUCCAGUAAGCAAGAGAGGAAAAACUCCAUUUAUUGCUUGGAAGCUCCUCAGACAUAAUUCUGAGGAGAGUUCAGCUUCAGCAGAGGACCCACAAAGCAAGUCUGGCAGAGUGGUUCUCUUAGGAGAAAUAUUGUUGCAGGUAUCUGCCUGGCCCUUCAACUUCAGGCUUGAUAGAAGCAUCCAUGGGACUCUAAGCUUAAGGGCCGAUUUUAACAUUACUCUUGCCACUGACAGGAAAUCACUCAGUGAAAUCAAUUCCAGUUGGAAAUAACAACCUUGGCACAGGUUGCUGCAAUAUAUGAAGGGUAUGUUGGAAAUCGCCCUGAGUCAGCAAGCCUCAUUUUGCUCUGAUGCUCCCUUUGGUUUCAGUUCAAGAGGCAAAAGCUCAGCUGAUUGCCCAAUCAGUUCCCACAUGCUCCAUUUCCUGAGCCAACUGCCAAACAUAGGAGGCUCAGUUAACAUGAAGUGAUCUCAUCAAGUCGUUUUAUGGAAUCAAUGAAUUGCAAGCUUACCAAUUGAUGCGUUUUCAAGAGCUCACGUAGAAAAGGAAAAAGGAAUCUUUUGUGUAAAUAUUGCAGAAAGAGGUACCUUUGUGAGCCCAUUUGGACCUUAAAUGCUGGCAAUUGACAGGAUAAGGAGGGGCAGAAGAUGCAUGUGCUCCAAGCAGCAGGUAGGGAGGUGGCAAAACAGCACUGGGGGGAGGGGACACAGAGGAAAGAGGUAGACCACGGCUGUGGCCCAUGUUUGGUGACUCUCUACAUUCUGACUGAGUUCCAUUUAUUAGUAGAUGUGGGUGAUAACAUAAAGGAGGAGGUGGAUGGCCAUAUAAGGUCCUCCCUCCUGCCCACCCCAGGAAGAGGAACAUGAGAAGCUGCUGUGGCCAGCCCAGUAGCAGGACGACGAUGGCCAAGAUGAGAAAGAGGUUCUCCCCUUUGUAUCCUGCUGCCGCCACCACUUCACAUAGGGCACAAGGAGGGAAACCACUGGUGCUGUCAGGGGGCUUCAGUGAAGACUUUUGUUUCCCAGGGCAAAAUCUGUAGAGCUGGUAGCUGAUGCUUGACUUCGUCUCCAGUCACUCACACCGUUGACAGAACAGCAGUGAGGCUGCAAGGUGACCCACAAGUCACCUUGAACUCAAUGGGCAUGCUUCUGAGAACACAUGUACAGGUUCACCCUGCAUACAACAACAGCAACGUCGUCUUGAUCAUUAAUCCCGAUUACAUCUUCUGCUUCUGACACCUCCUCCUCCCAAUCUGCUCCUUCUCCCUCCAACCACUCACCAUCUACCACCAAUCCCCUGGCUCUAAGCCUUCUUCCCCGGUGGGUUCCCUAGGGGGCUCCCCAGCAGGUGUCUCCCACCACUCCUAAGCAUCCAGCCAGUCGAUGACAUUUGUGUUCUUCCAAGUCAGUGCACCUGCCUGCAUCUUUGGGGCAGGUGCAAGGACAACCUGCUCCACCCCUGCCCUGUCCCAUUAUGCUGCAGCAAUGCUGCUGCCGGGAGGCCAAGUCUAUGGCUCCUCUCUGCCAGCCACACCUUCCUUUCCUAAGAGCGCCACAAAACCUAACACCAACAUUGAUGGGCUCAGCCCUUUUUAAUCAAUGAACCCAAUUCUCUCCUCCUCUUCAGAUCUCACUUCUUCAGCAAACUUUCUUUGGCCCCUCCUCAAGUAUACAGAGCCACCACCUCCAGAUUCAACUUGGCUUCCCCCGCCCCCUUUGUUUUUUUUGCCACUUUAGCAUAGAGGAUUGGCUUUCUAGAGAAGGCCUCCUUCAUUCAUGGGUUCUGCGCCUAAUGCUGGUGUGUUAAAUAACUGGUAAACAGUAGCUGUGUCUAUCCUUAAGUAACUAAGCUAGGAGCGACUGGCAAAUUGCUAAAUAAUACAGCACAUAGUAUAAUUUUAUAAAUGUGCUCAAGAGGGGGCAAACUUCUGCAAGGGUAUCUCUGCAGUGGCAUCCUCAUGAGGUUUGAAGAAUUCUGCAUUUCAGUGAUCUGGAACUGAUGUGCAGCUGGGGAAGGGGUGCCAUGUGCUUUCUAGUUUCUGUCCCAUUUGCCCAUACUGUCAAAAUAUGAUGGCUCAGAAAUUUCUCAGAAGGAUGAACUUGUAUUGUUUCUCACAAACAAACGAACAAACAAAAACUCCUGUCAUUUAAGAACAAGGACUCCCGAGCUAUCAUCUCCUAAGCAGCUCUAAUUUCACAUCCCCAGUUCCUGCUGGCAUAAAUGUUUUUCUUUCUGUUGUGGAGACAAAGCAGGUGGUAACCUAUCUUGCUGUGCCAGCUGAAAUGUGCUCCAUUUGUUCUCUAUCUCGCUCCCUUUGUAUUCAGAUAAGUCUUAUUGGUUCUGAGACAUCUAGCUUUGUUCAGACGCUCGAAGCACAGCAGAUUAAUCAAAUUCAAGAGAGGUGCUUCUAAAUGAAUGUCGGAAGCAAAUCACAAUGGGAGAAGUCAUUCUAAGCAGAAACAUUAUCUUACGCCACAGAUUAUGAGAUGAGUAUUGCUCUUCAUCUCUCACAGAAGAUACCCUUCAGUGCUCUAUGACUAGUACUCUAUUAAACAGCUAGCAAGUUCUGCUUUUGAAGUGGGGUUGUAUGUGACACGUCCACUCUCAAAAUAUCCUCUCAACGAAACCUUGACUCGGGAGUCUGAUCAAAGAGAAAAAUAAAAUAUGAAAAUGUACUUCCAUCUAGUGGGGAGAAAACAGAGGAAACAACAACACUAGGGGAACGCUUGCAACCUCCUGUUUUUAGAAGGUGUGGGUGCUCCUUCAGAUUAGAGGUGAAAUGACGCAACGAAUCAUAUAAUUGAAAAGUUGGAAGGGGCCACAUGGAUUAUCUAGUCCAACCACCUGCUAUGCAGGAAUCCUUUGCCCAACAUGGGGCUCAAACCCACAACCCUCAGAUUAAAAGUCUCAUGCUCUACAUACUGAGCUAUCCCAGCUUUCGUAGAGCCCUUCCGAGACUGGAUUGCUGCAGGAGACACAUAUUGUAUUGUAUUUUUGAAGGUUGUCUCCUUUAUUAUUAUUUUUAAAAUGUUGCAGGUAGAGAAUUCUAGCUAACAACUCUCUCUUAUCACAAGGAUUUUUAAUGUGGGGGGAGCCAUUUAAAAAUAUGAUGCUCCCAGCUGCUGUCUGAAGUGCUACAGAUCAGUUUUGGGGAGCUUAGCCCAGUGUUUCCCAACCAGGGGCCAUAUGCCCCCGGGGGGGCAGAAUAUUCCAAAGGGGGCACAGGUGAAAAAUGUGUAAAUGGGGGGCCAUAGCACAAGGCUAGGGGGCCACAGAGGGAAGUGAGAAGUGAAGAGAAAAAAUCCUUUUUAAAAAAUAAAUCCUGAUUGGCUAGCUAUCCGCUUGGCCAAGCACAAGUGGGUAAGGGGUCAGCCCACCAGAACCUAGUACUCCUUUUUGCCAUGUGCAUUUUCUUGGAGCAGUCCUGGUUUGUUUCCGGCAGGAGAGGGCAAUCACUGAGACUCCUGCAUUGACUAGUAGAGCCCGAGAUCCAGAACCCCCAGGUCAGGUAAGUGCAGCAGUGGGGUGGCAAUGGGUAGGGCUGGGUGAGCCGGAGCUGCUUGUUGCUUCCACCAGUGCUGGGCCCAGCGGCAACCUGGGCCUGAUUCUGCAAGGUGCACAGUGCAAUCCAUCCCAGCACCUAGUGGAUCAGGGCCUUUGGAGGUUGCUGAGGGGCAUAGGACCUGUCGACAGCAGCAGCCCAGCUCUUCAAAGUGUGGGGUGAAAUCCACCCCAGCGCCUAGCUGAGCAGGGUUGUUUGGUGCUGCUGACUUGCAUCUAGUAAAUAACUAGUAAGUGUCUACUCUGAAGAAAGCUGCACUGAGUUCAGUGGGUCCUACUUCCAGCUAAGGGUGUGGGGGGCUAUAAUGUUUUAUCUAGGCAGCCAGGGCUCCUCCAGAUGACAAGAUCUUUUUGCACCAGAUCAGUGAGGACCAGUUGCUUUUAAAAUUCUCCCAUAUAUACAAAACUCCCUGUGUGCUUUUUGGACUGUAUCUAUAGGUUUCCUCCUCUGGAGUCAAAUAAGUGUAGUUUACUUUUUAUAAUACGUGGAAGAUGGAUCUCCCUUGGGAGGUUCUGGACUUCCUUGGAGGUUUCUAAGCAGAGGUUGGAUGGUCAUCUGUCAUGGAUGCUUUAGCUGAGUUUCCUACAUUGCGGGGGGGGGGGGGGGCACUAGAUAGAUGACCCUCGGGGUCCCUUCCAGCUCCACGAUUCUAUGUUUUUCUGCUUCAACAAUAUUUCAUUAUACUCCUAUCAUUUUAUGUAAUUGUAUUUUGUAUAAAUUAUAAAAAUUAUAAAUAAAAAAUGUUCUAUUUACAAACACACCUUUAAAUUGCUACCUUUCUACCAGUCGGAUGGGGGGCACGGGCAUAGCCAGGAUUUUUGUUAGGGAGGCAUUCUUUUGUUGGAGGGCAGAACCUCAUAUUUGUAUUGAUUUGUACUUAUUUGGAGGGCAACAGUCCCCCCUCUGCUAUGCCCAUGGGAGGGGCACAGGAAGGAAACAGGGUGGAAGGUGCCCAUGUUUGGAAAUAGAGUAGGAAACACUGGCUUAGACCAUCCCUUCCUCUCAGUACAAAAUAUGUGGGUUGGAUUACUGCCACCAUGAAGCGUGUCAGACCUGUGUCUCAAUCCUUUGCUUGGAAGCAGCUGUGAUAAUUCAUGUUUACAUCAUUCCUUCUGUUUAAGAAACCCUGAUUGCAAUAAUAUUUUAUACUGAAUGACCAAAACUCAGGGCAUGGUGUUUACUUCUGUUGUGUGCUGCAUUCCAGUACAGAACAAGUAAUGUCUCAUGUAAGAGGGAACCAUUCCUUUUAAUAAUGAAUUCAGGUGUUGAGUGCCAGUGACUAUAUAGCCAUGCAAGGCCACUGAGAACCAAGAGGGAGGGGUCAGCACGGUUAGGAAAUCCAAAUAUCUGAAGAAGUUAAACAUUUUUUAUGGGGGGGGGGACUAAAGGACAAAGAACUUUAUAAGAUCUGAGCAUGCUCAGUGCUCACAUAAUAGGGGUGGGGGGUGGAAAAAUGAGAGGCUGCAGAUAAAAUAAUAUGGAGCCUGCUGGAAAAGAGAGCAUGAUUCAGGAGCCCUGAAUAGGAGCAAUCCACACUGCAACAUUUUAUUGCAGCUCCCACUUGUAAGAACAAGCAGAGGCGGUGGAAGGGGGGACGUGGUGGGUGCGGGCCGCCCCAGGUGUCACCACUGGGGGGGGGACACAAUGUCAGGUGGCACUCACCGCAGGGCCUGCAGCGUCCCCGAGCCAAGCGUCUCUCCUGAGAGAGAUGCGGUGGCUUGGGCAAGCACAGGCUCCAAGCUGCCCAAACAGUCCACUUGCUGCCUCCCCCCCCCCCCAGCUGUAGGGCAGCUGAGUGGGAGGAGGCAGGCAGACUCUAGAGGACCUGUGAUGCGCCCCACCCCUAUGGGCGGCUUGCCCCGCCCCUCGGUGCACUGCUCCAGGCACCCGAGCAGCUUCUUCCGCCACUGACAAGAAGUUAGCAGUGUGUUGAUGAGGCAAAACAGAAGUCUGUCUCUAGAUAUUAGUUUUGCAAGCCCAGGAAUAUAUUGGGCUUUUAAGGGGGAGUGUUAGGACAUCGGAUUAUACUCAGUAUUAUCUCUUUAGAAAGAACUUCAAACUCCUACAUAUUUCCAAAUGGAAAUGAUGUGGAAAAUCAACUCAGGCAAUCAAGCAACAAGCAAGAGAGAUAUCUGCAGUAAGAUUCCAUGGAAAUAAUUAAGUGAGCCUUUACUGUAUCUCGUUAAUUAAAUCCCUUUCAGUAAUUGCAUUGAAGUUUCUGCGGGGGGUUUUGUUGUUUUUUUAAAGGAAGAGAGAAGCCAUCAGUCUGACUUUUAUCAGGCUCCUAAUAGCAAUUGAAUGCAAAAGGCUUCCAUUUGCUUAAUGCACAACCAUCCAAAGCUAGAUAAGGGAAUGGCGUAUUGUAAUUGUGUGUGUGUGUUAUCAGUGCUAAUACUUAAGCAGGAAGAGAUGACUGACUCUUGCUUUCUGCUGCUCAGAACCUGAAGCGUGUGGCAGAAACGUGGAUGGAUGAAUUCGCAGAGUACGUUUACCAGAGGCGGCCUGAGUACAGACACCUCUCCACUGGCGAUAUCUCAGCCCAGAAAGAGCUUCGCAAGCACCUGAAGUGCAAAGACUUCAAGUGGUUCAUGGCUGCGGUGGCUUGGGAUGUCCCUAAGUAUUUCCCUCCGGUGGAGCCACCACCUGCUUCCUGGGGAGAGGUGAGGAACAUUAUUGAAUAUGAGCCAGUUGCUUCAGGUGAUGUCGGAUGCAACACUACAUUCCCUGCGAAGUGGCUGCUAUGGUGACAAAGAAUUCACAAAAUUAGUUCCAACUUCCGUGGCCAAAGAGGUCAGUAAGGGAGCGGGUAGCAGUUGGAACUACCACAGUAGCCGUGGUUGAAGUAAGAAACGUUUUGCCUGUGACCCUUUAUCUAAGCAGUGUUUAGCAGCACCACACUGUGGAUGCACAUGCGAAAAUGUUUUCAAAAUGCAAAGAUCCUUGUUGCCAUGCUGAUAAUAAUAAUAAUAAUAAUAUGCUGCCUAUCUGACUGAGUUGCCCCAGCCGCUCUGGGUGGAGCUGCAGAGCCAUCCUCUAUUGGUGUGUAAUUACUAUUUAACAAUUGUCUUUUAUGCUUUUAAGCAUUUUGUAUUGUUUUAAUUUGUGUAAGCUGCCUUCAGUCCUGGUCUGGAGAAAAGGCAGGCUAUUCGUAUUAUUAAUAAUAGUAAUAAUAAACUUGACACUGCUGCUUAUCCAGGCAGGGCUGGGACAAAUGCACUGGCAGGAAUGCCAGAUUGGUGGCAUACUUUCUGCCUGCACACUCAUCCUGCCCCAGUCUUGGCAUGACUCCAUCCUGUCCAGAUAACUAGCAGUGACACCAGUAUCAGGAGUGUAGCUCUACCUCCCCACUCCGGACAUGCGCUGCUACUGGUGGAUUGGUAACUGCUGUAUGUAUUGUUGCGCUGAGUUCUGUGCCACUUCUGACAUUUGAACUAUACAAUAUUUGUGUGUGUGACAGUGUGUGUGUGUGCAAAUGGCAGCUUGGCUUCCCAGUUUUCCUAUCCCCCGUUUUCUCACAUUUACACACAACAGCAACACACACACACAUUUUGCCUUUCUCCUUGCAAAACUCUGUCUGCUGCAAAUGAGUGAUUGAUUGGCAGCAUGUGUUCUUGCAAAGGCUAAACGUGAAUUUUGAACACCACCAAGCGUACCCUUGAAGCAACCUGCUAUUUUGGGUUUCUUUGUGCCUCCAGCCAUGCAGAGUGCUGGAAGGGAACGUGGUGCAUCUGGCCUCCUGUUUUGCCUUUUCAUCACUCGAAGCAAAUGCGCAAAGUCAGAUGGAUUUGCAGAGGGGUGCAAUGUGAAAGUCACUGCUUGGUGAAUUCAUUGCUAGCUAUUUUACACUUGGGCCUGUGUUCUGGCUGUGAUUCUGUGGCCACAGAAUUUGGACUCCUCAAAAUCUCACUAAAAAACAAGGACACUAUCCACCUUUGCAUGGAUGCAACCUCUCACAUCUGGAGGGUUGGCCCAGAGCUCACCAGAGUCCCCUUCACUGUCUCCCCUUUUUGGACUGACUUGUGUCAAUUGUAGUCUGCUGGCUAUUUUAUAAGCUUUUGGUGCUCAUCCAGCUGUUGGUCUUCUCCUUCAUUUAGCUCUUGGGGCUUCUCCAGAUGGCCUAUAUAUUGUGCAUUCAUCCUGGUUUGCUGACAAAAAGCUUAUGUGAAGUUUAGACUGUGUUCAGAAUACUUUCCUGUUUGCAGGGCACUUAGAUGACAAUAAGCAUUCAUCCUUUUAUUUGGGUGUUGGUUGUGGUGGGCCAGUGUACCUCUUCCCAUUAGACAUUCACACAACUCACACUUUUCAAUGUGUUUCCCCAUCACUUUCCUAAGCGCAAAAAGUCUGCUUCUCUUUUAAAGUGGAUUAGUUGUACUAGGGCAACAGAGCCCUUUGAUCCAUGAACUGUGCAGACCUACAUUUAUGAUAUGUGCUUGAACGAUAUGUGUCCCGCAUUCAGGGCAGUCAGGACACACCUUUACUCUUCCUCAAUCUCGGGCUAUUCUGUCCAUCUGAAUACAGAUUCUCACUCAGCCUCCUUUGGACCUAAUAGCUGCACCUUAUAUAGAUGAGGAUACACAACCCCAUCGAGGGCCAAUAGUGCCAAGUAACAAAAUGCAGCUAGGAUUGUUUGGGGGCCUUUUCAUUCUUUGGACCUUACCCUGAUCCUUUUCUCUUCUCCUGCCAUCAGCGAUUCCCAAACUCAAUUGUGAUGGAUAAGCAAACCCACUUCCUGGCUUCUCCAAACUUGCCUAAAUCUGAAUGAAAGCAAAGCACGCUGCUUUAGCAUCAUCUUUGCAGACAACUUAACUCAUGAAUCUCAUGAGGGGCGUUUGGGGAGGGGGGUUGUACCACAGUGACAUGAAGGUCCAAAAGGGAGAAGUCUGAAGUUGGGCCUAGCAACAAAUGCAAGAAAGAAUCAAAGUGUUAGAACUGACAAAACUCCUUUGCUAUGACAUUAGUUUCAGAGUUGACACCGUGGCUUUAAUGACCCCAUCUCAGCCUUGCUGCAUUUAUGGUGGCAUAAAGGCAACGGUUAAAAAAGAAUCUCAUCUGGAAUGCUGCACCCUCUCUUUGCCUGUCAAAUUCCCUCCAUCAAACCUAAUGUCCUUCUGAAUUCCAGAGACAUUGUUUUAUCUGUGCCUGAGCUUCUGUUCCCAACCCUUUUCUUCUUCUUUUUAUGGCUUCUUUCUUUUUACGGCUUGCACAAAGGAAUCUGUGUGUGCGUGUGUCUGCUUUAAAAAGUUACUAGAUAUCAGUUGGCUUAAAAGGCAGCUUAUUGCUAGGCAUUGAGCCUGUAGAUGCUGGUUUGUGAAGUAUGCACUGCUCUCUUUCUCUGUCUCGCUAAUCACAGUAGCUAUGUCUGUUCAAGCGAUAUGUGCACUGCUUUAAAUUUAAAUGCACAGGGCAGCCUUCCUUCUUUUGUAUUCUGCACCCUUGAAAAUCUUUCAAACGCUCUCCAGUUGCAACACAGCCACUCGAGCAUUCAAGUCACUGGGGCUUUGCUAUGCGAAAGGCAUUUGGUAAAUUUGUGGGGCUUGGAAGCCUUUUAUGAUGCUGUAUUGAACUGUGGCGACCCUAACAAGCGAGUCAAGGCACCGACUUUGAUAGUCAAGGACAAUACACUAUUUGAACAGAACAUUCAAUUGAAAAGCAUUUCUGACUUGAUUUGCUGUGUGUUCCAGACACUAGAGAUUGCUUCAUUUAGAAGCUUCAGCCCUUUGCUACAUCCAGCAUCUGUCAUUGUUAAAUGCUGCUAGACUGCUGCCCUGUAUUUUUCUAAUACCAUGUAAACUUGGUUUUCAAUUAAUCUUAUCAGGGUAGAAAACAGUCAUGGACCUGUCAGUUUGAUUGACCAAUUCAUGGCUAGAUCAUUGCUUGAAAAUGGAGCUUGAGUUGAUUGCAACUAGCCAGCCCAGUUUUCAGAUUACUACUGCUAAGAUUUAUCACAUGAAUAUACCACACUUUCCCCAAGGAGACUAUUUCUCAUGAUGAUCUUGGGAGGUGGGCUUGACUGAGAGAUGAUGAGAGGUUCCUCAGGUCUCCAGUUUUGUCAAAUGGAUGGAUUUCUCUGCCCUCUUGCUGCAGUUUCUAAGAGCUACAUUAAGUGGACAAAUGUGAUCUCCUUUUCAUGAAACGGAUUGAAAUUCUCUUCUAGUUACUGAACAAGAAGUAUCAUUUACCCUCUCAUGUUAUGAAAGGUUUUACAUGCAAAGGGCAAUUCCUCUUAAGUGUGUGUGUGUGUGCACAGUGGUACCUCGGGUUAAGAACUUACUUCGUUCUGGAGGUCCAUUCUUAACCUGAAACUGUUCUUAACCUGAGGUACCAUUUUAGCUAAUGGGGCCUCCCACUGUCACCGCUGCACGAUUUCUGUUCUCAUCCUGAAGCAAAGUUCUUAACCCAAGGUAAUAUUUCUGGGUUAGCAGAGUCUGUAACCUGAAGCGUCUGUAACCUGAAGCGUCUGUAACCCGAGGUACUACUGUAUAUGGAUCAUAUGGAUGUCCAGAUUGACCCUGGGAAUAGCUAUGCAUAUAACAAUCUUGUAUUCAUCAUAGGGUGGCCAGAUGCAAAAAAUAACAGGAUCCUUUCACCUUUAAUAGUUGUGCAGAAGAGAGAACUUCAGCAGGUGUAGCUUGUAUGGCAAACUACACCUGCUGAAAGUCUUUCUUCUGCACAUCUAUUAAAGGUGCAGAAGCCCCGUCGUCUUUGGCUACCGUAAUUCAUUGAUAGGAAGUCACUCUUGAGAGUGGGAUUGAGCCUUUAAAAUAUAACAUGAGAAGUAGCCAUGACUCAUUCUGCCACAUGUAUUUUAAUCACAAACCUUGAAAGCUUUUUUUGCUGCAGCGACACAGUUCAUAAGAUCCAGAAGCAGCUGGAUGAUUUUGGUAUUUAAAAGUGCUGGGCUGUAAGGAUAAUUCAUUCAUAUUUCCAUCUCAUCGAAGUGAAGCCUUUCACUGCUGCCGCCACCUGUAGCCUGACAGUUCUGUUUUUCUUUCCCAGAUCUUUUUCAUUUUAAAUUAAAGCAAAUUUGCUUAAUUAGGACUGUAGUUGGGGUGCCAAUAACAGAUGAAAGGGCGUGUGGCUCUCACUGUGUGAUUAGCGGGCUGAUGUUGUGGGUCAUUAUUUUUAAAUGUAGAACACUCAUUUAUAGUUAUUGCAUCCAUUCCCCACCCCCGAAGAGUUAAUGAGAGAGAUUUAAAAUAAUUAAGGCGUUUAGGGAGACACAUUGAGAGGUUUUCAGACCUGAUCAGGUCACCUGGAGGGGGAUAAGCCUGCCCUCUAAUAAUAAGGCUAUGCUUAAAGGCUGCGCUCCUAUACACAUUUACCUGAGAGUAAGUGCCACUGAAAACAAUGUGACUUUCGUCCAAGUAGACACGUAUAGGAUUGAAUUGGAAUGCCAUAUACAGGAUGGGAAGGCAGGUGUAAGAUUGCUCUGGCACCACCCACUAAUCUUCCCUUUUGGAGUUUUUACUUGGAAGGAUGCAGUUCACCUGCCUAGUGGCUUCUAGACUCUGGUUAUGGCAGAGGCCAGAAUCUCUUUUCCCCACACUUCUGCAGUCUCAGGACAUCCAGCACUCAGGGUAGUGUUCUUUCUGGCUGUGAAGUGGGGAGCAAGCUCUGUGCAGCUGCUCCUUCUCUGACUGAUGGCUGGGACCAGCCGAGUCUUCCUCUUGCUAGUCUUCUUGUGGUUCUUUUCCUCUGAGCAAUGGCAGAGGCCAGAGUGGUCUUACCCCUGCUUCUGAAGCCCCAGGGCAAGGAAAUUAGGUGUCUUCUUGGGUUCCUUCAUCCAUCUUUACAAAUGGAUUUCUGCUAAGGAUUCGGUUUGCAUUUAAAGGGGAAUCUACCUAAUUUAUACAAUUCUGAAACAACACGCAAACCUGUUGAAAUUUGCACUUCUUCAAAUUUUGCAGGGCAACUCUAUGGCUGUAGCUAUUAACAACCUGCAUGUUGAGUAUUCUCAGAGGUUUGUAGCUAUGCUAAUCUCAUUGAAUGAGUGUCUGGGUACUCUUGGCUUUAAUUUUAAAUCCAAAUAUUGCUGCUGAUGACACUGACAGUAUGCCUGCCAAUUUCCUAAAUGUCAUGAUUGUAGGGAAAUAACACCAUCCAUAUAUUGGCCUCUCAUCCAUGUUAGAUCUUAUCUUUGCUCACGUACGUUGUGAGCUGGAUGAGCUUGGGAUGUUUCCAUUAGGUAUGGAGGGGGGACAUGGAGGCCCAGUAUGUUGAUGGAGAUAGUCCAACAAGAUCUGCAGAGCCACAUGUCCCCCACUCCUGUUAUUAAUAAUAUUUGGAUAUGGAGCCUUUCCUUUAUUCAUUUGCUGGAUCAGUUUCCAUCCAUCCAUCCUCUGCAAAUCUGUGAUUCCUCCAUUCUUGUUCUGUGCAGCUGGUACUCUGUGCUGAUCAACAUUGACAAAAAUGAACGGGAGAGUCUAUGCUUGUAUUUAUUUAUUUUUUUAGUUGGCUCUCUGUUUUCAUGGACAUGCAGCAUCUUAAGUGAAUGUGCUCCCAUCUCCUUAAUGCUGGCUGACAACAGGACAUGCUUACACGGUUUUCCACUCAGCAUUACAGAGCGGCAAUCCUUCAUCUCUCGCAAGCCAUAUGUCUUGCAAAAGUAGUCCCCAAGGUGGUGCCAAAGAACUUGCAUUUCCUGCACAUAUCCUUGCAAGCUGCUGUCGCAACUUGGGCCACUUCAACUUUGCCUUUGCCUGGAAUACUGUCAAACUGCCAUUCCUUACCUGGGUCUUAGGAGGUUUCCGUUGAGACAGUGGCAAAACCCAAUGAAGUCCAUGAGUGUAAUUGCAGAACCAACCUGUCCCCAGCUGCUCUUGCCACUGGACCACAAUAUGCUUCCGAGCCUCAGAUACGGUUAGUCUGCAAGUUAUAGGGCUAAUUAAGCACCCAACAGUGCACAAUCAUAUUGUGCAAUAUUUACAUAUUAAAGCAGGGAUGAGGAAGGUUGUUUUUUUCAGCCAGAGGGCUGCGUUCCCUUUUGGGCAGCUUCUCAAGGGCCAUAGGCCAGUGGUAGGUGGGGUCUGAGGCAGAGGUGAGUGGAACAAGAAAUGCAAAUGUUACCUCUGGACAGUAGGCUACUUUCUACACACACUCACAUGCCACACUGCAUCCUCCAGCCAAGCAAGCAAGAGGCACUACUUGAGUUCAAGGGCAUCUUCCAGCCAUGCAAAAAGACUCAAGAGUGUGACGCAGGGCCAAUGAAUUGGGUGGCCAGGGGAGCGUUCCCAGGGCCAGAUACAGAGGCCGGAGUGGGGGGCCGCAUUCAGCCCCUGGAUCUGAGGCUUCCCAACCCAGCAGCAACACUUGGUGUUCAGAGGGCAGGCGAGCAAUGCCACCUUACCUGCGCUGUCCCAGCAACCACUACUGACCCUGGUAAGAGUGGCAUCUACCCACUUUUUGCUUCUGGUCACACCCACCACUGUUGUGCAGCCCCCGGAAGAUUCCACACAAUGGCAAGCGGCCCUUGGGGUGGAUAAAGUUAUCCACCCCAUCAUACCCAGAGGUUAUGGUAGCUUCCAUCUUCCUUUUAGUAGUGGCAAGAGAUAAUUCACCUCCUGCAAAGCAAAUCAGGGGGGAAUCCAAGGAAUGGCCGCUGGCAUUAUCUAGGAUGACAUAGGAGCAAAGCAUCCAGCAGUGCUAAGCAGAUUUGUUCCUAAGUAAAUGAUAGAUGCUGAGAGGGUGCAACUUAUGUGGUGACUUCAGAAGCUCAGCUAUUGAGAUCUAAGUAGUGCUGGUUCAGUGUUUAUACUACAUUUUUUUAGAUUUGCCUUGAGACAGUCUUUAAACCUUUUUGUUGACCACUAGCAUUACACUUUCCAUUUUUAAGUUCGGAAUAGAGUAGUUGCUUUGGGAUACAAUGAUCAGGCAUCCGCACAACAUGAAACCAAUGUCCCCACUGUGGAAGGACGUGUGGAUCUAGAACUGGCCUCCACAGUCACUUACAGACUCAUUGUUAAAACCGUGUUUAUGGAAGACAAUCUUACUCAGCUAUGAGUGAUCGCCAAAGAAGUAGUAGUGCUGGUUCAAGUGACCACUGCAGUCCAAAGGCCAGUGUAUAUUUUCAAGGUUUUUUAAAUCCAGUAGCACCGCAUAAGUCAGAAUAGAAGGGGAUGAGUCAGCCAUGGAUGCACCAGGUGAGAAAGAGCAAUGAGACUAGCAACCGAAUUCAAACCAUCCAAGCAGGAAGAAGCUUCUUUUUGCCCAAAGGGAGGCAAGACACCCUGAGGCUCAGCCAGCCAAUGUAGCUCUGAUUCCCUCCCCCAUCCAGUUGUCUGCUACAGGGAAGCAGGCUUUGACAAGCCUCAUUCCCAUCACUCAUUCACAGCCACUUGAGGCCCUGGGAAGAUUCAGUCCAAAGCCUCGCCUGCUGAAAAGCAGGAUGUAUUCUUUCGCUGCUAAACCUCCACAAUCUUCCUCCACCAGCCCUCAGGCCCUUUCUCAAGUCUUUUAUCUGGAGCCAUCUGACAAGCCUGGGUCCAAAGACAUCUUCAUUACGUAUCUGCUGACUGCUCUGUAAGCUUCCACACGUAUUCAUGGCUGCAUCCAGCCAAAUCUGCAGGGGAUUUAAUGCCGAAAUAAGGAUAAGUGCUGGGCUUCAGCUUAAGAACUUCUCUGAUCUGUGAUUGGUUCAGAAAGGAGUUCUUCUGACUAUACUUUUCCCAGACACGUCUGGUUGCUAAUGGAAAGCAUAGGGGAGGCUUGUCCAUUAGGGUCAGUGGAGCACUGCCCCACCAAGCUGAAUCCAGCCUCAGCCUACUUACAACUGGUCAAGGUUUCCACCGACUUUCAGCUGCCAUUUCCUUAGCCUCAGGGUUGAUUUUGUAGAAUUCAGCAGGGAGGAACAGCGGUGUAGCUAGCCGCUCAGGCACCUGGGACACCAAGGGGGCAGGGCGAGCUGCCCAUGGGGGCGAGGUGAGCCUGGCAGGGCACUCUACGUGGACUCUGACCUACUAUUGGCCUCCUUGCCUUCUGCCCAAUGGGAAUGGUCUCCACUGGGAAAGUCUGAUGGGUAAGCUGAACUUUGAUCUUCCAGGUGUUCCUGCUCGCAUGUGCUCCUCAUUCAAGUAGAUAAGAGUCUAGAACUGCUUAUUCCUAGAUCAGUACAGCAGUUGGUUAUUUUGGUUGGCCAGUGUAUUACAUAUGUCAGGGAUGGAAAACUUCAGGCCUGGGGGCCAAAUGCAGUCCACCAUUCCUCUCUGUCGGGUUCUCCCUAGGCCAGGCUCCACCCCAGGCCAAUCCUGCUCUACACCUUCCUGCAAGAGACAGGAGAGAGAGGCUCAUGCUCAUUUUGGUCCUUCCAAGUCUCUGCAAACAUUAGGGAGGGAUCUGCCUCCUCUUACUUGGUUAUUUAAAGUGCCAUCACUGGGAGAAGCAAAGCUCUGAACUCUCUCCAGGCAGAAGCCAUGGACGGUGAAAAGGCAGAGGAUCAAGCAGCACAAAGAUAGUCUGAACAACUCAAAGCCCAAAAGGCACAAGCAUCCUCCCCCUACUCUCACUUUCUCCCAAAACCUCUCAUUAACAACACCCUUCCCCCUUUGCACAAAAGUGCACCAAGCAUCAAUUGUCAGAAAAAGUGUGUGUGUGUGUGUGUGUGAAAGUAGGAGCUAGAAAUGCUGGGGGGGAGUUUGAACUUUGACUCUGUCCUGUGUUCACUUUUUCUGUUCUUGGGAGUAAAUCCCACUGUAUCUGAGAAGAUGUAUAGAAUAGUGGCUGCAGAUGGUAGCCCCCACAAAGGUGAUUUCCAGGGCCGUGGAGCUGAGGGACAAAAGCUUCACCAGUAAGAGCUGGGGGUGGCUAGAGGGGCAUGGAAACCAACCAGGCACUUUCCAUCUGGCAAAGACAUCCCUACCCUCUCUCUGCCCUCUGGUGUGGACAGACAGCAGGCUGAACAGAAACACAUUAAAGUGCAAUGCCGCAUACAAUGCUGUACACAUUCAAAUUGAAAUACAACGAAACAAAAGCAACCUCACUGUGUUUUAAGCCAAUAAUGUGCACAAGCCUCUGAUCCAUUCACAUUCCCUGAAAUCUGUUGAUGAUAUUGACUAGGCAAGGUACUAAAUUCUGAUGUUGCUGUUAAUUCAUGCUGAAUAAUGUGAAUUUGCAUAACUGCCGGUGUUUAUGCGUAAUGACCAGUCUAUAUAGCAGCAGGACCAGCCUAAAACAUUUGGUGCCUGAGAAAUAGCAGCAAAUGGUGUUCCCCUCCUGCCUCCCACUUAAAGUUAAGAUGCAUAGGACCCAAGGCUAGCCAAAUGGCAGCUGGAACAGAAAAUCCCAUAAGUACCUCUUCCCCAAGGUCCUUCCCUGAGCAAAAAAUUCAUUCAUUCAUUCACUGAAAUAAACAGAAACAAAUUGAAAACUAACCUUUUUCGUGACCCCCCAAAAUCUGCUACCUGAGGCAAUUGUCUCACAGUGCCUAAUGGUAGGGCCAGCCUAGACUUACAGUAAUUCUAACAGAGGUAUCAGAAAACGGCUGGUGUCUUCAUCAAACUGAUUUAGGCUGUGCACAAGACACACGCAUCACAGAAGUAAAGUAUUCUCUUCCUUUUCAGGUUUCCAAGCUGCAUUUCGGUUCAUAAUGGUGGUUGCUUAAUUUUCCAGAUUCGAAACGUGGCAGCAAACCUCUGUGUGGACAGUAAGCAUGGAGGGACAGGCACAGAGCUGAGGCUGGACAUCUGUGUGAAAGAUGGCUCUGAACGGACCUGGUCACAUGAGCAGGUAUUUGGACCAUCACAUGGUUUUUCCUCUAUUCCAAGAUUGUAAAGGGCUUUCUCAGGCUAGUCCCUCUGGCUGACACACCCCUUCCUAACACAUUAAUCACCUCUGUCUAGAAAAGCACAUGUACCCCCUCUAGCGCAGAGUCCUGAGCACAAGAGUUGUGAUUUGUUAUGAAUAAGCUGAGGUCUCCUGAAACAGAAAUGCUUCUUACGUUGCUGCCAUUGUGAAUAGAUUCAAUACAAGUGUAUGUGACAUAAUGCGUGGUCUGCUGGAUAAAUAUCUGAGGCAAAAUGAUGGACUGUAGCAGAAGGUAGAGCACAGCAGACUUUGAACAUUUGACAAAUCCUUUCCUUUUAUGUUUUGUUUUGUUGAAAUGAAAUAGUACCACGUGCAAGCUGCAGUUAUUUGUAAAAGCAGCAACAUACCUUUGUUGUCAGCACUGACUUGGUAUUUGCAGUCUCUGUUGGCCAGUGGGUGGUUGAAAUACCCAAAAGCAGGGGUCGGCAACCUAAGGCCCAUGGGCCACAAGCGGCCCACGGGGGUCGUUUUACCACACUCCAGGUUCAGACCCUGGCAUCUUCAGGGAGGCCUGGAAGACCCUGUCUGAAACCCUGGGAGGAUGGAGCCUCUGCCAAUCAAUGCAGAGAAUACUAAGCCACAUAAACCAAUAGAAGGAUACCUUAUAAGGCAGCUUCCUGUGUUCUGUUCACAGUGUUUUGUUCUUUUCUUUUCUUUUGCUUCUAUAUAACAACUGUUUCCAACUGGCCAAUUAUUUUGAUAAUUGUUACAUUGCAAGGUAUUGUAUUGCUCAUCCAAAAGACAUGCUGCAUGCUCCUAAUCAGGCUAAAUCAGAAGUAGGUCCUCCCGAAUUCAGUAAGCAGGAGCAGCUCACCUGAAAUAGCUUUCCUGUAUGGGCAUCACUACUGCUUACCAGGAGAGACCAAGUGGUGGUGAGGUCAGGGCUAUGUGGGUAGGAGAACCAGAUUAGCCCUGCCAGUAUGGUCACACAGCCCUGACCUCACCACUAUCCCCACUUCCCCAUAAGCUGCAGCAUCACCCCUGCUAGGAGGCUAUUGCUGCCAUUCCACCUCAUCAGGAAAACUGCUAUGGCUCGCAGGGUUAGGAUUGUAGCAUGCCUAGCUUGUGCUCUGCCUUAGUUUUCUUAGGGAGGUAUGCUGACAUUCCUGUGUCUGCCCCCCUUUUGGCAACCCCAGAUCGCUCCAGGUGAACCCAAUGCAACCCAGGGCUGCCUCAAUCCAAAUCAGUCUAAUUCAGCCACUGCACAGCCCUAGUUUUUACCUUUUAGCAGAUAAAAAUCCCUGGCAUUUCAUCGGUUGUGGCAGAACUCCCAUCAGUAGCAGAAAAGGCUAGGAAGCAGCUGUUCAAUAGAGCAGCUGCUCACCUGGGAGACUUCCCUCAUGGAGGUUAUUAUGGGUUGCUGCUAUCAGUUUGUUUUGUGUUGCAUUGGUAUUUUGUUCCUUUAUGUAGCAACUGUAAUCAGUUGCUGAAAAUUUUUGAUUCUGGUCUUUGUGUAAUAUUAAGGUGACUGUCUUUGUAGAACCAACUAAAAUGUCACAAAGUAAUGAACAAGAUUUCAAGUCUUCCAGAAAUUUCUUCAAGCUAGAUGUUCAGGUUUUGUUUUGUUUUUAAAAGGGAGGAUUAGCAAGAAGAGAUAAUGUUGUUUCAGGGCAAGAUGAAAAAGCCUCCAAACUGCAGGCUGGGCCUUUUUCUGUCCACACAUGCCCUCCCUAUUUAUUGCUUUGCUUUUGCUUUACAUCUAGCUUAAAGAAGCGUUACGAAGAACUCAAAAGAUUGCUCACCAGUUUGUGGCAUUUUAGUUGGAUUUUUUCCCCCUAAUAGAGCUGUAAAGCCACCUGCAAUUUUUAUUUGGUGCAUGUAGUUCCUAGAACUUAUCAGCAGAGGGCACUGCUGGACAAGCAGAGUUCCAUGCUGAAGAUGGAAAAGUUGAUGGUCGUUUUGUUUUUGUUUUUAAUUGUUGAAGAUUUUCGAUAGAGAGCUUAUCCAUAUUCAAGCAGACUGGGAAAUGGCUUAUACUGAGUCCAUCUAGCUCAGUAUUUUCAACUGUGAUUAGCAGUGGCUCUCCAGUGCAUCUUACGAAAGUCUUUUCCCAGCCCUGCUAGGAGAUUCCUGGCAUUGAACCUGGGAUUUUUUGCAUGCUAAAUGCAUGCAAAAUGUGUGCCCUGCCACUGAGUUAUGGCCCUUCCCAAGCCCUAUAGGAUUUUAAAAGUUAGAACUAGCCAAUCAUAUCCAGAAACAACUGGUAGACACCCCCCAAAAAAAGUUUGAAAACUAAUGUCACAAUUGUAAGUGCUGCAGCAGAAUUCCAGACACACUGAAGUAAGCUUUCAAAGGCAGCCCACACAAUGCAGGAAUAGGAGUUUUAGGCUCCCAUCUCAAACCUAGAGCUGCAUGGAUCUAGAACCUGGUCAUCAGCUCAUCGGACCAUUGUGGAUUUCUGCCCAUGACAGACUGUACCCUCAGAUGCAACCUGUCCUGGAGCUUGGCCAAGUGUCCAGCAGAAUUUAGGAAAACUGAAUUAUCCAAGCCAGCCUGGUGCCCUCUAGAUGUUUUUGGUCUACAGUGUCCAUCAGCCACAGCCAGCAUGGCCAUGACCUUGCUGACUGAGUAUGAUGGGUGUUGUAGUCCCAAAAAACUGCAGGUUAUCAAACUGGGAAAGGUGGCUCAGAAUGUGUGUGGCAUGUUCUCUGAGUUGAAGCUUCUCGGGCGCUUGGUUCUAGAAGAUUUUAUCAGGUCCGAAGUUGAUCAACUUUAGAUGAAGGUCUACCAGGAUUGCGUGCUGAGCAUGCUGUUUUGUGGAAGUGAGUCAUAGGCAACUUACAUGUGCCAGAAACGACACCUCGACACCUUCCACAUGCUCUGCAUCAGGAAGAUUUGGGGCAUCAUAGGGCAGGACAGAGUCUCAAACAAAGAUGUGCUCUCUCAAGGCCACAUUCCCGAGUUUGCACUCCUGUCUCAGCAACUUCUAUGCUGGCUUGGCCACGUACACAGAAUGGAAGAUGGCAGGAUCCCCAGAGACGUGCUUUAAGGGGAGCUGGCUUCAGGCACCAGGCCCACUGGCAGACCAACUCUACAUUACAAAGAUGUCUGCAAAUGUGACAUGAAGGCUGGCAACAUCAACCUUGCCAUGGGAAUCCCUUGAAGACGACUGCAGCACCUGGAGACAGUCAGUCAGGUGGUGUAUCCACAGCAAUGGCCAGAGGAGGAAUGACUGCUGGGAGGAGAACAGAGAGAAGAAAAACCAUGGUGCACCUUCAUCAGCACAACCGGACACCUUCAUCUGCCCCAGCUGCAACAAAACAUGUAUCUCCUGUAUCGGUCUCUACAGCCACAGCAGGUGCUGUGACUCUUCAGUGGUUUGACUUUACACUCAAAGGGGCACUCUUCAAUUGUCUCCUGAGACAGACGGAUGCCGACCAAUUUCAUCCAUUGAAUAUUUCAUGUGUGAACACCUACAUGUCCUCAUAUAACUGUAGCAUGUGCUGACAGCCUGUACGUAUUUGCCGAUCAAUGUACUGAAAGUUUCACACACCGGGGAGGCAAUGCUGAUCAGAGAGAUCCUGGUCGCUUUGUAAUGUGCAAAACAACCCUUAUUGUAUCAGUAGAGUUAGUCCUAAGCCCCUUUAAAAAAAAACCAGGAGGUAUCUGUAAGGAAAUACCACACAAGAAUCCCUGAGUAACCUGUGACCCUCCAGAUGGUGUUGGAUGAUGAUGAUGAUGAUAAUAAUAAUAAUAAUAAUAAUAAUAAUAAUAAUAAUAUCAAUAUGCUGCCCAUCUGACUGGGUUGCCGCAGCCACUCUGGGCAGAUUCCAGCUCCCCUCAGCCCUAUAACAGGCAUGGCUAAUGGCCAGGGAGUUGCAGUUCAACUAUAUCUGGAGAGCCAUAGAUUCCCCAUAAAGUGGAUCUGGAAGGAUAGAUUUUUACGGCUCUGUAGAGUUGGAAGGCCCCAAGCUGGUCACAGCCAACUGAGGAAAAAUACACAGCCUUAUAACUGGGGUCUUCAAUCAAGAAGCCAGUUGUGAGCCUUGUCCCCAAACAACCCUUGUUUUAAGUUAAGGGACCACUGGAACCUGCACCUAGAAGUAGAAAACUUACUGUUCUUAUGUUUUUUAAAAAGCGCCUGAUUAUAACUGGGACAAGUGCAGUCCAUAGGAUCUUUGUUGCAUCCUGGGAAAUAAUUCACCCCAGCCGCCCCACACAGUGCAUUCUGGGUAUUCAUCCCCUUCUAUAGCCAUUUGGCACCAGCAACAGCCUUUCUGAGGGAUUUGUCUUUGUUCUACCUCUGCACUGUAAGUGUCACAUCCUUAGGCUAUCUGCCAUCCCCAAUGCUGCCAGCUAAAUGUAGCUUUAUUUUAUCUUCAGUGCUGGAGACAUUUGUGCAAGAACUAAACGGGAACAAGAAAAAGCCAUCCUGCUGUCUUCAGGUUCAUAUACUGCUGUUCUCUCUGCUGCAGACAUGAUAAACAACCUCAGCAGGUUCAUUAUCUGACUUUUCAGAUGCCAGCAGAAGAAAUGAGAAAAUAGUCACAGUAUUCACAAAGUGAGGAUCGGCUCAAGAUAAAAUUAAGCCUGGCUUUCACAGUGUGGCGCAGCAUAAUAACAAGCAUGUUAUCCGGGCAGAUCCUGUCCAUACAGAUCAGCCCUUUGCCAGCCAUUGGGGAUAGGAUGAUAUCGUUUUGUUUUGGCCACAUCAGUGAUAUUGUUUCAUUCAGUUCAGUUUAUUAGGUUUUGUAGAAGCAUUCUUUUUCAGAAGAAAAAGACUCAGUGUGUCUUCGCAGCAACUGAAAUGUACAGACAGGCAGUGUAGUGUGAUGAUUAGAGUGUUGGAUUAGGACCUGGGAGACCAGGCUUCAAAUGUUCUUCCUUGCCUGUAAACCCCUGUGAUCAUUCAACCAGCCACCUGAAAGGCUCUAACGAGUUGUAAUGGAGUCAGUAGCUACAGAAGAGGGUAUUCUAAAUGAGCUUUACAGCUGUGGUUCGGAGAGGGAAGUGACAAAAGAGAGAAAUUAAACUGACAAUACGUAGCCUUGAAGGAUCCCAGCACAAUUUAGAUGAGAAGGUUGAAUGGAACUCAGCAAUGUGCAGCACCUUCAGAAUAAAAGGAACUGCAGGUUACAUGUGGAAGCUUAUCUCUCUCAUGGAAGGAGAAGGCAGUGGGGAGGGCAGCAAGCAAUCACCAGACUAUUUAAGGUGGACUAAUUAGCUCUUAACGCGCAUUAGUUAGUUUUACGCACCAGCUCUAGCACACCAUCAGGGAUGGCUGAGUUUAUAAAAUGUCGGUGUUGGAGUUUUGCACUUUUCCAAAGCGCAGUUCAGCUUUAAAUUAUAAAUAGUGAAGUGUAAAUAAUGCAUGUCAGCAUUUUUAAAAAGAACACUCACGUUUAAUUUAUCUUGAAGAAAGGCGAGUUCAGAUAUUCUAUGAUUCUGUGUAGGGGCUUAACUUCUGUGGCAGCAUCCACCAUAGAUCAAACGCCAGGCGAACCUUAAAAAUAUAUCGUGGAAUUAUGGUGAUUAUCAUCAUCACCACCACUGACUGUGACUCAUCAACUGAAAAGCAGAGAUUGCAAAUUCAAAACGGCUUCUUUCUGGUGGCUGCCUGCCGCCGCCACCACUGCAGUCAUAACAUCAUUCUUAGCACCAGCCAAUCAUUCGUAGCACCUGCUACAGGGAAUUUCCAUACUAAUCUUAGCCACUGGUGCUGAAACAUUUUAUGUCAAGUUCCAGAAUGAUGCAUUGGCCUAGUUCCUGUGUAGCGAUACCAUUCAGAUAAACCAUAGUUUGUACUGCUAACAACAUAGGAAGCUGCCUUAUGCAGAGUCAGACCACCAGUCCAUCUUGCUCCUUAUUGCCCACACUGACUGGCAGUGGUUCUCUAGGGUUUCCAGCAGGACUCGCACAGGACAGCCCUACCUGAAGAGGCCAGCGAUUGAAUCUAGAACUUUAUGAAUGUAAAGCAUUGCACUCCAGGGCUGGCCCAGGACGUUUUGCUGCUUCAGGCAAAACAGAAAAUGUUGUCCCCUUUUCCACUGCAACUGCUUCCUCUGCAUACAUAUACGCUAUCUCCUCCUCCAUGCCCGAACACUUUCUUGGUGGGCAGUCAUGGAGGCGGUGGCCAUGGGCCCAUGUGUGUGGAGGAGGCAGCCAGGAGUGGACGACAAAACAACAAGGAGCAGUGGCAAAGGAGGCCAGUUCUGCUGUCUGAGGCGACUGCUUCACCUUGCCUCAUGGACAAGCCGGCCCUGAUUGCUCUACCACUGAUCCAUCGCCCUUGAACAAGCUGAGGCCUAGUCCUUGCUGAGGUGGCAAAUCUCUGUCUGGGCUGCACCACAGCAAAUACACUCUCUUGCAGCUUAAUGCUUCCCUGUAUCAAAUAAAACGAAAAUGAAAUUUUAAAAUCUCCUGUCCAAGGCUAGGCUAGAGCCCUGAUAUCUAGUUUCCUACAUGGAGGAUAUUGGUUGCAUGGAAGACUAAUAAAUUAUACAAGCACUCCUGAACAAGUAUAGCCAAAUUUAUACAGAUUUACUACCGCAGUGAGAACUAGGCCUCAAUUCUUCCUGUGAGGCUUCAUCUCCAGGCUCUUUCACUGCCCUUAGGGCUCAUUUCCCAGCUUCAUCACCCAUUAUCUUGACAGUCUUUUGAUUAGUUCUAUAGAACGGUGGUUGUUUCUAAUUUCCCCUUCAGUGGGAUAAGCGUUUUCCUGAUGUUCAUUGUGUACCUUUUCGUGCUGAGGGUUUCUUUUCCUUUUAAUUAUUGCAAUUCCUUGCCAAAAACCUAGCCAUUACUCCUUAGGGUUGCUCUGGGCUGUUAUUAAUUAUUACACUGAAGCCAAAUACCUUUGGUUUAAUGGUUGGUUGGAGUCUACUGUCUAGUUAUGCACAAGUAAAGCCAAGCCAGACGUUUCCUACUAUCCUACUAUCCGAUCUCCCAGUCCAAUGCCAAGUUAGAACACAGUGUCACUUGAAUGCUUCCCCCCACCUCGCCCCUUAGCUCUUCACCUUUGGUUGGAGAGAAGACAUCCGUCCAGGAGAACCUCUUCACACCAGAAAAUUCUGCUUUGAUGCCGUUUCGCACAGCAGCCCCGUCACACUUUAUGACUGCCAUGGUAUGAAGGGAAACCAGCACUGGAGCUACAGGAAGGUCAGUAUUGCUUUGGAUUGUUUCAAAGUCUUUCAGCUGCUGGGCUUUGGGCAGGGGUGGCCAGCUGUGAGGGGUGGUGCUGUGAACCUGGCCUCCUGGUACCACUGAUGCUGAUGCUGCUUACAGGGCAGUGUGUGGUUAGCAGUGGUGGGCCUACAUUUUUGGGGCCAUGAAGCCUUUUUGCAACCAGCAAUGACAUCUGGGUAACCACAGUUACCUUCUUCAGUGGGGUUGUUUAUAGCAACCUUUACAACAUCUGUACUACAGACUUUAAAACAUUGGGAUUGUUGAAACACAUAAAACAAAACAAAAAAAUCAAUUUGAGAUGUGCGACUCAAAAUGUGUCUACUAAAUCCAUUUUUUUUAAAAAAGGAAUGUGGACUCCCUGGAAUUGGGGCCCCCUAAGCUUCAUUAGUUUCAUAGUAGAUCGGACCCUGGUGGUUAGGGCAGCAGUGGCACAAGCGAAGUGGUCAGAUUCCAGUAGUUCAGCCACACCUCUCUGCCCUCACCACCGCCCUGCCCUCACACCGUUCGCUCUGUGUCCCACUGCUGUGAUACUGGUACCCGGAAGUGAGAGUUACAAAUACUCCCCAUCCUCGCUGGCCGCUCCUGGUUUUGGGUAACAGAGACUGCAAUGUUUGUUCCAUCAGAAUAAUUCAUUUUACACACUGCCUUGGUUCAGUUAAAAACAAAAAACACUUGAAAUGUGAAAUAGCACUGCCAUUAUAUAGGUCAAAGUUAACAUUAAUAUGGAUUUCACCCAGCACAAAAUGAAGAGCACAUCCCCUGAAAGAUGCUUUGCCAUUUUGGCACAUCAAGACAUGUGAGUCAUUUUAACAAAGGCAGCCCUGAAAAUGUUUUUAUUCCAUGUGACAGGCACAAGAAAAGCUCCUAAUGAAUUAAAUACAAUAUAAUCUUUCUUUACUUUAAAGAUUGCAAUUGGCAGAUGUACAAAAUGCUGGAAAGAGCAGCCCUGUAUAGCUAAUGAAACAAAAUGGUUUACAAUUCAAGGGUCAUCGGUCUAGGAUGCCAACUGCAUUUCGAACCAUUUUAAAUAGCACUAGAAGCAGGUUGGCUGUGACAGAAAUCGUGCAUGACUUUUUCUUCUUCACAUUUUAGUAGUUACCAUAACAAUGCUUUGGAGUGACAUGAUUGAUUGCUUUUGAAAUGGGUACCAAGGAAGUGACCUUGUUUAACCUUCUCAGUGCAGGCCUUGGUGGAACUGCAUGAGAUGGCUGUUAUUCUGGUGCUCUGUUUCACCUAUCCAUCACCAUCCCCACAGCACAACUUCCUUGGCAUUCACUAUCUUCAAAUUACUAAAACUGCAAUCGUAUGCACCCCAUUGGACACAGUGGGGCUUGCAUUGCAUGGAUAUGACACACUCCUUCAUGUAAAGACUUCUGAAGGGGCUUAACAGAGUUCUGCCCCCAACCCCGUACACUGGUGUUUCCUCCUCCUAUGCCCCCUGACAUGUGCACACAAGCUCAGACAUUCACAGCCCUCUGAACCAUUACAGAGCAUGGAAGGUCUGUGUCACCUUCCUUAUCCCUGCCACCCUGCCUAGCCCUCCUUAUUGUCAUACAGGGACAGAGCCCUGGAUGUGGAUAGAUGAGCACAUGGUAUCACUAGGCACGCGUGCUUCUUUUAUUGCCUUGGAACAGGACAGCCCUUUAUUGAGCUGUACAGGAAUCCUUUGUACAUGGGUGCUGUUUCUUCAAUGGGGCUGGAUCAUACCCAAAGCUGUACAGAGACAAAAGCUAUUUUGGCCUUCAUCACCCUAAUAUUUUCUAGUUUACCAAAGCAUUCAUGAAUUUGGAAAUAGAUUAAAGGCAGACCUACGCUACACACUUCAGGCUUGUUGAGAGUCAUUAUCUCCUUCCAGGGAGCCAAGAGAACAAUAGAUAAUGUGUGCUGCGGGUGGGUGGCAGCAAGGAAAUUUGAGCCAAAAUUAUCAGCACUUCACCAGACUAUGGCAGUUAAAUUGGCUGUAAGAAUAUUACCGUAUUUUUCGUCCCACAGGACGCUCCGUCCAAUAGGACGCACCUAGUUUUUUUGGGGGGAAAUAAAGGAAUUUUUUUCCCCUUUAUUUCCCCCCCAAAAGCAGGUUGGGGAAACCGAACCAGGUCGAGGAACAGCAGGAUGGCGGCGCUGCUCGCUGAGCUUGUGGGGCUGGCCGAUGUCUGCCCGGCGCGCGAGGCGCUCUGCUUCAGGGCGCCCCGCCCACCGGGCAGCAGGCUGCUAUCCGCAGUGUGGGGAGCCCUGCGGGGAACUCCUGCAGGGCUGCCUAGGCUGCGGAUGGUCUGCCGGCGCCGGGCGCUCUGCUUCAGGGCGCCCGACCGCCCGGGAAGCAGGCUGCUAUCCGCAGCCUGGACAUCCCUGCGGGACCUCCCGCAGGGCUGCCUAGGCUGCGGAUGUCUUCCUGAAGCCUGGAGAGCGAGAGGGGUCGGUGGGCACCAGCCCCUCUCGCUCUCCAAGCUUCAGCGAAAGCCUGCAUUCGCCCCAUAGGACGCACCCAGAUUUCCCCUUCAUUUUUGGAGGGGAAAAAGUGCGUCCUAUAGGGCGAAAAAUACGGUAUAUGCUAGAUGAAGGGAUAGGAUAACCAAUGAGGAAGUUUAGUCAUCAGGAGAGCAGGCAGAGAGGUUUAGAAUCAGUGCAGAGAGAUGGGGAAUUCCCAGAGGAGGGAAACAACAGAUGGCGACUCUGCCAGGGUUUAUAUUGUCUGAAACUGUGGGAGGGAAUAUCUUGAGGGGGUUUUUGUCUGCAAAUGUGUAUCCAUGAAAACUUUUGUGUGGGUUACGUGGAGGGGACUCUAUUGCCAUUCAACCCAUGACUUUGGUUGAUCAAUUUCGUUUAGGAUUUACACUUUAGCCAGAGAAGGAUCAGACUUUGUAGGGUGAAUUGAAUUCUCAUUCCUAGUAGAGGUGCCAUUUGAAAGGCGUGUGCUGGAUCUUCAAAUUAUACGAGAUGGCACAACGCCCUCAAAGUCAGAGGAGAAAGCUCCAUUUAUGUCAGAUAAGGAUCUGACUUUGUACAACUGCAGCCUCUUGCUCAAACACCAAAGUCAAUUUAUUUCCUGGCUUGCCCAAGCUGCUGAAAAGAAGCUUGAUGUCUUGAAACACUUCAUUGGUGCCUAA